AUGGGAAUGAGCAGAAGGACAUUCCUGAUGGAUUUAGCAAGAAGAAAAGGCUUCAGGGUAGAAAAUGAGCUAAGGUAUGGGGGAAAAAACCACCACUCCACCCUCACCAUUCAUUAGAUUCUUUUGUAUGUAGACUUGGAGCUUAACAUCUUUUGCUGACAGUGAAGUCCUAUGCAUGUCUACUCAGAAGUAAUUUAUCCCAGGUAAGUAGGGAUAUGGAAUUGCAGCCUUAGUGUGCAAGGAUGUGCUUAGAUAUUCUGUAGCUGUCUUUUAGUAAUUUUUCUGUCGCUUAAAAGUUUUGGAAACUGACAGGAAGAUAACGAAGCAAAGAGAUCUGAAUUGAAUAAUAAGUGGAAUAAGUGGGCUGUUUAGCAACAUUUCUGUGAAACUUCACUUAGCAUUCGAGUUACAUAUUUAGUUUGAUGUCUAUAUAGCUUCAAGGAAAUGAAUGUUCAAAUGCACUCUAGUUCAACAGAGGUGUAUUCUGCGUAUAUGCAUAGGCUACAAUUCUUGACUGCUGCAAGAAACUUGUAUCCCAUAGGAACAUAGGAAACUGCACCAUACAGGAUCAUACCAUUGGUCCAUAUAGCCCAGUAUUGUUAACACUGGCUGGCAGCGGCUUUCCUGAGUUUCAGGUGAUCAAGAUGCUGGGGAUUAAACCUAUACCCUCUGCAUGCAAAGCAUGUAGUGCCACUGAGCUUCAGCCCUUGCCCAGACGACCUUCAUGUGAGUCUUCUUCCUAGCUUUCAGCAUAGAAUCAUAGAAUUGUAGAGUUGGAAGGGACCAGAAGGACAUCUGCAAUGCAGGGAUCUUGUCCAACAUGGGGUUUGAACCAACAACCCUGAGAUUAAGGGUCUCAUACUCUACCGACUGAGCUCCCACCUUCCCCCCCUCAAUGGACUUCUAGGCCAUUUAGAAAAAUUAUAGGAAAAUGUGGGAACCACAAUGAUAGUGGCUUCAGAUUCGGAAAUCCUCCUGAGACAAGUUACUGUAUCAGUUCUGAAGCAACAAGAGUCCUUCAUUUUACAUUACUGCUACUCAGUAAUUCAGACAUUUCAUUCUUUUAAUGAUAAAGGAAUAAAUUGGUUUCUAAACAAUUUUCAGAUCACCAGCCUGAACACACACACACUUUAUCUUCCUCCGUUUGUUAUGUGCCGACACAUCCCUAAACUCUGCACCUAAAUGUAUUUGUAGAGUUCACCCAUAAAAUCUUUUAUCUCCCUUUCUGCUAGAGUCUGAAUAGGCAGUUCUUUCAUAUGCACCUUUUAAGAGGCUGGUGUGCUUUGGAGUUGAACAGAUUUCCAUUCUGUCAUUAUUUUUAAAUCUUUUCUGAUCUGGGCUGAACAGAGUAUUGCAAAUAAAGGCCUCUUCCUGUGUCUUUUGAGUAAACACAGACAUACUUCUCUUUCUCUUCUGGUACAUCAUGGUCAAUGGCAUCCACAACAGACUGUGUGCAUUCUUUGCCAUCAUGUGACUGGUGACUAACGUUUGUCUGACCAGUUGUCCCAGUUGUCUGACCUCUUUUGUCAUUCCCAUGCUUUAGGGCACCAGUGUAGCAAAAUUGCUUAUAAUUUUUGCUCUUAAUUCUUUCAAAUAGUAUCUCUCAAGUCAAGUAGAAUAUUAGGAGUGCAUCUAAUUCAUCUCGCAAUGGCUUUCUGAUCUCCUUCCAUACCGGCAAUGGUUCCUGACCUAACAUGAUGGUAUGAUGAAAUUUAAUCAAACAUGCUUGUACCUUAUUUACUAACAAAUACCAAUUGCAUAUGUAAAAGAAUGUGCAGAAAUGGUGAAAUGGAUGUUCCAGAUGUUGUCCUACCAUCAUCCCAAGCCAACAUAGCCAAGGAUCAGGGCUGUCAACCAUCCCUUAUUUGGUGGGAAACUCCCUUAUCCCAGUGCCAUGUCCCACUGCUGUCCCUUAUUGAUGUCCCUUAAAUUUCCCGGGUUUCAAAGGAAGCAGCUCCUCUCCCUCCCUCCCUGCCAGCCAGGGAAAGAUUUGUAGUGGUAGACUAGCAUAGAUGGUCUGAUCUGCGGGUUUACUUCGGGCGCUAUUUCCCCCCCCCCUCCUCCCGCCCCACCUGAUGGAACUGAGAGCUGCAGAUGGAGCACGAGAGAAAAGAUACAGAACUGCAGCAGCAUCUUCGUAGCUUGGACUUUGUUUUGUGCGAAAAGUGGUUGCUGCUUGUAGUUAUUUAACUGCAGUGUUUCAUCAGCUGGUGUCUUGAGCAGCAACCUCUGGAAAUGAAGGGCUAAAAACCGGUGCUGGUCUCCCAAAUUAUCUGGUCCCUUUUAACUUUGUAUUUCAGCUGGCUGACUAAAAUCCCUUAUUUUGGCUGCUGAUCCCUUAUUUUCGAGGCUGCUGGUCCCUUCUUUUCAAAUCUGUAAGUUGACAGCUAUGAUCAGGGAUGAUGGGAGUUGUAGGCCAACAACAUCUGGAGAGCCACAGGUUCCCAUACCUGCUCUAGUGUGACCAAGAUACAGAAUUCAAAGCAAACCUAUGUUAAUGGGGGCUGGGGUGGUUCCUGGAGGCUCCAUUAAGUUAUUAAGUUUCCAAGCUAGGAAAGAUGCCUGUGUGUGUGUGAUGGCAGAGUAAUGCCUUUGGAGCAAGGAAAAGGUGGAGAAAGAAAAUCUUGCAAAUAUGCUUCAUAUUGUUAGUGAGGAAAUGGAAUGCAUCGCUUUGUUUUCCUGCAUCCGUUCUGAAUUCACUUCAGCCAAGACCAUUUAACCGUCAAUUUUAAAAUAUUGUCAACAAUAUCUGUGGAAAUCCCGCACUUCUUACAUUUAUUUAUUUUUGCCAAGAAGAUGAUGCAGCUGUAAAAGUAUCAGAGGAAACUGUGGCACUGUUGGCUGAGCUGCUGCUGUUGUGAGUGCAGAAAUGGCAAAGUUCCCAGAUCGUCAGCUUUAUACAUAUACAUUAAAUAUGCACAUUUUAUAUAAAGGGAUAUAAACCACAGGAAGCAGAAGUUAAACAUCUCUAACUGAAAUUUGUUGUUGUUGAGACAACAAGGCAGAACCUAGCUCGGUGUUGAUAAGAACAUUGAUGCACAGUGAAUCUGAUUACUCAGAUAUGUUUUUAACUUAGGAAACAUAUCCCAUCUUUCCACUAAAAAAACUGAGCUUACAAUAUCAAUGGAAAAAAGCAAUAAAACAAGCAAUUAAAACAAUUUAUAAUCCAAAGCAGAAGCAGGAUGGCAAUUCUUUGGAUCCUCCCUUCUAUAAUAUGCCUGACUAGUGGAAUUUCAGAACUGGCAUUUCAAGAUGUAUUAGGGUCAAACUGCACAUUACCUUCACUGUGUAGUUCUGCCCUUGAGUGCACCAUCCCUCUCUCCCCAGUUGCCCUGAUAACUGGACUGGGCUCCUACCCGCCUCCCUGCUGCAGCCUGCAGUUUGCACUGCAAACCAAGUUUUCUGUGUCUGUGAUAAUGAGUCCUGUUAUAGGAACAUAGUGGUGAGUAUUGACCCAGCUCAGGCACAUGGUGUAGUGGCAAAGGCAAUAGUUGGUUGUAUUGUGAUGGUUUCACUCCUACCUGCAAGGUCAUACUAGGGGGUGGUUCAGUCACCUAAUGUUAUUCAGUUGUUGUUGUUUAGUCCUUUAGUCGUGUCUGAUUCUUCGUGACCCCAUGGACCAGAGCACACCAGGCAUGUUAUUCAGUAUUUGUAUGUAACUACUGGGAACUGCUGUUUGGCUUUUUGCAGCACCAGGUCAUUAGUACAGCUCUGUCUCUCCAUUCCAUCUGAAUCAGGAGGUGCCUGAAAUCAGUGACACAGUGCACGAGGACCAAUGUACUGACGCUGAAUCCUGAAAAGGCAGAUGUUGCUGUAGAUGGACAGUUCCUGUAUCUGGGAAUUUGGUGGACAACCUGUUCUGGGAGCGGUUGAAAUCCUUCUGAAAUAACAGGUUCACAGCCUGCGGGUUCUCUUGGAUUCCAGUCAUGUCACUGGAGUCCCAGGUGGCUUCGAUGCCUAGAGGUGUUUAUGGUCAUACUAGACUGCUUUGGCAGCUACAGCUACAGUUCCUGGACCAGGGCAGCCAGGGCUUAGUAAUCUAUGCUGUAGUGACUUUCGUCUGAACUACUGCAAUGCACUUUAUGUGGGGCUGCCCUUGAAGACUGUCUGGAGGCUGUGGAGAAUGCAGAAAUGUAAUAAAUACAUAAUAAUUGUUAAUUUUUCUGCUCUGCAACAUAUUCCAGCAUUCUCUGGAAGGCGUUGGCUGGUUGUUAGCUGCUGUGGCAAGUCAAGUCACUGUGCCACUGCAGCUAAAUUUGAUUGAUUGGCUCUUGCUUCCAUCUGGUAAAUUAAUGACUCAUCAUAUAUUUCACAUAUGGCUUAUGCCACAUGAAAUUAUGCGAGAAGGUGCUAUCCUAUUUGGGCGGUAAUUUUAGAAACAAGUUUUGGUAAGUGUCUUAAACGGCUUAGCACGCUAUCCCUUGAAAAGGACAUUUGAAGCACAUUUCCUCCUCAAUGAAUUCUGGGCCCUGUAGUUUACAUCUCACAGAGUUAUGAUUCCCAGAAACCUUUAAACCACAGUGCUCAGAAUUCAUUGAGGGAAAGAAUGUGCUUCAAAUAUCCUUUAAAGGUAUAGUCACUAUGCAGUCCCUGCUCUGCCUAGAUUAAACCAGAGGACUGGUAUAUUGAAGAUCACAAGCCUGUGGGCAUCAGGCACAAGGCUUGUGCUAGUUUUCAGCUGCCAUAUGUAGAAGCUCAAGUACAGACAGCUUAUUGAGAAAUACCAGCAGUAGCACUGCUUGAAGGGUUUAGCCCAACUGUCUCUUAACUGUUAUGAAGCUCCAAGUCAAUGAACAGGCGCACCAUUAAUUCUUAAGGCUGUCAGAUAACCUUAAGGAGGCUCUUCAUUGCAACAGCAUGUGGGCAGGCCAAAUGUUUUCAGUGCUGCAGGCAAUGGUGGGGGAAAAACAUGUGCCUUAAGGGCAUCAAUUGAUACUGAGCGUCAGAGGACAGUCCAGUCUGAAGGUGUCAUCGAAAGCAUCGUGGCAUCAAAUCACUUCCCCCUGUUCAUUUUGUAGACAGGAAAAUUCCAGGUUAUUCCUGAUAACUAGGCGAAAGACUUUUUCCUUUUUGUUUGUUUAUUUCCUAGUGAUUCUGUCACACACAUUGUGACGGAGAAUAAUUCCUGCGCUGAGAUCUUGAAAUGGCUACAAGCACAGAAGGUGGAGGACAGUGCAAGAUUCAGGAUCCUGGACGUCUCGUGGUUGACAGCCUGCCUGGAGGCGGGAAGGCCGGUGGAUUCAGAGAAAUAUCGGCUUGUAAGUAAAGUGUGAGAUCUCAGUGUGAGAUCAACAGGCUGGGCAACAUGUUGGAAAAGUCAAACCACAAAUAAUGGAUGAUCGGGCCAGAAUACUUAGGUGUAAAUGGAUUUGAAAGCUUGCUUCAUUGAAUCCAAAGUGGCUGAAAUCCAAGGUACUUAACUUGCUUGUUGAAUCACAGCCGGACUUGGCUUACCUAAUUUAUUCUCCUGCCAAAACAUGGCUUGGGGUUGUUCUCAUUCUCUGUGGAAGCCCCCUGAGAAAUAUGAAGCAAACAGAUAAUGGCCUAGAGUCAGUGCUGGUACACAUGAUCUUCUCUGCCCUUCUGACCACCCACCUCCAUAAUUUCCCUGAUAGCCAGCUGUGAUGAUAUUGGAGCGUAUUUGUAUGGAAAAGCAGCAUACAAAUUUAAAUAAUCAAUAAAUAAUCUAUGGCAAAGUACAUGUAAUUACCAAAUGCCGAACUCUGAGUUGGUCAGCUUUUGGGUGCGUAGGGGGCUGCUGCCACUGAGGCCAGGUGAUGUAUCUUUUUUCUUUUUAAAAAACACAUUUUCUGUCAUUUAUCCACAUACAGAGAAGUGGACUCUCCCAUUUCCCACCUGGAAGCCCACUUCUUCUCCCAGUCUCUCAGCCUGGGAAGAAGAAGAGGAAGAGUUUGGAUCUGAUAUCCCGCUUUAUCACUACCCGAAGGAGUCUCAAAGCGGCUAAAAUUCUCCUUUCCCUUCCUCCCCCACAACAAACACUCUGUGAGGUGAGUGGGGCUGAGAGACUUCAAAGAAGUGUGACUGGCCCAAGGUCACCCAGCAGCUACAUGUUGGAGGAGCAGAGACGCAAACCCGGUUCUCCAGAUUACAAGUCCACCCCUCUUAACCACUACACCACACUGGCUCUCCACACCACACUGGGAGACCCUUUCUACCCUGCCUUUCAUGUAGGGAGGGCGGUCAUGGAUCCUAAGCCCCUUCAUUCUGCUGACAUGUCCCUCAAAGCAGGACUGAAGACAUAGGAGCCAACUCCUAGGGGCCAAGGUCCCUUCACCCCCUCCCCUAAAAUAUUUGAGGGGGUCAGGACACAGCUAGCCGACAGAACAGAGGACAUGGUGGUAGCUUCUUAAAGACCCCCCUGUCCACCCAACCCCCCCACCGUAAUAUUGCUCUGUUGCGGAAUGCUUUCAAUGCAGGAACUUUCUAUUUGUGUGUGAGCACAACGUUAACUCUCCAAUCUGUCUUGAACAUUGUAGCACUGUCGUUUCCCCUAUAACUUUAGUAAUGUGCUUCAUGCCACAAGCCAGAGAACCACGCCACUAAUUGUAUCUGCCCAGCUGAGUUUGCAACUUACUUCCUCCCUGCCCUGCCCAGAACGGCAGCCUCCACCACAAGCAAGACCCUGUUCUUAUUCAUUUAAGCCUAAUGCAGCUCUGUGGAUAUCUUGAAGAAAAUAAUUGCUUAAUAGGAAUUAGGACAGCCCUGCUAUUGGAACGCCUUAUGUGUAGUCCUCAUCCCAUGUCAAUUACAAUGUCCAAAGAAUGGGCAUAAAAAGCAAGUGCAAUUUCUGCCAUCAUGGCAAGCUCAGCAAGUGCCAUCAUGACUACAGGAGGGAUUGCAAGGCUGUCCAGCUACAAAAGUGAAUGCUGUGCUUUAAGAGAUUGUGGGUGUGAGCAAGUCAGAGCAUAAUUACACGGAGAGAACAGUGGCAGCACCGUUAAGUGUGAACAAGCUGUUAAUGUAUAGUAUCACUUCAGUCUUCUUGUUCACAGAACCUGGAUGGCUCAUAGUUGGAGAAUGCUAGCUGGAGCAGAGUUUCCGAUGAAUUAGCUCUUGUGAGUGCAGAGCCAGGGAAUGACAAUUGAUCAAGAAAUAUGGAUCUGGCAUCAUCAAUAAUUUAAACACUCUGCUGAGAUGCAAGUCUCUAUCACCUGAGCAGAUAAAAAAUAUAUAUUGCAGUUUCCUAAUUUCUUCAGGAUAUUGCAGGGCCCAGAUUUCUUUGGGAUAUUGCAGUUGGCUGAUUUGUUCCGGAUAUUGUGAUCGCUCUGUUCAGUACAGGUGUUGCACACCCUGGAUAAUUUGCUAAACUUUAUUAAGAAGGAACAACUCUAUUCUGGGUGAGCCCUAAGCACGUGUCUAAAAUCAAGUCGACAAUCCAAGUCUUGUGUUAGCAAAAUCCACAUGUGCCCACCAGAUGGUGAUAUUGCUCUCAGGCACCGGACGUUGUACAGCGCUUAUAUUAUUUUUUUUGUAAAAAAAAUAUUGCCAAUGGAUUUGUUGAAGAAAAGAAUAUAGUCAAUACUUUGGAUAAUGCCUGUUUAUGUCAAUACAUUUGUUGAUUUAUACAGGUUAAGCUUCGGUAUUGGCUUACAUGAGGGGCUAUGCUAAAAGAUUAAAAGCUCAGGGAGAGAUGAUGUAAUGCAGGAACAGGUAAUGAAAAUCCCUCUGUGUGUGUGUGUGUGCAUGCAUGUAUGUAUGUAUGUAUGUGAGUGCACACACACACACGCAGAGAGAGAGAGAGAGAGAGAGAGAGAGAGAGAGAGAGAGAAAGAAACUCAGUAAUAUUAUAUACAUUUGCAUAACAGUUAAGGGAUUUGAUGUAUAAUAAUUGAGCUUUCCAAGUUUAUGGUAGCAAUUUCUCUCAACUGCGCUACUUAUGCCCCAAACUACAGGACAGAUGUCAAAGAUUUGAGAUGGUUAGUUCUACUCAGAGUUGACCCAUGGAUAAUGAUGGCCAUGUAUGGUGUGGAUCUGACCACAGGCACGUUAAUUUCAAUGAACCAACCAAGCCCAGGAAGCUUCUGCUUGGUUUAGGGAGGGAGGUGCGAUGCAGUGAUGGGGUCCAAGAGCCCCCCUGCCCGGUUUUGGGAAAGAGGCAGCAGGGUCCUAGCAUUCUGUCAGAGGCCUGGGAAGCUUCAGCCUGGCUUAGAGAAGGAAGCACGAUGCUCACAUGUACAACAUUGUGAUGUUCUGAUAUCGCCUCCCCAAUUGCCCUCACAAGCUUGCGCCUCUGUCCCUAACUGCUCGCCUACGAAAAAUUUCACCACACACCACUGUUUCCUUCCUCAGGCUGCGGCUUCUCUCAGACCUGAUGCAAUGCUCUUCCCAUGCUUUAUGUGCUGCAACACAAUCCUUUUCUCUAUGGCUUAACACAGGGGUCAGCAAACCUUUUCAGCAGGGGGCCGGUCCACUGUCCCUCAGACCUUGGGGGGGGGUAGACUAUAUUUUUUGGGGAAAAAGAAUGAAUUCCUAUGCCCCACAAAUAACCCAGAGAUGCAUUUUAAACAAAAGCACACAUUCUACUCAUGUAAAAACACCAGUCAGGCCCCACAAAUAACUCAUAGAUGCAUUUUAAAUAAGAGGACACAUUCUACUCAUGUAAAAACACGCUGAUUCCCAGACCAUCAGCAGGCCGGAUUGAGAAGGCGAUUGGGCCGGAUUCGGCCCCUGGGCCUUAGUUUGCCUACCCAUGGCUUAAAAGGUGCAAAUGUUUCAUGCUCUAAAUGCUUACCCGUGUAGGAACAACUCUGGCUUCGUUCUGUAUAAGUUGGCUAAUUAGAAUCCAUCUCAAAUGAACUUUUCAUAAUCAAGACACAUAUCAAAGCAGUAAGAAUUUUAAUGAAAUUAAAAACAACAACAACACACCAAACACUGAAAUUGAACAGAAGGCAGGGAAGCCCUUGCCUUAAGCAUGUUUAAAACCAGCCCAUGACGUUUUGCUACCACAAUGGUCUUUCAGAUUUUCUGCUGCCUCCAGGAAUAAGGAAGAGUUGAAAUAAAGGUUAAUUGGUUUUUAAGGGUUUUUCAAAUUAAUUUUGUUGUAAUUUAAUUGGAGCAACAUGAAGUGGAGAUUUGUUUUACAAUGAUCAGCUAAUUUUAGACAAGGGUCAGUGACAAAAUAAUGGACUCUACUGGAGUGUGGACUCUGCCACUGCAGGGGAGCCCAGUGAGAGGAGGAAAGGCCAGGAGUAGCCAGGAGGUGAGGGACAAGGCAGUGAUCUAAUGCUACAACUGGGCAGAAUGAGGCGGUUAUCUCGGGUGGCAGAUUUUCGGCAACAUUAAGCAAUAGCAUUAAAACAAAAAAAAAAUCAUUUGGCUCUCACAUCCAGCCACACAAUAUCCUGGUUGUCCCAUUGUGAUUUUGCUCUGUUGAAGUUGCACAGAGCUAGGAUCAGACACUGGGCAACCAUCCCUGUUCCGAGUGGGGCGACCAAGAUGAUCAAGGGUCUGGAAACCAUGCCUCAUGAGGAACGGUUGAGGGAGUUGGGUAUGCUUAGCCUGGAGAAGAGAAGACUGAGAGGUGAUAUGACAGCUAUCUUCACAUAGCUGAAGGGCUGUCACAUGGAAGAUGGAGUUAGUUUGCUUUCUGCUGCUUCACAGGGUAAGACCUGUGGAGGGUAAGACCAAUGGAUUCAAAUUAGAAGAAAGGAGAUUCUGACUAACCUUUAGGAAGAAUGUUCUGACAGUAAGAGCUGUUUCAGAGUGGAACAAACUAGCUUGGAGGGUGUUGGACUUUCCUUCUGAAAUAUACUUGGAGUUGCGUAGCGAUUUCAUGCUCUUUAUUGCAGCUCAUCAAAACAGUAAAUGAAUCCCCCCACCCCCGAAACCAUUGGCUUUAUAUACAUUAUUUACACAAUAGGUCCCGUGUGAUUGGCUGAUUCUGCUUCCCUCAUGGAGCGUGACUGGCCUGCUCCUGCAGGCCAAUCGGUUGUUGCAUUCUAGGAUCCUUUUGUUGUUGUUUAGUCAUUUAGUCAUGUCCAACUCUUCGUGACCCCAUGGACCAGAGCAUGCCAGGCACUCCUGUCUUCCACUGCCUCCUGCAGUUUGGUCAAACUCAUUCUGGUAGCUUCGAGAACACUGUCCAACCAUCUCGUCCUCUGCCGUCCCCUUCUCCUUGUGCCCUCCAUCUUUCCCAACAUCAGGGUCUUUCCAGGGAGUCUUCUCUUCUCAUGAGGUGGCCAAAGUAUUGGAGCCUCAGCUUCACGAUCUGUCCUUCCAGUGAGCACUCAGGGCUGAUUUCCUUAAGAAUGGAUCAGUUUGUUCUUCUUGCAGUCCAUGGGACUCUCAAGAGUCUCCUCCAGCACCAUAAUUCAAAAGCAUCAAUUCUUCGGCGAUCAGCCUUCUUUAUGGUCCAGCUCUCACUUCCAUACAUCACUACUGGGAAAACCAUAGCUUUUACUAUACGGACCUUUGUUGGCAAGGUGAUGUCUCUACUUUUUAAGAUGCUGUCUAGGUUUGUCAUUGCUUUUCUCCCAAGAAGCAGGCGUCUUUUAAUUUCGUGGCUGCUGUCACCAUCUAGGAUCCUACCUGCCUAUUAUUCUAGGAUCCAAGCUUAGAACACAACACCUUCAUUGGAGGUUUUUGAACAGAGAUUGGAUGGGUAUCUAUCAGGGAUUCUUUAGCUGUGAUUCCUGCAUUUCAGAGACUUAGACUAGAUGAGCCUUUGGGUUCCUUUGAACUCUACAGUUCUAUAAUUUUGUGAUCUCAGCAUCCCCUGCAGGUCCCAGCAAGGAGGCAAUUUUCUGUUUCAAGUCUAUUUGUGUCUUCAAAAGCUGGCAGAAUGCAACUGAUGCAGUAUUAGUGUAAUAUAAUAAAUUGACCAGGCUCCUAUCAUAAGUCUUCAUGCCACAUUUUGCACCAAUUGGAGUUUCCGGUCACUUUUCAAAAUCAGUCCCAUGAACAACGCAUUACAUUAGUCCAAUCUGGAAGUGACUGGAGCAUGUGCAACUGGCAAUUUCCUUGUUGCAAAAAUGUAGCAUCACUGAUUAUAUAUGUUACAAAAUCUUCUGUCUAAACAGGCUCUUGGAAUUAUCUAAAAUCUCAAGAGAGUACAGUAUAAGUUUUAUAUUGAAAGGAACUUGUUUAAGGUGAUUAAAUUAUUUUCCAGGCCAUGUUGAUACUUAAUCAUGUUGUACCAGGCAAACUGAGGCUAUAGGUCAUAAAUUGCACAUAAUAGACAUAUUAUUCAGCCUGCUCUUGCAUAAAAUCAUUGAAACUAGAGAACUCAGAAGUUGUAAGUUUUACAAAGUUAAGAGAUGACUUAACUUCCGAAAUUUCCCACGCAGCACUACUGUCUUCUGAAUUUCUUUAGCUGGCAUUGGGUCUCUGGCAGCCCAUUUAGCUGUGAUAUGAUGUCUGCAGUUUAAAAUCCACCAUUAAAGUAUAAUUCACAGAUUGUAUUAUUAUCAAGUCUGAAUGAUUUUGUCGCAGCCUACUGAAUCCCUUUGGGCUAUUUGCCAAGUCAGGCUCAGACAUACGCACACUAAUUUUCCUCCUUUCAAAACACACAGCAAAAAUUACCAGAAAGCUGCGCUUACUACUGCUAUUAGAAAUUAUCCUAAUACGAAUGCCAUUGAACAAGUAAAUGAAUUUCUAGUCCCCACUGGAUCAUAUAUAAUGGCAACUUUUAGAUGAAAUAUUAUUAGCGGAAGGGCUUAUCUAAUAUGGCAAAAGUCUUUUGUCCCAUAUAUUAUAGUCAUGUCUCUGAUGUAGACAUGGAAGAAAGCUUUUCACGCUAUACCUGGUUUCCUACAUCUUUGUCCUUAAAUGUGUCAAUACAGAAUGAACCAAUCUGGAAUGGGUGCUUUCCCCCCCAAACGGAGAUGUUCUAUAAUUUGACUUGGUGAAUCAUAUUUAUUAAGAAGGGGAGCAGUACUAGGUGCUCUCAAGCAACCUUAAGAAUUGAUUCUUUUUCAAACUCUGCUUUUCGUAAGAGGAAACCACUUAUAAGCCACUUGUUCUUUGAUUCUCUUGCUGGACAGCUGGGAUUCAGUUGACAACUUUACCAUGUUACAGUAUCAGCUCAACAUGGAGGCCUGCUUGUCUUUGGAAAGGAGAAAGCAAUGUAUUUUCCUCAUUUGGGUACUGGCUGGGAUAAAGAACAUGGCAUGGAGAAGAUUUAAUACUAGUCAGAGCAUGUGUGGCAAUAUGACUUAGCCAGUCUAACCCAGGGGCAGGAAACCUCAGGCUCAGGGGCGAAAUGUGGCUCUCCAGGUCACUUUGUGUGGCUCUCCCUAGCCACACCCUCUUUCCUGAGGCCACGCCCCUUACCAGCCCUUGAUUUACAUCCUGCCUUAGUAUUGCUUGGUUGGAAUGUGUCCUUGAACUCUAAUAAUGACUCUUGCUGGAGGAUAGAGAGAGGUGUGUGUUGCAUUAAGAAACCAGCCUAAUGUACUACAAAGCUAAAAAAAAUUAUAUUCAUUGUUUUGCCCAGUUUUGUCUCUGACCCUCCACACUAGUGAUAUGUGAAUCUGAGAAUGUUGCCCAGAAGGGAAUGGGACCCACAGGCUGUAUGUUUCUCCACCCUUCUGGUCUAUCCCUAUCUUUCUCCAGAAUCUGUGUUUUAUGGCCAUUUGGUCACCAUAGAGACAUUAUUCAUAACAACUUUUUCAUGGCAAAUGCAAAGUUUGCCCUCUGGGAGAAGGGCUACAUGCCCUGGGUAUGAACCCUGGGAUCUCCUGGAACAACUCCUGGGCAACAGCUGCCAGUCAGUUUAGAUAAUACUGAGCUAAUGGUCUAAUCUGAUAUAAGGCGGGUUCCUGUGUUUCCAUGGUAACUCAAUACUUGAAUAAAAAGCAUCAUGCCUGGGAAUGAUGGGAGAUAAUAUGAAAGUUCUAUCAGUGGUGUUGGUCCCAUUAUGGAUCCUUCAGACACAGGCCAAAUGAUGCUGCGGUAAUUUGGUAUCUCCCAUAGCUGGCAGUAAGAGGCGUUUGUGGUGUUCAUUCUAUAUUGGGAGCAUCACAGUUUGAAACUGUUGCUGUCAGAAUAAGAGAAAGAUGGCGUGAGAAUAUGGCUGGGUUUGUUCAAAAGCACAUUGUCUCCAUGAGAGAAACAGAAGGGGCUGUUUGCUUGAAAUGUUUUGCAACAUGGCGAGAAAGGAACGGAAUAUAUUCUAUAGAAAUAGAAACUUGGCAAUCAGGUUUUGAGGUAAUUAUUAGAAUGACAAAUUGCCCAUUUUCCCCUCCUCUCUCUUUCUAGGUGGGUGAAAAGUGUUCUGCUACUUCAUCCAUGCAGUCAGUGGAUACUUCAGUUCUUGGUACGGAAAGCGUCUCCCAGUAUGCCUGUCAAAGGAGGACAACUUUAAAUAAUUACAACAAAAAAUUCACGGUAAUAUACAUAAUAACUUUCUUCUCAGAAUAGAGGGUCACACUAAACCACAGGCACCUUGAGGAACUAGUUAUAGACUAAAAAUACAUUGUUCAUAUAGUAAUACCUACGCAAACGUCCACCUUGUGUAGCGUCCAUUCCGGCAAACAUCUGCAAGCAAACCUGGAAGUAUCAGAAUGACUCACGCAUGCGCAGAAGCACAACCGCUCUGUGCAAGUGCGCAGACGUGGCGCUUUGCCCCGUAUCCUUUUCGGCUAGUGACCGGGGCUCCAAAAUGGAUCCCGGUUGCAAAACAAGGCAUCACUGUAUAGCUGCCCAGGAAGCAGCAACACCUAAGUCGGAGGAUGAACAACCAUCCUAGCCAUAUUUAUUAAGAAGCCUAUCUUGCUUACUUUUAUGGGAACUAUUUCUAAAUAUGCACAGAGCUUUGGCACAAUUCUAGUUAAUGAAUACAUUUUUUAAAAAAAGCUAAUCAAUAAACCGUGGGUUUUUUUAAAGCACUUGUUCCUUUAGAAUGGCUUCUUGAUCUCACACAACCUUGCUGUGGUGUCAUGAAGCACUCCUGGUGGUUGUGCGUGGGUCAAACAACUUUGUGGGUAGGGUUUUUCUCAAUCAGUCAAGAUCUGCACAAUCAACUUUUCCCCACAUGGCUAUUUAGUUCACACACAAUUCCCAGCAACAUGGGAUCAUGUCGUGGAGAAGUAAUGUAAUGUUUCUUGGUUUUUUAAAAAAUUGUUUUUGUAAUUAUUGCGAACUGUUAUGAGCCCAACAUUUGUUGUUGGAAAAGCGGAACAGAAAUAUCAAAUCAAAUCAAGUAAUUCCUAUGCUGCUCAGUGUGUGUAUUUGUUUGUACAGUGGUACCUCGGGUUACAUACACUUCAGGUUACAUAUGCUUCAGGUUACAGACUCCGUUAACCCAGAAAUAGUACCUCGGGUUAAGAACUUUGCUUCAGGAUGAGAACAGAAAUCGUACUCCGGCGGCAGAGGGAGGCCCCAUUAGGUAAAGUGGUGUUAAGAAUAGUUUCAGGUUAAGAACGGAUCUCCGGAACGAAUUAAGUACUUAACCCGAGGUACCACUGUAUGUGUGAAUGAGUGAGAGAGACAGAGAGAGAAAAUGACUUGUAAACUGCUUCAAGAAUUGCUGUAGCAACUUAAUUUAUGCUUCCUGAUAGACACAAUAAAAACGACUGUCAUGUGGUUAUAUAACCAUAGAGUUGGAGAGGACCUUGUAGUCCAAUCCUCUGUUUGAUGUAGGAAACCUCGAGUUAGAGGCAUACCAUCCCCAGUAGAUGGUUGUCAGGCACUUGCUUAAAGGCCUCCAGUACAAGAGAGACCACCAACCACCUAGUGUCUAGGUCCAUUGUCAUUUUCUCCUUAAUGGGUUGGGACAGAUGGUAGCUUGUGAUUAUUUCAAUGUGUGCCUCACUGGCAUUUUCAACCUACAUUUUCUGUCCCACCACUGCUAUUACCAAUUAACCUUUUCAGACUAGAGCUUUCCUGCCACAUGGGAAUAAAAAAUGGUUCUGUUUUGUGAUUGGCAAACACCAAAACAAGCGCAUGCCUCAUUUCAGUGCGUGGUUAGUUGCAAUGUGGUUUUGGUCAGUGAGCUCAGUUUAGUUAAGCAAACCAUUCUCUCUCAGCCAACCCCCCCCCCCCCAAUUUGUAACAUUUGUUGCUGUUGUUAAUUACUCUUGGCCUACUUUAUAGGGUUGGAAACAUUACUGAGGACUGUGUAACCUUUUGAGAACUUGUGAAAAAUGCCAUGUAAAUGUCCUUUUCUAAGGAAUCUUUCCCCACGGUAUCAAUAGCUGGGAAAUGGGCUUUCAGAUAGUAAAGUUUUUCUGCUCUUUCUGUAUUAUGUCAAGUGAGUAUGAGCAUCCUCUGUUAGGCCCUGAGGAUUCUAAUCAUUCUACCAAAAUGAGGAACAGAUUGGCUAUGAUGGGCUACAGACUGCAACUGACUCCAGCUGAAUGUUGAAUUUCAUUUUCCUGAGCCACUCAAAAUUCAGAGCCUGUUCAAGCUGCUGUGUUGUCCUCCUUAGUUAUGAAUUUUCCUCUGCAAUCAUUGGCUGAAUAUUACCCCCACAAUAUUAUUUCAGAUAUGCCUAAACAUAAAGAUUUAUUGCUUUGUUUUGGCUUUUUAAAAGUUAAGCUCUUUUGUCAUUUCCCCCCUACCUCGUUAAACUGACAGCUCAAAACAAGGGCAUUUAUUAUAUAGUUUUUGUGCCUGCUUCAUGCCGCAUCUGAACUCGCUUGCAGAAUCUCCAUCUCUCUCAUGUCCCUCAUUAAAGUAACAGCCAUGACACUUUUGUGUUUUCCACAAGUAAUACUAAGUCAAGGUGGUCUGCCUAGGGAGGAUGGGAGCCAUAGUCCAAAAUAUUGGGAGGGCACUGGGUUGGGGAAGCCUGCUAUAGCAUAAUUUGGAACCAUUUAUGAGGCCUACUUUGUAUGAAGGCAAGCAACUGCUUAUAGAUAUACAGUGGUACCUUGGUUUAAGAACAGCUUAGUUUAUGAACAGCUUGGAUUAAGAACGCUGCAAACCCGGAAGUAGGUGAUUUGGUUUGUGAACUUUGCCUUGGAAGCAGAACAUGUUUCGCUUCCUGUUGAGUGUGUUUCAUUUGUAAAUGGAGUUCCCCACUGCUAUGGGAAAGCACACCUUGGUUUAAGAAAGCUUUGGUUUAAGAAUGGACUUCUGGAAUGGAUUAAGUUCGUAAACCAAGGUACCACUGUAUAGGUAUUUCCAAUGAAUUCCAGAAGUCUGCUCAGCAGUUAGUUAAGUGGUAAUGAGAAUAAAUGUGAGUAGAAAGUCUGUGGAGGUGAGGAAUUACAACCUUCUUGGGAAAGACAUAACCCGCCACGAGCCAUGCUGAGCUUCUUGACUAGGCUUGCCACCUGCCCCUAGAAAAAUGUGAUUGUCCGUUUUUAAAGAGAAAAGUGUCCUGUGUCCUGUUUGGAUGCCUUUUUUCAUGUUUUCAAGCUCAUCCUCCUCCUCAAAACUGUGUGGGCAGAGAGUAGGUCAGACUUGGAGAACAAGAAAGGGGGUAUGCAUGGCUUUGGUGGAGAGCAGGUGGAAAGAGUUUUUGUGUGCUUGAAGACAGAGACUCAGAGUCGGAGAGCUAGAGAGAGUAAGGGCUUGCUUUGAAGUCAUUUCUGCACCAGGUAAAGUAAUUUUUAGCUCCCCAAUUCCCACCCUGACCUGUCCUGUAUUUUGCCCAACCAAAGGUGGCAACCCUGCUCUCGACUCAAGUGUCAGACUGGGGAGGUGGCAGAAUGAGCACCCCCCCUGCUGUUCUGCCCAAGCUCCUCUUGUGCCGCCUGAGUCCCCGCUGAUCUGCAUGUAAGUUCAGGACCAGUAAAUUAGGGCAGACCGCUUUAAAAUGCUGCUGCUGCAUAGCAAGCUUCAUGUCCAAGCAAUGGCCUCUGAUGGGGACCUAAAUGUCCAAGUGGGCAAAUGUGGAGGCAGGUUAUACUUCAAGCACCCUGGCCCCAAGGCUGGACAUGAUUUAAAGGACAAGACCAACACUUGGAACUGGGCCCAGAAAUAGGCUGGGAGUUGUUCCAACCAGGGAAGGGCUGACAUAAUAUGCUCAUAGCAGCUGUUCCCAAGGAGAGAACAACGUAACUGUAUUGAACUCCUUGGAGAAAAUGUAGUGUAUAAAUGUAAUAAUAAUUUGUCUUGGUGACUCGCACGUUGCGUAGGCCUCAUGUUCUAUGUUUUACUUUUCCUGCCUUGUUUGUUGCCCUCUACAGUGAAGAGGCAUUAAAUUCCUCCAUUGAGAAUAGGCCUAAUCUUUGUCUUAUAAAUGUUGAUGUCAAAGAAAAUAUUAUAUAUUUACUCCAUCAAUAAUAGGUCAUAUGGUUAGUCGGCAUCCAGUGGCUACUGAGAAUGCUCAGUCCUCAUCCGUCUUUCGCCUCCCCCUUUUGGGUUCUCCCCACCUUUUUUUGGUACAUUGGGGUUCUUCUAAGCAUGCUGAUAUCUCCCUCUUGUGUGUAGAUGUUGCUGCUUUGGCUACACAAGCAGCACUGUCCAUGACAGGACAUGAUAGUGGAAGUGACCCAUAAUGAACAACAACAUUGCAAAACAAGAUGAUGCCUCUGAGGGGAGGGUAUGCCCAGUCAGUCCAUUGCAGCUGUACAUGCAUAUAAUUUUGAUGUCUUUCUUCUUAUUUCAAAAUAUAGUCCAGCUGGCUCUCAAAUCCAUCACUCUAAAGGUCAGUAAAAUUAAACUCUGAAAGGCUGAACAGUGGCAGUUUUAAACAAUUGAUGACUACACCCCAGUGGGUCAUUUUGUAGCACCUCAAUAAAUCAGAUGUGUAGUUUUUUUUUAUUUUAAAAAAAGUUUGUGCGAUACUUUUUACUGUUAUUUUUACUUAUUAUGUUCUCUUCAUUUGAAAGCAGUUCGUUACAAGUAAUAAAACUGCAUUCUGAAGCAUAUUUUAUUGCUUUGGGAUCUCCUGAGCUUCCACUAUUCUGAAAAGCUGUGAAGGGGGGAGAGGUCUCUUUCAUGGUAGAUAUAAGCCCUUCACUUUGCAAAUAUCUUCACUUGCGGUUAAAGUUUCUUAGGUGGACAGAUAGUCAUUUGCAUCAUCUGCUAGUGCUACAGCCAUCAUUGCGAUGUCAGAUGGUUUUUACCUGUGAACUACAGGGGCUUUGUGAACAUCCUUCAGUAGCUAAGUUUACAAAGGUCUUUCAGAUGUGCCCCCCAGGUUUCUCCUCCAAAUGGGGGAAAUAUGUGGGGUGGGGGAUUGAAGGUGUACUCCCCCCUGGGUGGAUGGGAACAUACCUUUCUCAAUCAAAGGAAUAACCAGGAGAUUUCAGCUCCCAUUUGUUCCUUUGAAGCCCUUAGGUGGGCACAGCUUCCUGAAAACGGCGUGAGCCAAAUGAGGAGGUCUGGAGGACCAUCUUUGGUCUGUGAGCUAGUGGUUCCUCAGUCCUGGCUUAGUGUGCCAUGGCAGAGAGCAAGGCCAGAAAUGGGCUUUUUUCCUUCUCAGGAGAUUAGAUAUUCUACAUCAGAACAACCAGUCAAUGCAGGAUAACAGAUGCUAAGGCUUGGUCAGUUGUUGACAGAUCAACAGAUCAACUAGAGGGCAAUAUAAGAAUUAGCACAAUGCCCACUUGUUGUGAUCCCCUCCCACCUGCAUGUUAAUUCUACAUAUGUAAUAGCAUCUACAUUAACAUAAAUUGAUUUUGCACUCCCAUGAAACUCUGGGAGCUGUAGUUCUAGGAAUCUCAAUAGAUAAUUCUUACCAUCUUUGCAUGCUAUGAUUUCCAUGAUUUUUUUUGCAGUGCAGGAGAGACCUUAACGAGUUAAAUAGGUGCAAAAUUGCAAUAGGUUUGCACAGUAGAUAUACCUUGAAAUGACGAGUAAAUUGCAGUGGGACCACUUAACAUCUUGUGAUGAAGAACAAUGCAAGAACAGCAUUUACUGGGAGGAUUUUCAUAGCAAUAGUUUUAUAUUUAAACUUCUGUCCCGCAGCGUUUUUAUCUGGGGCCUGUGCUUUGACUGUAAUUCAUACAUUCAGAAAAAAGAUGUCCUGAAAGAUUAUUUUCUGUGCAAAUACGGAGCUGCGAUGAGGCAGCAGUAUAAUUUACUUAUACAAGCUGUGGGCAACCAACCAUUAAAUGACGCAUUGUCUCUGGCUGAAUGCCACAUAGCCUGCAAAUUAGGUCCAAACUGUCUUGAAUUAUGUGCUGGUGAUAGCAUCUUGUUAUAACCACUUUAUUUUAAGAUAUAAAUAUAUUGCCUUUUCUUUCCCUUUGUAACUUGGCAAUAGCUUUUUUCUUGCUGUUGCUAUUUUUAGCUUUUAAUGUUAGCACCGCAGUCUGUGUUGGUCUUUGAUAAAGACAGGGAUUUUUCACUUAGAAGUGACCCCUGGGACUCUCAAACCCCAUUUUUGAGCUCUCUUGUAGAAUAGCGGUUGCUUUGUAAAGGCAAUUAAAUGUGCCAUUUUCCAUACUCUCAAGUCAAGCAAGAAAACAGGUGUUUUGCUAACACCGCAGCCACUCUCAUGUAAUGAGGCUGAAGAAAUCUACUUUUCUUACAAGUCGUGGUUUUCAGCGUCUACUUCUAGGGAUAAAACUUGUGCUACGUUACAUCCUAAAUCAUAAUUGUCAGGUGAUGCCCAGGGCUGCAACAUUUCCACACUCCUCCACACUAUGGUGUGGACCAGGGCAGAGUGGCCACAAGCUCUAAUGCUUUGGAUAAUAAAAAAUGUAGGCCAAGGGACCUCAUCAGCCAACCUGACAACCAGAUGGAAUAAAGGAGGCCAGAGCUACAGGCCAUUUUGGAUGGCCCAAGGAGAAACUGAGCAGUUGGGGAGGACUGAGAAAGAAAGCAGAUAUUAAUAUUGCACAGUUUGAAGUGACUGGAAGCGUAAGAACUGACUCCUAUGGGAAGAAAUCAUGGUUCAGACCCAUAAAAAUAUUAUUCGGCGCUCUUUGAAAACAGAACAUAAGCAUCAAAGAUACAACCCAAAUAUCCAGACAAUGUCAUGUGCUGUCCAGCACAGGACCAGCAUCUUAGAAACAAUACACAGCUCCCCAAAUCAAACUGUAUCUCUCCUCCCCAUUCCACCCUGCCUUAGCCUGCCGUGGCUAUGCAUGGGCUGGGCCUCCGCAGUGGCAGUUUCUCUUCCUCCUUGCCUGCUCUCCAGAAACUGCUACGAGCUGCCCAAGGGAAGAGGUCAGAUGAUCACUCUCAGCCACUGCCUCUCAGGACAAGUGCCAGCUCCUCCUCCUCCCUGAGCUCAGUGGCGGUGGCACUGCUGGGGUGUGUGUGGAAAUGCACAUUCUGGGAUCAGAUCAGAAGCUGGGAUGGCUUUCAUAAUUCUGGGACUGUACCUGGAAAAUAGGGGCACUUGGAGAGUAUGCGAUGGGAGUUGUGGUCCAUCAAUGUCUGGAGGGCAAAGGUUGCCCAGACCUGUUGUAGACAGAUGUGCAUGUCUCACACAUGAGUGCAAGGUGGAUGGGUUUUGAGCAGACCCACCCCCCACUUUUAUGUAGCAUUUUCAGAUUGCUAAUUGUGCCUUACUAUUACUUAAGUUUCAAAAAUGAAAAUGUAACUUGUAACCUGUAGGCAGUUCCACAGCAGCCCUAUGUGUCUUCUUGCAUGAUGAAGGAUUAAUAAAUGUCCGAGAGUGUAAAAUCACAUGGUAGUUUUCAACUGGAGAGUCUUUAAUUUCUUUCUCUGCUUCUGUAAUAAAUCAGUAACAUGGUCACCGGCUACCCUCUCUGAGCAAAGGAUUCUUCACACAUUAAAGCACCAAGACCUUGUUGCCUUCCUGUCUCUUUCCAUAAGGCACAGCUCAAGCCUGCAGUGUGAUUUUUAUGAGCCAAAACAAACAUUGUUAUUCUCUCCCCAACCCUCCAAGAAGGUUGGUUAGCUUAGAAUAUUAAUACUGAACUGCAAUAAAAUGCAGAAGGACAUUUUUCUUAUAGACAAAUACAAUUUAAUUCUGAGAACGGAAAGUAGUUAAGGCUGGCACAAAGGGCGGAGCAAUCCUGUGGUUCAUUACAAACAGUUUUUGAAUUGUACUGGCCUUGGGCCAUUACUCAUGAGAAUAAGAAAGUGGAUGUUUGACUAUAGACUGAAUACCAAUUGCCUUACUAUAUCCGGUAUGUGGGUGAUGGGAGAUUGUUCUUUUUUUCCAUUAACGUAGCAUUUCAUUAUUUUGUCCCCAUUCCUAAAAGAUUCUGUUGUGUCACUGACUUUGGUAAACAAGUAAAUUAUUUUUAAUGCAGUUUAAAUCUGACAACUUGGUGACAAUAUCUUCUAAAUAACAUUUUAUUUGUAGUGUAGAAAGUGUUUAGGGAAGAGAAAUUCACAAACUGAUGUGUUGAAACAAUAAAGUAAUAGAGGGGUCUCUGUGAACCUUAGCACUAUGUGGAAGUUGCUUGCUCUGAAUGUGGAAGGUCCUGUACGAGGGGCCCAAUCCACCGGGAAAGUAGCCUAUGAAAGAAAUGAUUGACAAAGUCUUGAGAUCUAUUUCUGCAAACUUCGAUUCGUUUAUGGAAAACCUUCCCCCUCUGAGGUAUGGUUGGUGCUGACUUUGUGGCCAUUUUCUCCUCUGCAGUUAAAAAAUAUGCAAACGACAAGCAUGCAGUUUUGUUUAGUUGUAUAGUUAACACCAAAACCAGAAACUGUAAUCUUUUUAUGGCCAACUUCUAGAGUUGGAGACAUCUGUAAAAUGCUUUUAUAAGAGGUGAAAACUGGAUCAACUUUGCAACUAAUUAAAAUCUCUUGGAGGUGAUGCAUGGACCAGAAAUAUUACAGCACUGCAGGAAUCUGGGGUUCUCCUCUGUACUAGAUUAAUGUAAAUGAACUGUUUUUCUAUGUUGCUUUUAAUACACAGUGUGGAAUUUUUACAGACAGUAAAAAUUAUCCGUAUCAUAUACUGAUGUGGUAUCCUACUAGGAUACAAGCCAAUUAAAUAUUUGUUAAAUCCAAACAGUUAGCAGUGCUUUCCUUCUCCCUUGAUGCUGAUUACAUGGCAGUGAGAAGAGAUAGAGGUGGUGAAGCAGAUUUUUAUUUUAUUCUAAUCCUGAGCAAAUAAAUCAAAACAUGCCAAAAUGUGUCUUACAGGGAAAAGGCAGUCCUACAAUUUCUUUCAGCGUUUGCUGGCAGUGGUUUGUUUAGGGAGGAAUACAUAUUCAAACGUUAGUCUGAUUGUUUAUUUAAAAUGUCUUAAUGAGCUCUUGGGUAGUUGGAGAAAACACAGAGUAAUGAAAACAUCACUGAAAUGAAGGCUUUGAUGACAUCUUUUAGCUGACUGUCAAGAAUGUUUGAGUAGACAUGGCAUUUUAGUUUUCUUCUCAGUUUAAGGCAGUAACACAUUUUCCCUCAAGACCUGUCCACCCACUAGCAGAAAGCAAGGAGUAGCCUACCUAAAAUAGCAAUGGCAUUAUGCUUUCUAUCAUUUAACUUGAUAGCUUAAGCAAGUGCAACGUGACUGGACCAUUGCUUUCCCUCUCUUUCUUUUUUCCACUUAGAUUGCCUUUGUUCUUUAAGGCAGCUUUAAUUAUUUCUUGUGCGAACCAUGAUGUCCUUUGCUACACCCAUCAUGCACUGGCAUUAUUUGAAAAAGUUCUGCCUCUGGAUAACUCCUCUCCAUGAUACAGACAUACCUUGGUUUUCGAACAGCUUAGUUCUCGAAUGUUUUGGCUCCCCAACACCGCAAACCUGGAAGUGACUGUUCCAGUUUGUGAACUAUUUUUGGAAGCCGAAUGUCCGAAUGGGCUUCCGAUUGGCUGCAGGAAGCCGCACUUUGGUUUCUGAAUGUUUUGUUUCAAUGGAUGUUUGUAAUGUUAAAAAAUAUAGAAGAAGAAGAAGAAGAAGAAGAAGAAGAAGAAGAGAGACCUCUCCACAAAGACCGAAAUUAUGGCUUCUACACACACACAAAUCUGACAAGAGGCCCAUUUCAUUUUAACGGACAGGCUAUUCCCCCCCCCCCACCGGUUGGUAAUCAUAAUCCAAAGGGAGAAUAAAAUUUGUCAGCAAUACUUUCUGCUCUCUGUGCUCUACAUGAAGUUAUAUUGGAAGGGGUGACGGUAAUAUCCUCAUUUGCUCAGGAGGAAGCAAUCGCUGCAAGAGCAAAUAGGAAGAUAAUAGAGCUCGUGGAAGGUGAGUCAGUAGCAGCAACAGCAGCUGGUGAACUCAUGAUUUGCCAAGAGCAUCUGGCAAGGUGAAGCAAGCAUGAGUGUGCUUGGAUGCAUUUCCCAGCCAUUUCUACUUGCGUUGGCAUCUGGAGGACUGCAUCUGCUCCUUCCUUCCAGUGGCUAGUAUAGACAGGGCAGGUCUUUAUUACAAGUGUUUCCUCAUUAAGAGGGUAAUAUGUGAAUCAUUGUAAUAAUGCAUUCCUCAAGGAAAGACCCUACAAAUGUUUGAGGUUCAAUACACACCCACACAGGCAGUUUAGUUACAAACAGAGGUAUUUGGGUCAAAAUGUAGCAAGAUCAACUUUCUUCUACCUUGACUGAAAGUGCAAAAAAGCAGAGGGAGGCAAAUGAGACUUCCCAAAACAUAAUAUGCUCUCUGAGUGAAACAUCUGCCCUGUUUUUCUAUGAUGGAAGUGAAAACAGGUGUCAAAUGCGUAGGGGGGAGCCGAUUAUUUCUAAGUAUGUGAAAGAGACAGAAACAAGCUUAAAUAAGAGUUUUCAUUUUAUUUUCAAAGUGUUCUGUAAUCUAGUUCUUAUACUGCAAUUUGCAGAAGUCAUAUUUUACCAUUGAAGGUAAACAACAUGGUUUGGAUGAAUAGUGUACGAGAGCCAAACUAGACAUGACAUUUGUUAUGUUGUCUGCUUUUCUACAACUCAUUCUUUAUUUUAUGAAUAGCUGGUGCACUUGGGGCUGGUGAGUUUCCCUCCUAUAGGGUGAGGGGUCCUAGUUGGGACUGUGAUGGGGCAAAGAGUUAAAAUAGAGGUGGCUAACCAAUGGCCUUCUAGAUGUUACUGAACUACAAUUCCCAUCAUCCUCUGACAGAAGAACAUAAGAGACUGCCCCAGAAUGAACUUAAUUUAGGUUCAUCUUACCUGGCAAUUAUGAGAACUUCUUUUUGGUGUAGUUCAGAAAUUCAGUGAACUUUGUGACACUUAAGUACUUUGUUUCAAACACUGAUCAUCUUAAGAGAAACUAGUAUACUUAAAAAGUUUUGAAAGCCAAGGUUUUUUUUAAAGAAACACACACAUUGAUCUGCCACUUGAACAUUUCAGUAUGUUAUCUAACCUUGCCAGACGUUACAGUGUGCCCUAGACAUUUUUGGUUUGUGCUUUUGCUUUCUCAUCAGACCUAAGAUUUUUGUCAUGCCUUGCCUAAUAUCUGACAAGCCUGGCAUUAUCUAGGUUAUUCCCCCCCCCCCCAUGAAAACAUAACUCGACAAUGAGUGAACAUAACAUACAUUGUUGUCAACAGACAUAAUGCACCGUCUUAGUCCGGUACACUUUAACAGGAAAGGAUUUGACAUUUGCGAACUUUCCUUGCAUUUCAGUGACCCAAACUGGACUCCCAAAUUAGUUUGAGGCGGCAACAAGAUGUUAUCUUGGCAAAUGCAUUUCUCCAAACUCACAUUUGCCAAGAUAACACGUUUACUGAACUGAGACAGCACAUUAUAUUGUCCACUGAGAACAAUGGCUGCUAAAGGUCUGUGUAGAAGACAGAUCUUUGGUUGAGUUUUCUUGCUUUAAUUGUAAAAAAGGGGUCCAACAAUCAAGAUAUCAUUAGGCUUGUCAGAUGUUAUUAGAUAAGAUGUGACAACACUCUUAGGCCCAUUGGAGGACCAGUUAACAAAAAACCAUGGUCAUGUAGUGGUAAAUUUUGAAGUGAAGGUGAAGGAGCUAAUAAUGAAAGCCCCCCUAACCCCAUAACCACAGAGUCCAAAAAUGGAAACAGCUGUGUCAAGCCAUUAUUUAUUCACUCCCUUCCCAAACAGCAAUACUACAUGAUAACAACCAAUGUAUUAGGAUCAGAACAACGUCAUUCUAUGUAUAGUUUCCCUGGGAGUAAUUUCCACUGAACACAACAGUGCUCACAUAGGUUUGACUCAUAAAACACAUUGAGCUUUAAUGAAAGGUCUUCAGCUAGCUGAAAUACAGCUUAUAACUUUUUGUUAGAAAGUGCCCAUCAUCUUGCAAAGAAGUGUUUCCAUUUAAACUGCUAGCCUGAAGUUGGAACCCUAUCAAAGAAAAGGAAAGAAAUACCCAGGCUGUGCUUGUUUAUAUUCCUCAUUCCCUUCGUUGGGCACUUCCCUGGACACCUUCAGACUAUUACCAUUUUGUGGGAGGUUUGUGCAGUUAGUGGAUUAAAGCACUCUUUUGUCCUAGCAAAACAAGCCCACUUUAAAAAAAGAAAUGGACUUUGUGUGGUUAGGGAGAUGAUGUGGAAAUGACUUCAGUGUGAAUGCUCCUUGCCAUAUAGCCUUCUUGUAAAACAAACCAGAAUGCAUGCUUAAUAAAGACAAGAACUGUGAAAACAGAUCAGGACCAGUGCUCAAUAUAUAAGAGCCCCAGAUCAAUUUUUGUACCUACUGACUCUUCCCCCUCACCCACCAUUUCCUCCCCUCAAUUGUUUUGAAGAAACAAAGAUGUCACACCAUGACAUACUUGACAAAGAGGAUUUGGGCAGAUUUCUCAGUAUUACAGAAGCUGCAGUAUUUCACCUUUCCUGCCUCUGGUGUUUUGGUCAAAUUGGUGGUGAUAUGUCACCUAUUCCUCUUUAGGUCAAAAAGCCACAAAGCAGUUCAUGGAAAGGUCCUUUUAUUAAGUGUACCUAAGAGCAAAAUGUCACAGACAGUUACUAGCUACGUUACAUUCACUGCUGUCUAAGGAAGUCUGUGCAUCAGCUUGCAAGUUUUAAACUUUCUGUGUAUGGAAUGUAUGAGUGUCAGUUUUUUAACAACUCAUUCUCUGCUUCUGUCCUCAUUCCUUGCCCCCCCCAAGGAUGCGUUUGAAGUACUGGCUGAAAACUAUGAGUUCAGAGAAGAUGAAGGGCAUUGCCUUGCAUUUAGGAGAGCUGCUUCUGUGUUGAAAUUUCUUCCUUUUGCUGUUGUUAGAGUAAGUGAUAUUGAAGGAUUGCCUUGGAUGGGAGAACAAGUCAAAGCUAUCAUAGAGGUAAGUUAUAGUGCCUUUAAAAACACACACAGAUACAUUGUCUUUUUAGUGUUUUGAUGUUAGCAGGAUUGUCGAAUGAAGGUAGAAAACAAUUAAAGAACAGGUAUUGUGGGAUGAAUAAUAAACCCAAUUAAAUGAAGGCUACAAACGCUGGACAAUGCAUUUAGCGAUAACUUGAUUCUGACCAAGCUAAGCCUCCUAGAGCAAAAUAUAUAUAGGAGACUUAGUUUGGUCAGAAUUGAGUAUACACUUCCAGAGUUAACGCCCAGGCUUUUUAGACUUGUCUACCUAUGUCCUAUCUGGAACCAAAGGGGGGACAUUGUUUGCCAGCUGUAGAAUAUAUUGGCAUUAUUUUCAGCUCUCCUGACUCCACGACUUAGACUGCAGCCUUCAGGGGUGCCAACUUGGCCCCACGACUGUGCAGCAUGCAUGGCCCUGGCACUGAAAUUUGUGGGUGCCUGGCCCCUUCAUGGGGAAUUUUGUGGGUGUUUGGGUACCCAUGGCCCAAGGAAUUGGCAUCUAUGGCAGCCUUCAUCUUAAAAGAAAACUGCCAAGCUUUUAGAAGUUAAGUUUGUAAACAUGACCUCAUCAGACUUUAUUCUCCUAUAAACAAACCCUAUAAAAAAACCUUUCUACAAUAAAGAUCUGUAUGCAUCUCAUAUAUACAGGAUAUAAUAGAAGAUGGGGAGAGUCCUCAAGUGAAUGCUGUGUUAAACAGUGAAAACUAUAGAUCAAUAAAAGUAAGUCUAUUUUGCUCUUUUCUUCUUUUGCACAUAGAAUUGAUCUUCUAGCUUGCCCCCCUAAUGUGUUGCCUUCCUUUCCAUUCAAUGUGCACAAUCGCUUGGUUUCAGACAUGAAGGGAAAUCUUAUUAUUUCAGUCAAUGGAUCAAAUGAGAAAAUGACUGCUUAAGUGUACAUGUUCUCUCUAUUGAAACAAAUGAAAUAGCUUUUACAGGCAAAGGAGCAUCACAUGUCUAUUAAAGUUCUCAAUCCUGUAAGAAUUACUAGAUGGAAACUAUAAGAAAACAAAUAUUAAAUGUUAAUUUAGAUUUUUUUAAAAAUAUAUAUAUAUAUUUCCAGUACAGUAUUUCAAUGCCACCUUUCAGGGCCAAAGUUAUUCUGAGGUGACUGACAUACAAAGUUAAUAUAUAAAAUAUGUUACAAUGAAUGCUCAAAGUCUGGUGAAUUUUGACAUUUACACAUAAAUCCUGGCUUCAAAGAAGAAUUUUAUGACUGUCCAAAUUAUAUAUGUCAACAUUUGUACAACUGAGCAACAUUUUCUCUCCUUCUCUCACACAGAGGUUAGUUGGAUUUGGGGGAAAUGGCUAUUAAGAAGAAACUGAGUAUAAUUUCAAGGUUUUUUAAAAUAUAUAUUUAAAAAGAUUUCAGAACAAUUACACCACACUUAUUUUUCUCAUGUAGAAAAUGUAGAUUCUCAACAGUUUGUGGGGUGGUAAUACAGCUGUGAAAAAAAUCACACACACACACACACACACACACACACACACACGUAACAGAAUUUCAUUCUACAAAUAGUUUACUACAACCAGAAACUGCAAGUAGCAUUGCAUAGCUUGACAUCAGAAGAACAAAAGGAGCAAAAAGAUAGAAAGGAAGAUGUUUGGAUCAGAGAAAAAAGAGAAACAAACAAGCACUAGCCAACUCACAAGACAUGUUACAGCCUCACCUACUGUUGGGAAAGAACAAAAUAUGUUCAUAGACAGUAUACAUUGAUCAGUAGUUUUUGUUUUUUUGUUUACCUUUUCUGACCAGGAACUCACCUUUAACCCAAACAUGCCUUUGGGACCCAUUUCUUAAUUUUUUAAUCAUCUAUCUAUAUGAUGGUAGCACUGCAACCAAGACUCACUUUAUAUCAAGCUAUCACUUAAUAAUAGGUCCCAACCCAUGGACUGAAGACCAAUGAUCUGAAUCUCUUUGCACGUUGUAACUUCUUCUGCAUCUCUUUUCAAUGGUAGGUGUACCAUUCUUCUGUAAAUUCCAGAGCACAUCUGCAAUCUUUUCUUCAGGUGGACAAUACUGAAUGUCAACAAUUUCUUGUUAAUGCCUGCUAAACCUUUUCAGACUCUUGAUUGUGCUUGAACACUGAUAUUGGUUCAGGUCUAUCCCGUCUUAAAUUUAAUCUAAAUGGCUUCUUGAUGUACUUUUGCACCUGCGACAAAUUAUUCUUCCAUUGAGGGAGGUGCAUCAGCUGCAUCCUUUCAACUGGUCCAGCUAAUAGUUCCUUCCCCAUGUUGAUGGACUUGAGAGUGGUGGCACCCCCAGCCUAGUCAGCCUCCACAUGUCCAAUUCUCUUUUAAUCUACAGUUGCUGGCAGUUGCAAUUUCGUGUGGAUUUUUCCCCCUUGGCUACCAUAUCCCUGUUUUCACUGCAUUCCAGUCACUUUGUGCUCUGACUUUUCCUGCACAACAUUACUGCAGCUCCAGCUCUAUCCCUAUAGAUGUAACAGCAUCAGUAGUGGACAGUGGACUGGGCUGGGCAGGGUUAUGUUGCAUGUUGCUGCCUGUUACUGAAAGGGUGACAGGAGAGGUUGUUGUGUGGAGCUUGAAGUGAUGCCUACUUCAGCCUACUUCUAUGGUGGAUUUCACUUUGUUUGAGCACCUCACUUGAGCAUUCAUCCUGAUUUGUUCUGCACAAAGCUUGCAUGGAGGUUCUGUGAUGUCUGCUCUUCAUUGAGCAAUGGUUCUGAUUUGUUUGUGUGGAAAUUAUAUGACUUUCCAUCAAUCCAUUGUUGUUGUCCCACACUUUCUAGCACAUUUCCCCAUCAGUUUCCUUGCUUUUUUACUUGUACAUUGUAGUGCAAGGGUGCCAGAGUACUUGAACCUACUUUAAUUGUGCAAACCUAAAUUUGCUGGUAUGUGAUUGAAUUCCUCCCACAAAAUAGUUACAAUCUGGAGUGGACCUUUGUAUCUUUUCCAAGCUGAAAUGUCCCAGUAUGAUUGAGAUAUUUUUGUUUCCAAUUAAAGCUCCUGUCCUCCUUUCCUUCCAUCUGGAUGCUAGAGUGAUUUGUGAUGUUUCCCAGGUCUUUCAUUUCAAAAUGUUGAUUUGAUUUGCAUAUUAUCCUAUCGCUUGUAUCACUUUUGUUAAAAGCAAAUCAUUAUAUCAACAAUGAAAAAGCAGCCCACAUAUGCCCAUUUAUUCUCUUGUUUUCUGGAGUGCAAGUUUGGAUUGGUUUUACCUUGUAUGAAUCAUUCCUUGGUAAGUACUUCAUUUAUUUUCUCAUUCCGUGCUCCAGCAGCCAGUUUAAUUCCAUAGACACUCUUUUGAGGUUUACACAUGAGGUUCUUGUCCUUUAAAUGGGGUGGCUGGUCCAUGUCUUCCUUUACGGCACCAGGCAAGAAGGCAAUAUUUAUGCCUAGGUCCUUGAUUUGCAUCCCCCUUCUGGCUGCCACACUUAGGAGUGCUUUUAUAGUGAUGUGCUUUACAACUCGGAUGAAUGUUUCAUCAUAUUCUUUGGCCACAAAUCUAUAAACGGAACACCUCUUCUGCACUGCGUAUUAUUUUAAAUGUCCAUUUACAUCCUAUAGUUUUCCGUCCAGGUAGCAACAGGGUGAGCAUCUAUGUCUUAUCAUUGUGAAGGUUUUGGUUCUCUCCUGCUGUUGCCUCUUUCUGCUUCCUGGCCUCAUUGUUGGGCAGAUUUGAGAUUACUUUGCAGGGUGAAAUUUCAACAUUUUCCCUCUCUUGGCAAAACCUUUGGCUGUUCCAGUUGAAUACCAGGCACCCUCGUUUUUCUGCUUCACGAGAGACGUGACAGUGUGCCUGGAAUAGUCUUCCAUGAAGGUCACCAGGUAUUUGCUCCCACUUGGCAUGUGAGUCCUCUUGGGUUCACAAAUGUCACUGUGGAUACUUUCCAAAGAAUGAGUAAUCUUGCUUUGGAUGCUUUUGGGAAGUAGGGUGCUUUCACUUUUAUACAGCACAUGCCCUACACUCCAGUGGCAUGACAACAUCCUUGUCUCCUUUGCUGAAUUUUGUUUUGUGAACUCCUCUAUGGUCCCUGUAGUUCUCUGUCCUAGGCAUCUGUGCCACAAGCGGGUGCUGAAUGGUAUUUCAGCCUGCUUGUUCUUGUAAAUGAAUUUGUACAGGGGUUUGUUCACAAUUGACUUCUGAUUUUUGUUCUUCUGGUAAUGGCCUCUUACCUGGUCUGGAAGGUAGGCAGUGGUUGCAGCCCAGCACGGCAGCCCCUCACACACCUGAUGGUCAAAUUGACUUCACCAUGGUGGCCUGCCAUUGGAACGCCUCCCCGGCUGGCUGCCAUCCUGGUGUUUGAAUUUGCCCAAUCAGGGGCAAGCUGAGGGUGGGGGUGGAGCCUGGGUGGUGGACCUGAGUGGAGAAGUCUUCACUCUGGCCCGCCUCCAGGAGCUAAAGGCUGACUGGCCCCAAGGAUGGCACAAUGGAAAUUUACAAAUUUGUGAUAAGAUGUACAAAAUUCAUACUAAUCUGAACAUCAGGUUUUGGGGAGAUGUGCAAGUUUCUCCAUCCCAUUUUACUGAAGGUGCAGAAAGCAGAAGCACAAGUCAUCAGGAUUAAUUUUUACUUGUGAGUAAGUUUAGUUGGCUCCUUUGAGACUAAUUUCAAAGGAAAUUUCUUUGUCCUGAAGUGUAAGUGCAGGUAAAACUACUCAUUAACAGAAAGACAGUUAUCAGUGAAUCUAACUUGACUCACAGUUUUAAAAGAGACAAUAUUCUUUAGAGGAAGAAAAGUUUUUAAUUUUGUUUCCUUUUACUAUCAUUGAUAGCCCAUUUUUUAUAUAAAAAAGAAAACCAUUCUAAUCUUUACACAAGAACUAAUACAACUUCUUGGAAUCCUCCAGAUCCCAUUAAAACACUGCUAAGCAAACAAAGUACUAAAAAUUAAUAGAUAAGGAUCUAAAUAAUUUCUGAAAAAUGAGAUUACAAAAUACAAUUACUCUUCCUCAUAAACAGAAAGCUGCCCACAAAGAGUAGGUAAUUUCACUCUUUAUAUCUUAAAUGUCGAGUAAUAUGUAUUUUAAAUUGUCCAGGAUUUCCAUCCCCUUCUUUUCUUUAUCAUAAUUGCUUAAAAAAAUAGUCUCAUUAGAAAGACAAGAUAAAAUUAGCAUGGACCAUGUUUCAAAGGCUGGACUCACUAGGAAGAGAAUUAUAAUGGGACUUUACAGACAGGUCUCAAGACGAAAGAAUGACUGUGAAGCAUUGAGGAAACACCACAUUGAUAAAAUAGAUAUAAAAGUGCAUUGUUCAUGUAGGAUUCAUAUCUGGACAUGUUUGCUGUACUUCACUUUUCCUAUAAAAAUAUUACUAUAGCAAUUGUCAAUUAGUCAAACGCAUUAUUUGGAAUAAUCCACCAGGACUUUUCUCCUGUAAAAGCUUCAGUGAAUGGAAGGAAUAAGACUCAGACAAGUGUAUGGAUGUGCUUUUGAAUAAGUCCUGUUAAUUCCUGUAAGACCUGUGCAGGAGAAGCUCCCAGUGGGUGGUGCCUAUUUCUGGCUAGCUAGCUAUAUGAUGUUUCUUGAAUAUCUAAUAGAAUCAUAGAGUUGGUAAAACUUUUGAGGCUAACUAGUUCCACCCCUCCAUUCAGUGCAAGACUUGAAGUUCUCGUACAUAAGUUUAGUGAGUUUUGUUUAUUUAAUUUAUGAGUAACAGUAAUAAGAAUAAGAAUAAUAAGAAUAAUUUAUACCCCGCCCAUCUGGCUGGGUUUCAACAGCCACUAUGGGCGGCUUCCAACAAAAUAUUAAAAUACAACAAUUCAUCAAAUAUCAAAAGCUUCUCUAAACUGGGCUGCCCUCAAAUGUCUUCUAAAAGUCAGAUAGUUGUUUAUUUCCUUGACAUCUGAUGGGAGGGCAUUCCACAGGGCAGGUGCCACUACUGAGAAGGCUCUCUGUCUGGUUCCCUGUAGCUUCGCUUCUCACAGUGAGGAAACCACCAGAAGGCCCUCGGUGCUGGACCUCAGUGUCCAGACAGAACAAUGGGGGUGGAGACGCUCCUUCAGGUAUACUGGGCCAAGGCCACUUGCAUAUCUUGAUGAUACUGUCUAAACACCAAACCCUUCCCAAUGUUCUGUCUGAGCAAACAUUGUAGCUUGCCAGAUAGGACAAUACCCCCUUUUCCUCUUCCCCCCAUGUGCUGUUCUGUGGGCUUUGCCAACACGCUCGAGCCAAUGUCAAAGUGCAGGAGAGGGGGCACAUGGGAGAGGAGAGGGAGGAAAUUGCCUUGGCAGGGCUUCCAUUGGCGAGGUGUAUUAGGAGAAUCCUGUCCCAAGAGUGGCAGAAAGGAUUGACACUGGAAAAUCUGAAGAUCUGCGUACAACAGCAUUAAGAGUCUUUGUCAUCUCCAUAAUUCAUGCAAUCCUACCAGACAUGAACUCUGUGGUCAUCAUUUGCAAUGGAGUUGGGGCAAUGGGAUUGAGACUCUUUCCUUUGUGCUGAAAUGCCAAAGAGGGAAACAUGGAAGCAUUGUUGUCCACAGCUAUCCCAAAGCUCCACAGCUCAUUAAACUGAGCAUCAUUCCAUUCUAUCUAGCUCUUCACUUCUGUUUUUGGAGUGGGACUGAAGACAUCUGAGAAGUGGUACAGGAUGGGUUUCCGGACACUGGAAGAAGUAAAAUGCGACAAGAACUUAAAACUGACAAGAAUGCAAAGAGCAGGUAAUGUCCUGUUACCAUGGAAUCUAGGUUAAGAAUAGCUAUUACUGAUGAGUGUAAAAAUAUGAUCUAUUUUCUCCACAUAUGUCUUACAUAUUUAUUGGCUAUUCACAGAAUAUGUAAUAAAGCUGAAUAUUUUUUUACCAGAACAUGCUUGUUUUGAAGAUCUCUAUUUCCCAUGAUAAAUUACAAGGUCAAUCAUCCUAGGUAAUAUAAAGAAAACUCUCCUGAUUGGUUUUAGGUUGGAAAAUGAGAUGUUUCAUAUUUUAUCUCAAUAAACAUUAUCUUGAUAGAAAGCAUUCUCUUGUUAAAAUGAAAUAAAUUAGUAUUGCCAACAAAUAUUGUUCUAAGCCACAAAAUAACUGCACAAGAAUCACAUAAAUUGGAUUUUAUGCUAUAAAUAAGUCGAAUUCUGUUUCUUUGGUAGCUCAGUGCUCAGAGAGAAUGUGCCAUUUAUUUGUUUUAUUUGUCUUGAUGAUAAUCUUCUCUUCUUCCCUUCCAUCUUACUUAAAUGUUCACUUUUUUCUUCAGCAAAAACAAAACCUAACCGUCAGUCCUUCAAUGCCAACCAUGAGCUAGAAAAUAGAGUUCUGGCCUCUGGAAUUUUACAAUAUCUGUCGGUUCAGUUUUCAGGAAGAAUUUUAAAUGAAACUUCAUACUCAAAACUGUUUGACCAUCUCAGUGUGUUACCUCUCAUUUUGCAUAAGAUAUAAAAAAAUGUAUACUUUUUACAUAAUAUGUACAACAAUAUAGACUUAUUAUUUGAGGCCUUCUGUUUCAGUGGCCCUUUGUCUGGUUUCAAAAAGAAGCCAUUUUUGGAUUGAGUUUAUUCUGUAUGAAAACUAAUCACUGAAUAAUUUCAGCCCCUUUCUUCCCCUGUGUGUUCUGCCCCCCAAGGCUCUCUGCUCUCAAAUGUUGCAGGCAGCUCUGUGGUCUAAACCAAUGAGCCUCUUGGGCUUGCCAAUCGGAAGGUCAGUGGUUCGAAUCUGGAUGAUGGGGUGAGCUCCUAUUGCUCUAUCCUAGCUCCUGCCAACCUAGCAGUUCAAAAGCACGCCAGUGCAAGUAGAUAAAUAGGUACCGCUGUGGCAGGAAGGUAAACUGCAUUUCCAUGCAGUCUGGUUUCUGUCAUGGUGUUCCAUUGCACCAGAAGCAGUUUAGUCAUGCUGGGCACAUGACCUGGAAAGCUGUCUAUGGACAAAUGCCGGCCUGAAAGUGAGAUGAGCAUUGCAACCCCAUAGUCGCCUUUGACUGGACUUAACCAUUUAGGGGUCCUUUACCUUUUACCUUUACAUAAACUCUGUAGUCCUGCUUUGUGUUUUCAGUGUUGCAAGACUCCUAGAGCAUGAUCUGAACCAUGGAUCUCAUGAGAGUGCCAAGUGCAAGUUCCUUAACCAGAGCUAGCCAUCCAUUUUCUUUCAGAUUCUUAUUCCUGUGCUGCCCCCAUCCCACUGGCAGUACAAUAGGUAUAGAUAGCCACAUUUCCCCCUUAACUGGAAAAAUCUCAUUCUUCAAGACUUCACUUUUCUGUUUUGAAAACAAGGAUGGUCUUAUUGCAGUCGACAUCAUUACCUAUAUUUUUACAUCCUCUUUUUGUGUGGAUGGGAGGAAACCUCAUGGAGCAGGUUGCAUCAUCAUCAUCAUCAUCAUCAUCAUCAUCAUUUAUUAUUUAUACCCCGCCCACCUGGCUGAGUUUCCGCAACAGUAUAAAGUAGCCAAUCAAAAAUAAUCAGAUAGAACUCUGGAAAAGGACAAAACCUGAAUAAAACCAGGCAUCACUCUUAACAAUGCAGUCCUAUGCAUGCUUGCAUACCAAAGCAAGCAUCAUUGAAUCCAUUGUACAGUGGUACCUCAGGUUAAGUACUUAAUUCGUUCCGGAGGUCUGUUCUUAAACUGAAACUGUUCUUAACCUGAAGCACCACUUUAGCUAAUGGGGCCUCCUGCUGCUGCCGCGCCGCCGGAGCCUGAUUUCUGUUCUUAUCCUGAAGCAAAGUUCUUAACCUGAAGCACUAUUUCUGGGUUAGCGGAGUCUGUAACCUGAAGCGUCUGUAAUCUGAAGCGUAUGUAACCCAAGGUACCACUGUAUCGGGAAACAAAAUAACACACUGCCACCCAAAGAAUAGCAACGUCAGUGCUAAACAAGUCUUUUUUUGUGAAACUUUCCAACGACAAAGAUCACUAGAGAAAUCUCUACCCACCCAUUCAUUAUAGGAAGCAGGGACUUGUAGAAAGGCUGCAUGGCAGAUCUUAACAUCACGGCAGGUUUGUGUAUUUGGAUCUGAACCGCCUUAAUGGGGAAACCUUCUGGGAUAGGCAGAUUAAAAUAUUGUAAAAUGGUUGACCCUGUGGAGCUUGUGCAUCUUCCAGUGAUGUUUAAUGGAGCUUUUAUUUUGAAACAGAGGACACGCAGAAUUGUCACAUAAGAAAAUAGUCUCCUUUAAAAUAAAACAAAAUCUUGGAUAUUUCCUUUCCCCUGCAUUCUAUUUAAAAAUAUAUAUUUUUUCCUGGUAAAAUGUCUGCAUUUAGUUGAAAAAUGCCACUCAUUUAGCAUAGGAUCAAAAGCUCACUGACUCCUGUCGCUUAGGGGAAUUUUCUUGCAAUGAUAUCACUACUUUGCAGGAAAUUUGACACACAUAUUUACAUUCAUGGAAUAUUAGCCAGCUUUUGGUUAGAAAACAACAAUGGUGAAUGAACUGUUAGCGAAAGUUAUUUAUUGACCUUGGUACAUUUCCAUAAUAUAUUAUGAUCAUUAUUCCAAGCCUACGAGGUAGCUAAUUUUUAGCUUAGAUGGCAAGCAAAGACUGACAGUGAGUUGAGCAACAUCCAAUUAGUCCCUGCUUCAUCUGGGACUUGAACUUAGGCCUCCUAGAUUUUCAAGCUUAAUAUGUUGUCCACUAGACUAUGCUCAUUAUACCAAACUUAAAUUGCUUUUCAGGAUUCCUGCACUAUGAAGACCUUGUUAGCUGUGUAUCUAAGGCAGAGGCAGAUGCAGCAAGCCUAAUUGUUAAGGAAUCUGUGCAGAGAUUUUCCCCCAGUGCUUUGGUAACUUUGACUGGUGGUUUCAGAAGGUAUGUAUAAUGAACCAUGAGCCCUUUGGCCACCUUUGAUUUGUGGGACAUCAUGUCCCAAAGGGUGACGUGGGGGGUAAAGCUCUCUUGGGACCAAUCUCACAUACUGUCCAUCCUCCGAGGCCUCAAUAAAGCUGCCCCCCACCAGUCAUCCUUCCCCCGCUCCAAAAACCAGGUCAUUAAAAGCUUCCAUUGUCCAGGUAUCUACUGCCCAUAGGGUGUUGCAUUUGCGUUUUGGGGACCCAUCACCACCCCGAUUCCAACUGCCUCCUGAUAAGAAUUCUCAUCCUCUGUGCGCAUCUAGCUACAACACUGGGGGGAUGGGGAGGGGAAGACUCAGAGGAGGGAUGGGGAGAAGGACUCUGCAAAAGUGCAUUUGAGUUUUUGCAUGUGUUCACUUAGAAAGCUCACAUAGAUUCAACCAACCCUUUCGUGGCAAGCGGCGGGAAGCUAUCACGUCUAUUUUGGCCCUCAAUCUAAAUACCUAGCAGUGUAUAGAAGCAACACGUACACCUGUCUCAGAGGCAGGACAGAUUGAGGGCAACACUCUCGAAGCAGCUCUGAAGGCUGGAGUGACCUCUCUGAGACAGAUAUGUCUAUUGCUGCAAUGUUAUAUUUUAUUCAGACAUGUGCGUGAUUCCUAGGAUUGCUUCUCUGUUAUUUAAAUGAUUUCUCCCCUAUAUUGCUUUUUUUGACAAGGGAAUACAGACACUACUUAGUAGCCUGAUAAUCCCCAAAGUAUUAAUCUUCAGGAAAAUUGAUCUGAAGCCCAAGACAGUUUGUUAAUGGGUGGAUCAUUGUUUCCUAGUUGUAUUAGAAAGAGGGGCGUGUUUUCUGUAAAUCUGCUGUCUUAUCAGCACAGUGAAGACGUGAUUGCUGUUUGUUUUUCUGUUUUGUACCUUUUGAAGUACAUUUAUAUGAAAGUGAAGCAUAUAUUACUCAUCCAACUUUCUUCCCCAAGGUUCUUACACAUGCCACAUCAACAAAACAUGACAGCAGAAGCUAAGAUAGUUCUCUGCAAUCUGUUCAGCCCAUGUGUUGCAUUUUUAUAUCUUGAGGUUUAACUGUAUAUCUCUGCUUUGCAAAGAGCUGAGUUUUAGCUAAGUGUUUGUCAGAGUUGGAAAUUAAUGUUUUGCCAGUUGUUCCAUGGUGGUACUGACCUGUCAUCUUGUUUGUGGUGAAGAAAUCCAGCAAUAAUUUCAGCACUGAUUUUAACAUUCAACCACUUUCCAUGCUAUACUAUUCCAAAAGUGUCAUGUUAAUUGUCCCUAAGUAGCGCUGAAGUAUGGUUCCUUCUCUUGCCAACAUUUCCUUCACAUGAAAGGUCACUCCAGAGAGGCAGAGACUUCAGGUGAUAAGAUAAAACAUGGCUAGUUCUUCAACCAGAGGUCACUGCCUUUUAAAAAAGGAGGGAAAUGGGUUAUUGACAGUAAUCUGACACUUUUUUUUUUUUACAUCUUUUCACAUGAGUCAGCUAUCAGGCCACACUGCUCAGUUCAGAAGCCACAAAACUUUUCAGCAGAGGCAAUUUCUAACCAAACCAAUCAUUUCUACUUUCUUAAAUGCCUACAUACAAAACAAGCUGGUUUUUCACUGACCUGAAGUGAAAUGCAGCUUAUGUCAGCCACAGGUUAGCUCUUAUUCAUAACAAAUAAAAUAUGGCAAGCAGAUAUGAAACACAAAUCUAUGGACAGUAAAUAACACCAAAAUAGAUUUACAUUGAAAUAUAAUGCCUUAAUUGGUUUGUGCAUUGCAGCCUGAGUCAAGUACAGAAAGCAAGCAGGUUCAAAGUAAAUCUGAAUCUAGAAAGCUAUGUGAAUAAUGCACCACUUCACAAUUCUCAGGUGAAGUAUUAAUCUUUCAGCUGAAGUCAUUGGAACUUACUCCCCAGAAUGCAUGCUUACGAUUUCAGACUUGGGCCAUAAUUCUGAAAUCACUUAUCUAGAAGUAAUCACUACUGAAGUCAGUGGACUUUACUUCUGAGUAAAGGUAAAGGUAAAGGGACCCCUGACCAUUAGGUCCAGUCGUGGCCGACUCUGGGGUUGCGGCGCUCAUCUCGCUUUAUCGGCCAAGGGAGCCAGCAUACAGCGUCCGGGUCAUGUGGCCAGCAUGACUAAGCCGCUUCUAGCAAACCAGAGCAGCGCACGGAAAUGCCGUUUACCUUCCCGCUGGAGUGGUACCUAUUUAUCUACUUGUGCUUUGACAUGCUUUUGAACUGCUAGGUGGGCUGGAGCAGGGACCGAGCAACGGUAGCUCACCCUGUCGUGGGGAUUCGAACCGCGACCUUCCGAUCAGCAAGCCCUGGGCCCUGUGGUUUAGACCACAGAGCCACCCGCGUCCCUCUUACUUCUGAGUAGACGUGGACAAAUAUGUCAUUGUUGUUUCUUAUUUUUCCAGUCCACAUUUCCAUACCGGCUUGUGAUUUAAAAAAAAACACCGUCAUGAAUAUUCAUUAGUAUUUCAGUGUGAAUCUCUCCUAACGUACAUAUGUUUCAUGGCAUUUUGCCUAAUAAUACCCUUUUUUUCCAAAGCAGUUUCCCUUAUUACAAUGUAUUUGUGUAUAUGAAUUUCACUAACAUAUGCAUUUUUGUGCAAUCUUUGCCCUAGUAUAUGCACUUUUGUACACAUUAUUUGACUGGAGAACUGCAUUGCAAAAUCAGCGGGAGCACAAAUUUUGAAGGCUGACUGUGCUUUGCUUUGCUUAUUGUUUCAAAAAGUACGAAUUAGGCUGGUUUGCCUUUCAAUGCAAACUGAAUCUAAUCUCCCCCUGCCCUACUUAUGAGUAAAUGUGGUUGGGAUUAGCCUACAUGAAAGUUGUACUUUUACUUGUGCAUGUGUAGUGGAAAUAAAAACCCAGCUGAAUUUCAAAUGUUCUUUCCCCCCCUCUUGUGAUUUGCAACUUUUAGCUUGUGUGUGUCUGGUGUACCAGGCUGGGAGAUGAUAAAAAUGCCUUUCAGCAAUCACACUUGUAUCUGGGUGAUUUUUGAAAAACAAAUGGCAAAGCAGAAAGUCUUGUGUAAAUUUAGAACAGCUGUGAUAAAAGACUAAAUAUAUCUCCUGUUUUUCCACCCACACCGUCAAUGGGAAUGCAUUUUAUUGUUUAUUUAUUAAGGCUGUUGAACAAAGCAGAUCAGUGGACACAUUUUGUUAAGAAUCAGCACAUGAUUUUAUGAGUUAUCAAUGUGGACUGCCACAUAUUAUGUACUGCUGCUGUAGAAUAAUAGGUAGGUACCACCUUAUCCCAAACAAGAAGUGUAAGACUUUAAACCUGUCACUAAGGAAGCUUUGUUUAUUUCUCACUCUUAAAACAAUAUUAAGGCAUCCCUUCUCUUUCAAGGCUAAUUUGGAACAAAGGCAAAGCCUAGGACUUUCUCAACUUGGUGCUCUCCUGGUGUUUUGAACUCCCAAUUCCCAUCAUUCCUGGCUAUUGGCGAUAUGGGCUGAUGGGAAUUGUAGUCCAAACUAUCUGAAGGACUCUGGGUUGGGAAAGGCUGCUUUAGAGAUUAAAGGAGUACCGCCUGCCAUAUAUCACUCAGCCAAAAUAGUAUAGAUCUAAAGUAAAUCGUUGGCUGAAAACCAUCUCAGUCAGGGAGGUAAGUCUGCAUGGGACUUGGAUGUUAACACAGUAAACGAUGUUGCCACUUUGUACCUAGCUGUGAUUUCUCUACGCCUUUUCCUUUGUCUGAAACAUUAGCUGUAAUAAAGGAAAAGAGAAUUUGCACUGAGAUGCUCAAGUGCAAAUGGCAGUAAUUUUUGUAGAUUUCUUCACUGUGCAGUUCUGGGGAUGACAGCUGUUAUUUCCUGGUUUUUUUGGUGGGAACAAAUCUACUUUAAGGGAGCAUUGUGGUAAUUUUGCUGCAUGGAUGCUUGAGACAAUCAGUUGGUUUGUACAUUCUCUAACUUAAACAAAUCCUAGUGGGAUUUGGCUGUUCUGUGAAGGACAGAGGCUAAGAAGAGCCUUUGGACAUGUUCCAUGCCCUCAGUUCUGCCUCUGGUAGACGACUCCGCUGCACAUCAGGGAUUCCCCCCAGGGACCAUACCAAUCCAUUCCGUCAUAUAACCCACCGAAAAUACAUUCAGACUCAGUCUAGAGAGUUCUUUGCAGAUGCAUUUAAUAGAACUUGCUGAUCUGGUGCGUCUUCAAAAAUUUACUACGAGAGAAUUGAGUGACAUGUUAUGCAGUGAGCUAUAUGAGCAGCAUCAGACAAACUCUGAAUGAUGAGACAAGCUCAAAAGAGACAUGUGCACAAGACAAGGGCAUGUGCUAAUUUGGUGCUUCCAGACCACCUAAAUCACAUGCGCUCUGUGUUCUUGAGCCGCUGCCUGUUUGAGAGUUGACAUCAUUGACCUAGUGCAAACAGCGCGAUGCACGUUACCUAUGCUGCCUUUGUGGUGUUGCCUGCAUAGGUAAAGGUAAAGGGACCCCUGACCAUUAGGUCCAGUCGUGGCCGACUCUGGGGUUGUGGUGCUCAUCUCGCUUUACUGGCCAAGGGAGCCGGUGUACAGCUUCCGGGUCAUGUGGCCAGCAUGACUAAGCCGCUUCUGACGAAGCAGAGCAGUGCACGGAAAUGCCGUUUACCUUCCCGCUGAAGUGGUACCUAUUUAUCUACUUGCAUUUUGACGUCCUUUCGAACUGCUAGGUUGGCAGGAGCAGGGACCGAGCAACGGGAGCUCACCCCGUCGCGGGGAUUCGAACCGCCGACCUUCUGAUUGGCAAAGUCCUAGGUUCUGUCUCUUUUGAGCUUGUCUCAUCAUUCAUUCUUGAGCCGCUGCCUGUUUGAGAGUUGACAUUAUUGACCUAGUGCAAACACCGCGAUGCACCAAAAUGCAGUAUUUGUGUGUGUUUAUCUAAGGAAAAAGAAAACCCUAUCCUAGCACCAUUGUCCACGCCAGAUGUUGGGAGACCCUUAAGCAAGAUAUCCUCAGUGAGGUUCCCUCCAUGAAUGGGUGCAUCUAUUUCCUACGGUCACUACCUGCCCUCUCUCUCCUGGCCCAGAAGGAGAAAUACUUCUCCUUCUUGCUCCUAUUACUGCUCAAAUACUUAGAGACGACAGGUGAACAGGCAGCAACAGAUGGAGUGUUGGCCUCAGGUACUGCUCAGCAAUGCUGAACCCUAAUGUAGGUCCACACAGCUGCUCAUCACUCAGGAACUGCCUUGUUAAUUAUUGCUAAAAGAAUGAUAACUUCUGGAAGAAAAAUGUGUGUUGAAAGUGUAUACAUUUAAUCCUGGAAGCAUGCAUUGAAGUUUUCACUCGGCUACUUCCACUUUGCAUUUGACACAUUACACAAUUAACCAUGUAAAUGGUUGUUGUGAUUUGUUUAUUGUGGGUUCAGUCUAGAACAGCUGUGUGAUACGUGUGAUCCUCCAGGGAGAGAGAGACUCUGUGUACUGACCGGCACUUUCAUUGAAAACAUCCAAGGGCUUAUCUGCUCUUCCUCUUGUCCCACUGCUUUCCCCUGUAGAAAGCAGCUCUUUGGUGCUCAUUUGGAGCAAACAGCAAUCAGAUUUUCAGCAAAUUACCGGGCUAAAGAGUCUGUUUUCCCUGGGACAGGAGCAGGGCAAAGGAAAAACUCCUUGGACCUUUGCUUUCUAGGCACAGGACAAGCAGAAAUUUGGAUGAACCCUAAGUAAACUUCCUAGAACUGAGCUUUCCGGGAGGGGGCUGAUCCUGGCACCUCUCUUGUAAGAGAGGUGCAUUGCACCCUGCCCUACAGCUCCUUCUUUCUUGUCCUUCAGUGGUAGAGAGAAGGAAGUUAAGCUGUGAUUCUGCUGGGAACCAGCCAGGAUCAGAGUUAAGCACCGUCUUCUAAGGGAAGAGAGAAGAAAGCUGAGCUCCUUUCAUUCUGAAAACCCUCUAAAUCUGGGAUGGGGAAUGGACUUCAGCUUCUAUUAUCCAUGGCCAUUGGCCAAGCUGGCUAGGGAGCAACAUCUGGAGGACUCCAGUUUCUCCAUCCUUGUUCUUGGGUCAGAUCUUGGCUUCCAUUUCCCACAGGAGAGCGAUGAAGAACAGGGAACUGAGAUUAACCAUGCUUUUGCAACCUCUAGUACAUCUAGGAUUUUCUGUUAGGUAUUUAAGUGCAUUCAAAAUUUAUCAGAAUCUUAUAAACCACUUUGUUUAUUGUUGACUAGAACCCAAAGCAGUUUUCAUAAAAGUGCACAUCAAUAAUAACAAAAUCAAUAAAAUACCAUGAAAAUAUAAUAUUAAUAAAUGACACUAAAAGGUGACACUUUCAUCUUCAGGCAGUUAGUACAGGAUUCAGUGACUGUCAUACUGGAAGCUUAUUCCAUUUCAUACUGGAGAAGUUGCAGUCCCUUGCAUGCUAACAUAAUUCACUGGCAUUCUUUAAUGCUCUUUGUCACAAGCAAGCUGAUAGAUGUUUAUUACUGCCCAGACGUCUUCAAAAGCUCUACAAGGGACUGGCUGCCGAUUAAUGUGACCCUUACAAGUGAGACACACACUUGUUGGCAAUUAUCUUCAAUGCAUAACUGCCCAUCUCUGUGGUCUCCUGUGGCGUCUCAAAGAGUGUUGGUGAUGAUAUGCAAACAAGGAUGGCAAAGCAAUAACAGGAAAUGGAGUGGAGUGAAUGAAAUGGGUCUAAAAAAAGAAAAGAGAGCUCUCCUUGUGAGUAGUUCAUGUGAAUGCAUUCAUCUGCAUACCGCAUAAGAGCAAGCUGUCAAAUACCCACAGGAGCCAAUGAAGUUAUCACCUUUGAUUCUUUCUAUAAUUUUUCUUUUAAGGUCACGCAUCAUCAUUUUUCCUACAUGAGGGCCAUCCACUUGACAACUCCGGGCUUCUAAAUUAUACGGACAUAUUUUUAGAAAGCCUGCCAUUGCAUAAAACCAAAAUGUUAAUGGCAUUGCUAAGUCAAAUUAAAUUUUAAUGGCCCUGGUUUAAUUUUUCUUUUAGCCCGUUCACAUCCUUUAAAUAGCAUUUAAUGUGAUUCAGUCGACUUUAAUACCGGCAGCUGACCUGAAUAGCCUUUUCAAUUAGCCUUUUUAGGUGAAGCAAAUCUGAUACGUUUUAAAUAAAUAAAGAUAGUUUUUAUUAUUGGUUAAAUGCCAAUAUUCAUGGCUCAUUUAAUCCAUUUAUUAAGAAGCAAUGUCAAAAGAAUAGCACUUCUUGUGGAGAUCCCUGUUUUAGUGAAUGAACUCCUGGUAGGGGGGGAAAGGGAUCUCUAUGUGUCUGUUGAGUAUGCAAAGGAAAUAGCCUGUUAAAUGUUAUUAAAAGAAAAUGAUUUGCUCAAUUAAAAUCACUUGACGAACGUGAAUGGGAAACAACAAGUUAACAAUGCAAAGAGCUGUGAUUAGCUUUUCUUUCUUUUUAUACCUUGCGUAUAGUGCAAUCUCAAAACAAAGUUAGAACUUCGCCUGUGGUCUCUAUAGCCAACUAUUCUGUGUUCAUGUAAUACGAUUUAAUAGAAUAUCUUCACAGCCAAUUCAAGCGCUUUAAAGACACAUAGGCUUAUAAAUAAUGGCAUUAUGGUGAUACUUUGAGAGAGCAACUGCAACCCUUUGGUGUGUUCAGCACCAUCUUUGAUUUGUUCACAAUAAUGUUGUUUCAGCUUUAUUUUAAUUUCUCUGUGACAGGCUCUCAAAACCAUCUGUACAAAGUGGAGACUCCUACUGAGAUAAAACCUUCACUGUACUUAGAAGUAGGGAUAGUGAGAGAAAUAUAAGCCUGAAUAUCAAGCAGGGAAAUCAACAACCCUAAUUCUGACAUGAUGGAGUUCUCUCUCUUUGCCUGUGUAAGCAUGUCGAAAGGACUAUGACUUCGCUGCACUGAAGUCUGACAUAAUGCCAUUUUUGUGUAACUAUUGCUAUUGUUGUUUGACUAGCUGCAGUAGUCGCAUAUAAAAACAAUUUUUUAUAAUUCUUAUGAAUUUCUGGACCUACCAAACCAAGUAAAAGAGCUUUUGGGGUUUUUUUUGGAAAUGUAUAUUUCAACAUUUUUAAAAUUUCAUUGUAAAUCACGAAAAGUCUUUUACUUUUUUACAUUCCCACCACAUAUUGCCCUCCUUUUCUUUACAUUUCCGACAUUUAUUAUUUGUUUUGUAAAUCUUGGCUAGUUUUACUGGUGUUUUACAUAUAUACCAUCUGCACAUCAUUUUCAUUAUAUUUUCUUUUCAUGCACUGCAAGCAGUGAAAUUUAUUCCCUCUUCUUUCAUGCUGCCUUUGAUCCCGGAGGCAGUACAGAGCCUGAUGGUCUUGCCUGCCAUGAUUUUGUCUGAUCCUCCUUUUAAAGCAGCCCAAGUUGGUGGAGCAAAUGGAGAUGGUGGAGAGUAGAGCUGAAAUCAAUGGAUUAAAGUUACAAGAAAUGGGCUUUGUAUUGAACAUUUAGGAUGAACUUUCUGAUGCUGGCACAAACAGUUUGACAGUGGGGGGAAAACCUCCACCAGAAUGUGGUGGUCUUUUUCUUCAUGAGAGGUUUCUAAGUAGAGGUAGAAUGCAACCUAUCAGGGAUGCUACAGCAGAGGUGACAGAAGUUGUGCAUUUGUGCAUUGACAGAAGUUCAGAUUAGAUACCCUUUGAGGAACUCUGAUUGUAUCUGGGAUAUUUUGGCUCAGCCAUAGGAAGAACCCAGGCAGUAUUCAUGGGCAGCUUCUUAUCAACCAUGUUUGCCUACACUUUUGUAUUGCAAUGGAAAAGAAAGUAUUCAGCAGGCAACAAGCAACAUAUCAGCCAUGCUCAUUUGCUUUGAGACAUUUAUCUUCUCAGAUGUUACACUCUGCUGUUACUUAAACUCACUUGCCCCCAGGCACUAUUAGAAUGUGUGGUGCACUAAAGGUGGUUUGGUGGUUCUGCAGCUAAAGUAUAUGUCAAUCGUACUAAAACUGAAUUAUUGAGAUGAAUUUAAGUGCUAGAAUUUCUGUUUCAAAUACUGAGUGUCUGCUGAUCAUGUGUUCCGAUAAUUUAUGAUGAGUGACUGCCAAGGCAGAUGUGAAAAUAUCUGAAUUACAUAAAAAUGUUGUUCUUAUUUAAAGAGAGACUGCACAAGCAAUUGUUGCCUGACAUUAAAAUGGAAGGGGAUCAUUCUGAAGAAUGUACCACUUUCAAAUCUGUGGGAGGAAUGUCAAGAUGUUCUAUACAAACCAACCUCAGCCAAGAUCAAUGAUGGGAUUAGCAGUAUUUUGCAACAGAAUUGUUAUCAAAUGGUUUUCUAGUAAUCUGAAGAGGGCAGUGGUCUUCUGUUCAUUUCUCCUUUUACAUGCUUGUAGCCUCAGCAGAGUUAUUUUGUCUAAGAAUGAGACAGUGAGAAAUUCUGCAAGUUUUUCAAGAAGGAAAGUGGAGAUCCAGAGCUUUUGAUUUUUCAGGGCAUGCACUUUAUUAUUUAUAGGAUCAAAUCAAAGACUAAAGAUUAUUGAGGUUUUAAGCGAUAGGCUUACUGUAUCUCACACAUCUCUUGGAUGGAGGGCGUUAGUCCAUACAGUGACCAAAGCUCUUCCAGGAGUUCCCAUUAAAAUUUCAUUCAAUAAGUAAUCUUGGCUGAAAAGGUGUCAGAAAAAUGUAGGCCUUUAAAAGUACCAAAACGAAGAGUAGUGGUUGUGGGGAUUCACCAGGGAGCUUUUUGGGGCUCUGUGCCCCUUGUUUGACUAUUAUAGGGUGUGAGAGUGCAUGCACAAUGUUGUGGCAAGGUUUAUGCAUACAACUAAUGUAAAUAACGUAACAUAAUGCUUGUCUGACAGACUGCAAAGACUUUAAAAGCAUAGUCGUGCUCUGAACUCAAACAGCAAUCCUAUAUCACCUACCUGGGAAUGAGUCCCAUUUGAUCAUGAGUAGGCAUUCAUACAAUUGCAUGUUAAAGUGGUUAAGCAGUCAUUCCACUCUUUGGGGAAACCAUAACAGCUAAACCUGCAUAGUCUUAGCUCAGAGGCAGAACUUAUGCUUUGCACACAAAAGGGUCUCAGGUUCAAUCCCUGCUAUGAAAGACCAUUGCAUGAUAUCCUGGAGAGCCACCACUAUACCAGAUGGAGCUGGUAGACAGCUGUCCUGGACACAGAAUUGAUCUGCACCUCCAUGGACAGCUGUGAGUCCAAUAUGACUCCCAGGCUGCACACCUGAUCCUUCAGGGGCACAGUUACCCCAUUCAGGACCAGGGAGUCUUCUGCACCUGCCUGCCCCCUGUCCCCCCAAAACGGUACUUCUGUCUUGUAAGGAUUCAGCCUCAGUCUGUUAGCCGCUAUCCAUCUUCCAACCGCUUCCAGACACUCACACAGGACCUUCACCGCCUUCACUGGUUCUGAUUUAAAAGAGAGGUAGAGCUGGGUAUCAUCCACAUAUUGAUGAACACCCAGUCCAAACCCCCUGAUGAUCUCUUCCAGCUGCUUCAUAUAGAUGUUGAAAAGCAUGGGGGAGAGGAUGGAACCAUGAAGCACCCCACAAGUGAGAGCCCAGGGGUCUGAACACUCAUCCCCCAACACCACUUUCUGGACACGGCCAAGGAGGAAGGAGUGGAGCCACUGUAUAACAGUGCCCCCAGCUCCCAGCCCCUCUAGACGGUCCAGAAGGAUGUUAUGGUCAAUGGUAUCAAAGCCACUGAGCGAUCCAGCAGAACUAAGAAACAGCUUUCACCUAAGAGGACAAAUGGUCUGAUUUGGUACAAGGCAGCUUCCUAUGUUCCAUAGUUUGAUCCUAUACAACUGUAAGAACAGACAAUACAAUGGAAGAUUAUUGGAAUGUUCCAACUGCUAAAUGGACACGGUGGGGGGGAAUGAAACAGAUUUACACAUCUUUGGGUUCUAAAUUUGGCAACUGAUAUUCAAGGUCCUCAAAUCCAGGAUGGGCAAAAGGUAGAUAGAUAGGUAGAUCUCUGCUGAGUGAUUUGCAAUAGAUCAGCAAGGGUUUUGUAGAUCAAUAGGCUGUCUCCCAGUCAGGUACUGACUACACCCAGACCAGCUUAAUUUCUGCAAGGUGACUGCAUCAUGUGCCCUCUUGAUUCCAAAUCAAUGGGUUGUAUGCAAUACAGCUCUAGUUUAAAUUCACUUAGCAGUAUACUUUUUCCACUGGUGAAAUGUUUGGUGCUAGUGGUGAGCAAAAGGUUGCUGGUAACUUUGCUGUGCAAUGGAUUGCACAGUCUGCUGUGCAGCUAGCCCAGGAAUUCUUGCACAAGCAGACCCAGAACGUCAGAUAAGGCCCAACAUAAAUAGCUUUUUUAUUUUUUUAAUGAUUCUCCUCCAUGGCUGGUCUUGUGCUAAUUGCUUCUCUCUCACCAUCGGUACCCCUCUCCUGUAAAAAUAAGAGUCACAAUUGGUUGCCUUUGACCAAGGCUCUGUGCAGCUCUGCUGGUGAGUCAUAGCAUUUGCACAUGUUGGAAUAUCUGAUGUUAAUAAUUCAGAUGUGGUUAAUGUGCUUGUAUGUGCAGGCCAACCCAGUGUAUGGCUCAUGUGGUGCCGGAGGUCAUUGGCUUCCCCACCCCCCCGAGCCACUAUUAUGCACUUGGCUGUGGGUGUCAGAUACUGGAGUUCUAGUAAAAAAUGAAGUAGAUCCUGCAAGCUUGUAUCCUGCCCAUCCCUGCUUCAAAUGGCAAUCUUUCCUUCCUUCCUUCCCUCCUCCUCCUCCUGCUCUUGUGCUUUUAGGGGCUGCAAAAUUUGCCUUAUUGGUAAUCCUCAGCCGUGUCCUGGUAAUGGGAUGAUGUGCAAUUUGGAGAAGCAGAAUAGGAAAUGCCACCUUUUUUUCGAGCCAAUGGCUCCAGAACCCCAUCAGCAGUAGCCUUUAGUAGCAAAGUCACCACCCUUAACAUUGUUCUUACUCGCUGGGACUGAUUAAGAGAGUUAAUUGUCAAGAACGGGCAAACUUAAUGUUUAAGUUCCCUAAUCAAAAGUAGCAGCAAGCUGGCAUCUCUUCUUUGUUUCUGAUCUAUCUACCAUUUACACUUUACAAACCCUCUCAUCUUUAAAUAGCAUUGUUUAUUCCUUCCCCUGAGCAAUGCAAGCAAAAAGCUUGACAUGUUCUUGCUAUUCUAGGGCUGUUUUGUUCCUCUUUCAUCUUAUGUAUAAAUACAUUCCUUCUUCAGUGUCAAUAUUUUAUUUCUGUAGGGUUGUGGAGGCUUUGCAAGAAAAAUAGUUUCCUUGAGUAGGGAAUUUGCUUCCAACAAUAGGCCUACUCAGAGUAGACCCACUGAAAUUAAUUGUCACAACUAACUUAGGUCCAUUAAUUGCAAUGGGUCUGCUCUGAGUAUAUGGAUGCAACUCUAUCUUCCCAUGUUUUAAAUAGUAAAUAGGUAUCAUAGCCUCAAUGGUCAGAUUGCUCAUUUUUGCUCAGAUUUGCCCAUAAUCACAGCUGGCCUGCCAUUAGGCAGAAUGAAGUACAGUAGCUACCUCAGGCAGUGGGGCAUGGAGAAGUGGAGAGGUGUUAGAGGCUGAGCUGGUGCAAGACACUCUGACACCUGAUGCCACCUCUGUCUCCUGGCUGCCCUUGAACACUGUCAUCCUCCUUUUUGUCAGGGCCGGCCUUAUCGUUAGGCAGAAUGAGGCAGCUGCUUCAGGCAGCAGAGGACUUGGGAGACAAGGUGGGAUUGAGAGUGGCUGCCUUCAGAUGCAAUACAGAGCACUGUUAGAUCAUCAGUGCCGAAGUAAGAUUCAUCUGCCAGUCCAUUUAGUUUCUGAAUGUGGAAAGGAAGAGGUGUCACUGUGUCCUUUGCCUCAGGUAACAAAAUGUCCUGACCCGGCCCUGUUCAUUGCUUUUGUCACUGCAGCAGCACUGAGCGUGCUGAGGCUCUCCAGAGCUUCACAUCGAACAGUAUCUUGCUGUAGUGAUACACCAGAUGCUGAAGGAUUAUUUAAAGCUUAAUAGUAGUAAACUAUUUACUACUUGAAGCCGUAUUUACCAUGUUAGAGUGAAGGAGGCACUCUGCUGAGCCACCUCACAUAUACAGUCAUACCUUGAUUCUCAAAUGCCUUGAUACUUGUACAUUUUGGAUCCCGAACGCCAAAAACUCAGAAGUAAGUGCUCUGGUUUUCGAACAUUCUUUGGACCCUGAACAUCCAACAUGGUUUCCACGGCUUCCGAUUGAGUGCAGGAAGCUCCUGCAGCCAAUCGAAAGCUGCGCCUUAGUUUUCGAAUGUUUUCGGAAGUCAAACAGACUUCUGGAAUGGAUUACAUUCAAGAACCAAGGCACGACUGUAAUAGCAAGGAGUGGGUGACCCAGCACCACUAAAAAAACUAUGUAAGAGUCCCACUGAUCACUUUGAUGAAAUGGCAGCAGCGUUCCUAGUGCUAAACUGUGGUGGCUGGCUGGCCAGGCAAAUCCACUGGUUUUCCCAGUCUGCCACCUGAGCAAAGAUCUCUGUUUGAUUAACAGGUGGGCCAGCCCUGCUUGGAAAACAGAGCUGCAUUCCUGAGCAGGCCUGUUGCCCUUAGGUAUGGUUGCGUGAAUGCUUUCGUAGUGGCAGUGAAAUAAGAUACAACUGGCUGUCCUGUCAGUUUCUGUAUAUGGAAAGGGACAGAUUCAAUUUUUUCCAUUGCUUCCAUUGCAUUGGAAAAUACUUAGCCUGGCCUGGGUCCAACCUUCCACAUUCAGAAUACAACAGAAACCCUGAAUUUUAGUAAUGUGUACAUGCAUUCUGUACAGACACUGUUCUAACUCCCUGGUAAUACUUUAAAGAAGGAUACGUUCGCGUAAGUUUUGGACAUUGCAAAUAAGCAGUGCCAGCUUUCUACAUGAUGAAUUCUGCAUUCAUCUUCAGAUAUCGCCUGGACAGCUUUGUGAUACAAGACCUUUUGGGGAUAUUACAAAACAAGCAGGACCAGAUGAGUGUGGAAGAAGGCUGUUUGCAAUAUUUGAAACAACUGUACAAAGAGAAUAAGGGGGAAGAGAGAAUAAGUCUCAAAGAAGUCUUAGCAAUGUUUCAGUGAAACCAAUUUGCUGGUAGAUCCAUAUGGAUGAAUUUAAUUGUGACCUCCGAGAGCAACAGCAAUUUAAAGGAAAUGAUUCACACAAAUCAAAUUAGCAUGGUGCGGAAGCCACAACAAUUACAUUCCGUACAAAAAUUCACCGGGAGUUCGUUUAUCAUCCAAUGUAUGAGACCUAAUUCCCAAGUCCCUCCAAAAUGUUAUGUUAUUUAUUUAUUUAACAACCUUCCUAUGCUGCUUAAAACCUCUAAGCUGUUUACAAAAGAUAUAAAAUGUAUAUUAAAAUUGUCAAUAAAAAUCAACUUUAAAAGCAAAACGAAGAAAAUCCACAGUUAAAAGUAUACACCGUAAGCUAAAGUUAUAGAAUAAAACACACAUCAGCUUUACCUGUCUGGGAAGGCUUGCCUAAACUGAAAUGUUUUUAGCAGGCACUGAAAAGAAUACAGCGAGGGCGUCUGGCUGAUAUCAAUGGGCAGGGUGUUCCACAGUGUAGGAGCUGCCUGCCACACUAAAAGAUUGAUUCCUUACAACUGUGGAAUGAACAUUUGUGACAGUUCCACAGAUUGCAGUGUUUGAGUGGGUCUAUAUGGGAUGAGGUCAUCUUUUGAUUAAUAAGACAGAUGUCAAAAAGUUAAGAAGAAGAGCCUUUUGCACCGGGCCAUCCAACAAUGAGGGGGGCGGGGUCAGAACAUUAAACCCCAAGAUUGUCUCUCAUUGCUCGUUUCAUAGCUUCAGCAAGCUUGGGUCUAUAGCAGCAGCCAACCACGGUCCCUGGUCUCUCGGUCCCUGGUCUCUGCCAGCCAAAGCGCAUUGAGUUCUGCUCACUUCCUGUUCAUCCUUCCAAGAAACCCCUGCCCCCCAAACCUCACCUCUUUUCCCCCUGUUGUGACAUCAUGACCGCUGUUACCCCGGCAACCUCCCCCUUGCAAUAGUAUUUCCUUCUGCUAACAGUGAGAGAAGAACUUCACCCUCUCCUUGUCUGCUGCUGAAUGUUUUGCAUUUCGUUAGGGAAAUAAAUAUUCCCACGUUCUUUGAUAGCACCCAUCUAACCCAAUCUCCUGAGGAAGAUGGCUUGACUUCAAGCCCCACAUUUACUAAUUUCAGAGAUUAUGGGGAAGAACUUGGCACUCAGGAAUUUUAGGGGAUCCUUGCUCCCUGCAAACCCACAACGCUACUUAGAUUGAAUCAUGAAGUCAUUUAAAAGAAUCUCUUAAAAAGUAAGAUCACCUUCACUGUACCAAAAAUGGUGGCCCAUUUCUGGAAGUAAAGAGGGAAAAAAACCCAUGAUGGAGCAUAUCAAAUUUCAGGCACCUAUUUAUUUUUUGGGGAAAAAAAGAAAGAAAGAAUAGGAGUGAAGGAAACAACCCAAAGUUUAGACAACUUAACUUUCCAAAACGAGUCCCUUUCAUGUCUCAUUGACUUCACCAGCUGUGUAAACAGCUGUGCACUCAUUACUGCCAUCCCUGCACCAAUUCAUAGCGAAAAGGAACACGAUUCCCAUUUUAUGUUAAAGGACUGUCCAACCGGUGUGAUUUUCUUCAUUUGGCUGAAUUUAAGUAAUCUGUUUUUCACUUCAGAGCACUUUAAUAGAAAAGCUGUCAUGUUUACAUAACUUCUACUACAAUUGCGCUGGAAGCCAAUAGCAACCAUUUUGCUUAUGGUUGGCUGAUUCUGAUGGGGCUGGUCCACUUCAGAUGAAUGCGAGAGCGAGAUUUGUAUUUUGGAUACCAGCAUAGAUGUCUAAAUAUAUUCUAUAUAUUCUGCUGGGUUUCCAUUUCCAUUCAAAAGAGGUGGCAGGACAUGAACGCAGAUAGAUCUUCUCUGUUCAUUAAAAGGAAUAGGAAAGCCCAGUUACACAGGAGCGCCCCGUUGCCUCAGAUCCAUCAGAGCAUGAACAGGACGAUGGAUUGACAGCAUUAUCUUUUGAAGGAUUAAAAACAACACUGCUAUGUUUGUUGACAUGCUAAAAUAGACGUGCAUUUAAAAAGAGCAUAUUAGAAGUUUCAGCGGUAAGUGAGACAAUGAAAUAAAUCAUUUCAAAACCUUCAAAGCAGACAGAGGGGGUUUGAGUUGAAAGCACACUUCCCCCAGCACAUCAGACUGCAUUAACCCAGCAAACAUUGCUGCCAUUAAGUAAUUUGUUACUUUUAUUAGAGCUUCGAUAAAUAAAAAUGUCUUCCUCCUCCUUCCUACGCAAUAGAGUAUCAUUGCUCAAACUUAUUUGUGUGUGUGAGAAAGAGAGAUUCUGAGUAAGGAGAAUAGAAAUAUAAUUCCAAAGCAAACAACUCUCUUUUGGAUAAUAAAAAUGGGAACUAGUAAAUUGAAAUUGCCUUGCUUCAAAAAACACACACCAAAAAACCCCUUUCUAGCAGUUGUUUAAAAAGUGCAACAAAUAGCAUUAUAAAACCAGAAUUUCAGAAUACAGAGCUUUCAUAAUUAAUAACCUGAAACACUGUCCACUUAUUUCAGUAAAUAAUUUUUAUGCAGCUGACCUUUCUCUUUUCCACAGCUACAUUAUUAAUGAAAGUGGAGCAAUCACUUGGUUAUUGUUUGAGCAAAUCUGGCUCUUCCCACUAAUCCAUUUUAUAAUUUAGUAACUUUGGUUAGCAGAUUAUGUAAAAAUAGUCUUUAAAUUAAGGCGUCUGCUGGUGAAAUUCUGAAUAAAAAGUAAUAAAAGCCUUAAAAAGGCAUUACUAGAUGUGUUCUACCAUUCCUUCUAACAUUAACAGCAAACUGAGGUAGCAGAGUGCCUAACUGUUUAGAAACAAAACUGGGCCACCAUAAAAUAAGGCAGUACUCUCCUCAUACUCAGGGGACUCCUGAGGUAAGCACAAGUAUUUUAGCUGAAAAGUUAAAACACACACUUUUUUUAACCUCACCAUAAUGAGCUGACAAGGACUUGUGAAUUUCCAGGAUUUGCAGAAUGCUGAUGAUAAUUGAGCCUAGAGAGAUUAAAAACAACAACCCUAGAGUAGCAUGUCCCACUCCCAGGAUACAGAAUUCUGGUUUAUUUUGCAAGGCACUCUUAUGCAGGCCUACUACCCAAGGAGUUCAGUGGGAUUUACUCCCAGGUGGGCGAUUAUUGGAAAUGGGAGAUGCUCAUAGUAAACAAAGGCAAACUCCAGGAUUUGAGUGCAGCUGUGUGUUUUGUGUUGUUUAGUUGUUUAGUCGUGUCCGACUCUUCGUGACCCCAUCGACCAGAGCAUGCCAGCUCUUGUUGAGCUGUAUAAUUACAUGGUUUGAGAGCAUGUGUACUUGAAGUUGUUGUUUAUUUAUCAUUACAUUUAUAUCCAACCUUUCCUCCAAGAAAGUAGAUGGUUCUUCUCCUCACCAUUUUAUCCUUGCAACAACAACAACAAGGUAGGUUAGGCUCAGAGACUGGCCCCAGGUCACCCACUGAGUUUCAUUGAUCAGUGAUCCCUCAAAUAAUUCAAUCAUCCCUCAAGUAAAUGGGUCCCAAGAUAUUAAGGACUUAAUAUCUUACUAAUCAACCAUCAGUAUGUAAACCUUGAGCUUGGUCGAUUAGUAAAUCUGCAGCCUGAGCAGAUCUUUGAACAGAACUAUAAUGUGCUGGUAGGAUCUCACUUCUGCCGGCUGUUAUGCUACAGAAUAAUUCUGCAUUCUGCACUAAUUGGAGUUUCAGCACCAAAACCAAGGGAGGUAACCCAGUCUUGAUGUUAUCAAUGCUUGGAUACUGUGGUCAAGCUAUCCCAGUCUAGAAAUAGCCACAGAAGUUGCACCAGAUGAACCUGGUGGAAGGCACUUUUAGCCACAAGGGGUCAACUGGACUUCUGGCAACAAAACUGGAUAAAGGAGCACCUCCCAAAUUGUGUACCUGCUGCUUCAGGGGGAUGGCAACCCCACUCAGGGCAAGCAGCUGACCCAUUUCUUGGACACAGGAACCACUCACCCGCAGAACCUGUGCUUUCCCAGUAUUCAAACUCAGUUUAUUUCCCUUGAUUCAGCCUAGCCCUGUAUCCAGGCACCAGUCCAAGCCCUGCACAGGCUUUCCUGAUUUAAAUGUUAUGGAGAAACAGAGCUGAGUGUCAUCAGCAUAGUGCUAGCACCUUGCUGCAGAUCUAAUGAGCACUCCAUAUAAAUACUAAAUAGUAUUCAUAUAUGGCUGCAUAAAAAUAGUAAAUCGUUCUGAGGAUAAAAUGGUGCACUUCAGCUCACAACAGUAAUAAUAAUAAUAAUUUAUUAUUUAUACUCCGCCCAUCUGGCUGAGUUUCCCCAGCCACUCUGGGCGGCUCCCAAUCAAGUGUUAAAAACAGUACAGCGUUAGAUAUGCAGUUGAAGAGCUCUUGACCUCAUAGGAAGAAGCAAAAUCACUGUAAGACAGUCCCCCAAUAACCAUCCCAUGGAACUGGUCCAUGAUCAACAGCAUCAAAACAACAGAGUGAUUGAGAAGCAGGGACAAGAGCUACUCCCUUUGUCCCAUUCUCAGUACAGGUAAUCCAUCAGGGUGACUGAGGCUGAUUUGGGCACAUGGCCAGGUCUGAACACAGAUCAGAAUUAAUCUGAAAUGAAAGGUCUGAAUUCUGGAUUGUCCAGUCUGUUUUAUCAUGUCACACAGGACAUUUCACCUAUUAGAAAAUUUGCUGCAGAGCGUGAGGAAAUGUGCUGACAGUUAUUUUGUGCGUGUAUGCAAAACCCAGAUAGAUGUUUUAAGACUAAGAAUUGCCGACUGUAUGCUCUUAACAUUUCAGCUGAGUACAGCUGGUCCCCGAAUAUGCAUCAAUAUUCACCGGGGUGUAUGUCUUUUAUUUAUAUAUUUAAACAAGUAGAAGGUUUCUGCCCCCCCAUCCCUUCAGCAUUGAUUGGCACUCACAAAAAUUUAUGCAUGCAGGAAGUUGCCAUGAUGUCAUUUGAAAUGCUUGAUUGGAAAGGAAUGCAAUUUACAAGAUCUGCCAAGACAGCAAAAGGAAAACUCGAGCCAUGUAUUUUAUGACUUCAUAUAAAACAGUGACAGAUUGGUAUGUUGCAUUUCAUAAGCUUUAAAAGCUUGAAAUUCUGUGGAUGGCUUCCAGGUACAGUUGUUUUAUUUACAUGAACCUGAGACUAGCAAGUCAAAGCUUAAGCACGGUGCUGGUUUUGGAUGGUAAAGUACUGGAGAGACUCCAGGAGAAUUAGGAAUUAUCCAGUCUGGAUAAUUUAGUAGUAGACUGGAGCUUUAGUGUUAAAACUUCAACUUGAACCAAAGCCCAAACAGGAGCAGCCUCCAGCAUUAGGCUAUAAUUAAAGAGCGUAACAUUUAUAUGCUUAAAGUAUGCACCUUUCAGUCUACAAUCAGCUUAGUCCCAGAUAAAAUGGCUGCCUAAGAAUCCUUUAUAAUUUUGCAUGUUGAAAUAAAUGUGAUGACUUUCUCCAGCUUUUGACCAUUUGAUUUAUAAAAAAGCUCUGGGUGAUACCCAGCUGUGGCAUCCCCACUUGUGCAACAGCUUACUAGUCUACUAGUGAAAAUCUCAUUCUUAGCUUAACAUAACAGCCAAAUCCAAUGGGCACGUUAACCCUUGCAAAAAGCAUUGUGCAGCUCCUAGUGAGACAGCAGCAAUGAUUAUAUUCAGUGACCGUGAAGCUUGCCUGCUCCCAUUUAUGCAAGAAUGUCAGUGCCCAAAACCGACUGCACUACCUUAAUGUUGGGUCUUGCCCUCCAGCUUUAGUAUUUCCUUUUUUCAAUUUCCCAACAUUUGUAUUCCACUGUGGAAGCCAAGGUGGCAUACUUGCCAUUUAUAUGUGGUAUUGUUAAUAAAUACCAUAUAGUACUCACACGUGUGCUGCCUUGGAUUCCACAGCGGAAUAUAAAUGUAAGAAAAUAAAUAAAUAAAAUAUGACUGCUAGAGGGUGAAUCCAGUGUAAUGUUAGUGCAGGAGGUUUAGAGAGCUGAUGUCAUUGUCACAGAGUGCAAGCUUUACUUAUUGCUAAGGUGGUAUUAAUAAAAAACAAAUUAUUUACACUUAGCUUUUGCCGAGAGGGAAAUAACAUAGGAGGUGGGUAUUUUAAAACUAAUUCUAGAAAAAAAAAUUGUUUAAUGCAAAAUUGGUUUUUGAUGGUACAUUAUUGUCUUCUACCGCAGAAUGCAAGAGCUGUUAAUGUACAGUGGUGCCUCGCAAGACGAAAUUAAUUCGUUCCGCAAGUUUUUUCUUCUUGCGAGUUUUUCGUCUUGCGAUGCACGGUUUCCCAUAGGAAUGCAUUGAAAAUCAAUUAAUGCGUUCCUAGGAAACCGACUUCAGACCAGGUCCGGGGACAGUCUGUCCCCGACCUCUUCUGAAGGCUGGGGGGGGACAAGGGCUUUCUUCCCACCCACCCCAGCAUUUUAAAAACCCGGGACAGCGGAGGGCUUCUCCGCUGUCCGGGCGAUCUUAAAAUGCUGGCGGGCGGCAUUUUAAAAUUGCCCCGGGACAGCGGAGGACUUCUCCGCUGUCCGGGGCAAUUCAAAGCCCCUGGGAAGGCAGGCAGGGGGACAAAGACUUUGCCCCCGCCAGCCUUCAGAAGAGGUCCUGGACCUCUUCUGAAGGUUGGCGGGGCGAAGUCUUGUCCCCCCACCUGCCUUCAAAAGCUGUCCAGCCAAGGCUUCGCGGACCUCUCCGCAAGCAGCGGCAGCACUGCCGCUGCUUGCGGAGAGUUGCCGGCAUGCCGAAGCCUGCGCGCGCUGAGAUCAGCGCGCCCAGGCUUCGCGGACCUCUCCGCGAGCAGCGGCUCAGCGCUGCCGCUGCUUGGGGAGUGUUGCCGGCAUGCCGAAGCCUGCGCGCGCUUAGAUCAGCGCGCCCAGGCUUCGCGGACCUCUCCGCGAGCAGCGGCAGCGCUGCCGCUGCUUGCGGAGAGUUGCCGGCAUGCCGAAGCCUGCGCGCGCUGAGAUCAGCGCGCCCAGGCUUCGCGGACCUCUCCGCGAGCAGCGGCAGCGCUGCCGCUGCUUGCGGAGAGUUGCCGGCAUGCCGAAGCCUGCGCGCGCUGAGAUCAGCGCGCCAGGCUUCGCGGACCUCUCCUGCCUUCAAAAGCAGUCCGGGAUAGCAGGGAAGCGCUUCCCGCUAUCCCGGACGGCUUUUAAAAUGCUGGCGGUGGGGAGCAAAGCCUUUCGGCCCCCGCCAGCCUUCCUGGACCUCUUCUGAAGGCCGGAGGGGGGGGGGAAGGCUUUGCUCCCCACCGCUAGCAUUUAAAAGAGGUCCCCGGAGAUUUCCCUAUGGGCUUUCGUCUUGCGAAGCAAGCCCAUAGGGAAAUUCGUUUUGCGAAGCGCCUCCAAAACGGAAAACCCUUUCGUCUAGCGGGUUUUCCGUCUUGCGAGGCGUUCGUCUUGCGGGGCACCACUGUACAUGAUAAUAUAUUUGUUUGUUCAGGUGUUAACGUUUUAAUUUGUCAAUGCUGAGUGGAAGAAAAUAGCUGCUUUUGACUCUGAAGAGAACAGCUUUUAAGUAGAAGUAGAAAUUAUGACCAAAUUUAAUCAUCAAAUAGAACCACUUUCAGUCAUUUUGGCACCCGCGGAGCAUUAAAAUAACAUUUCUGUUUUAUUAGUGAAGUCAUUCGUGCCCAUAUUCAGAUGGGUUGGUGCUGGUCACUUGUAUAGAAAAAGUGUGUGAGCCUAAAGGCAGAUAGAUAGAUAUAGUGAUUUGCAGCGCAAUCUUAUUCAGGUUUGCUUCUAAGCUGGUCCCCCCUGAGACUAUUAUCUAUCUAUCUAUCUAUCUAUCUAUCUAUCUAUCUAUCUGUCAUCUAUCUAUCUAUCUAUCUAUCAUCUAUCUAUCUAUUUAUCUCAUCUAUUUAAUACAGUGGUACCUCGAGUUACAAACACCUCAGGUUACAUACGCUUCAGGUUACAAACUCUGCUAACCUGGAAGAGUUACCUUGAGUUGAAAACUUUGCCCCAGGAUGAGAAUGGAAAUCAUGUGCCGGUGGCGCAGCGGCUGCAAGAGGCUCCAUUAGCGAAAGCACGCCUUUAGUUAAGAACAGUUUCAGGUUAAGAAUGGACCUCCAUUAAGAAUUAACGAAUUAAGUUCGUGUAUACUGCUCUUCAUCACAAGAUUUCAUGGCGCUUCACAGAAUAAAAUACAAGAUAAAAUACAAGUAAAAAAUUAAAAUAAAAACAACAAAACAAACCCCCCCCCCCACAAACAUUUAAAAGGCUGUAGAUAGAAUAUUAACCAGCCAAAGGCUUGGUUGAAGAGGAACAUUUUCGCCUGGCACCUAAAAAUAUAUAAUGAAGGCACCGGGUGAACCUUCCUGGGGUGAGCAUUCCACAAAUAGAGAGAAAGAGGUUUCUCUAUAGCAUCUAAGUGAUGGGAAUUCCAAGCUGCCCACCUGCAGACUGCAGUGUUGUUGUUGUGUUUGUUUUUAAAAAGCUACUUUUUAUUAAAGAUUUCUUGGUUUACCAAAGUAUGUGCAAGUGUUGAGGCCAGUAGGGUCUUAAACAAUAAAAUUAUAAUUUGUUAAAGGAAGACAACGAAAGAGCAAUCAACAAUGAAUUAAGAUGCGUCUGCCACUGCCAAUAAAAUAUUUGACUCCACUGAAAUAAACAGAAGUUUAGGCCUAAAUAGCAUUCUCCACCUGGAAGGGUUCUUUCCUUUUUCUUUGGUACAGGCACAACACUGAAACUGCAGGAAAUCUACUUCAGUAUCAGAACUCUAAACAGAAGACUGGGUGGAAGGAUAUGCAAUGCUAAGAGAGUCCUGGGAGAUAAGUGGGAUUUAAUGGUGCCGAAGUAUCAGGACAGCCUUAUUUUCUGGAAUGGCCUUCCACAUUCAUGGGACAUAUCUAAUCAGAUGGCAGCAGCUUAUUCAAAGCUGACAUGUUGUUUCAGCUACAGUAUUAUGUACUAUAAGAGCCACUGCUCCAUACCUCUCCAUGCUCUAGGCAUAUAAAACUCUGAACUGCAUGUCUCUUCUGUGAUAGUCCCAAGCCUACCACAAAGAGGUUUCCCCUCCCCUUGUAUAAAGAAUGCAGGUUUGAGUCUAUAAUGAAUUAUUUUAGACACAACCUUUGUGAUGUCUUGUCAUUCUGUGUUUUGGUACACCAUAUUCUCAUGGUUCUCUGUAGCUUCUGACCAUAUAUCAUGAUGAAUUAUAAAAUGAAAUCUUGCCUCCGGCUUUGUCAUCAAUCUUGCAUCUUUGUCCCCAGUUGGCAGAUGAAGGAAUAAAGAUCAUGCAGCAAAUGCUCAGGUGAGCUCAGCGCAGAGCUUAUAUGAUCAAAUGCCUGGGAUUUCAUCUCAACACAAUUCUUUCUCUCCUUUUGCUUCCCCGUUCAUUAACAAACAGAAAGGGUACAAUGGAAGAUAAAGCUGGGGAGGAAGAAUGGCAACUUUUUGCAUUUUGUUCUCUCCCGUGUUUUUCUCCACUGUUGUUCGGACUGACGCUGCUGAUUUGUUUGGUUUUGCAUUUUAGGGAACCUUUAUUUUCUUACUCUAAAAGUAUGUGAGCAGCUAUUUCACGGACAGCAUGAAUCCAAAUGCUAUUUUGAAAAGCUGUCUUGAAUGCACAUGUGACCAGAAACACCCACACUUAAUCUGGCCAUUCAGCGCAUGCUACUUCCUGUUGGAACAGGAAGUCUGGUGUGGACUUCUUCAGCUUUCCCUUGCAAGAGUCAAUGCUUGUUCUUUCCUAAUGGAAAAGGGGAGUGGGGAAUCUUGGAAUUUUCAUUUUUCUAGAAAAAGUUACUAAUGGUGCGGUAUUAUGCACCGCUGCUCAGAAAUAAGCUUCACUGUGUUGCAUCAAACUAAAUGAGUCGUGUCCAUUGGGUUGUAUCCAGUGUGGUGCUAAGCUAAAGUCACUUAAUGGUAUACAGUGGUACCUCGAGUUUCAUACGCUUCAGGUUACAUACACUUCAGGUUACACACUCCGCUAACCUAGAAAUAGUGCUUCAGGUUAAGAACUGUGCUUCAGGAUAAGAACAGAAAUCGGGCUCCGGCGGCGCUGCGGCAGCAGGAGGCCCCAUUAGUUAAAGUGGUGCUUCAGGUUAAGAACAGUUUCAGGUUAAGUACGGACCUCCAAAAUGAAUUAAGUACUUAACCCGAGGUACCACUGUACUUGUUCCGCUGGUGAAUUUUUUGCCAGACAUUGUUGCGCAAGAAAAGCACACAAGGAAGUUGCUAGUAACUUUGUUGCGCAAUAGAUUGCACAAAGAGUUCCUGCUUGUCCAACUGCUGCAUUUGAUUCCUUUUUUGCACAACAUUGUAACUUACCUGUUUGCUAGUGCAAGAGAAUGCUAGCAGAGAAUGUUGGGUACAGCUCAUUGAUUUCAGUGGCUCUACCCUGAGUACAAUUUAGAUAUUAAAAGACAAUGAGGCUUACUCCUAGGUAAGCAGAUACAGGAUUGGAGCCCAAAAGGUUACGAAAUGCAAAAUACAAUAAGGUUAAAUACGUUCUGGUUAUAAAGAAUAAAGAUAUACUUUGAAAGGUUAUUGGAUUUUUUAAAAAAUGGACUUCAGUAACUUGCUCAGUUUUUAGUUAGAAAGAGUUUCAGAGGAAAUAAUGCUAAAAUAAUGAAAAUAAUUUUUGAGCAGGUUCCAUCUAAAUAAUUUUUAAAAUUGGUUAGGAGAUUUAAAUUCCACCCUUUAUGUUAUCAUACCCAGGGUGGCAUACAGGGAUUGUGAAAUAAAUACGCAACACAUUGAAAGAAGAAAACAUCAGAAUGGUGAAAAAUAGAAAAGCAGUGGAAAUAAAGUAAGUUUUUUAAAAAAGUGUUUUAAAAGCCUGGGAUAAUAAAAUCCUUUACCAGGCACUGAAAAGACUUGAGUGGGGGCAUCAGGUGAGUCUCCAUGGGGGCGAGGAUUCCAUAAGCAGGGUGCCACAACUGAAAAUGGCCUUGGCAGAUGAUAUCAGCAUGUUGGCAGGCUCAUGUGGCUGUAGACAGCCCUGUCUAUUGCAUACAGCCAUGUAUGUUAUUUUUCUUCCAAGAGAUCAAGAUGAAAGAGACCAUCUUACUCACCGCAGAAUGAGACAACCCACCAGGUGGCAGGGGGGAGACUGUCAAGUUAACUCCGGCAGUUGCUAGCAGUAGAACUCAUUUUAUAGGUUGAACCAGCUAGUAAAUUAGCUUGUAAGUUGAGGGGGGGGGGGAAUAAACUCAACUCUUUAAGUAACCAGUACGAAUGACAAGCAAUCAAUGCCCUCCAAACUUGUGAAAGUUCUUCCAAAUUUCCACAUGUCUGAUUUCAUCCUCUUCACUUAUCACUGUCUCUUCUAAUAUAAUAGUUCUUUAAAAUUCAAGAAAGUAGAUCCAAACUUGGCUGGUGUUUGCAUGUGAGGCUUUGUACAAACUCUACACAUGACAUUCUGAGUAACUUAGCUGUUUGAGGUCCUGGCUGAUUAUUGGCUCCUUUGUGGAAUAAAUAACUUAUUUAUUUUUUAAAAAACACCCGUCAUAACCCUAAAUUAUUUCAGCUGCCUAAUAGCUAUCAUUUUCUGAAGGCUAUUUUUCAGUUGAUUCUCCCUCACCCAUCUACUCAAUAGGCAUUGAAAUGAUUGAGGUAAAGCUAUCUAUUAGCACUGCUAAUGCAGUUUGAAUUUGUGAAAUGGGCAUGUGACUCCAGAUACUGCUCUCAUUCUUAGGGUUUUUUAAAAAAUAAAAUAAAAUGGGUGGCUUAUAGUUUAUAGCAGUGUUAACAGCUUGAAAGCUGGCUCUACACAGUCCCUCCACCACUUGUUCUGCCUCAUUCACACAUCGCUACUAGAAUUACUUAAAAAGAAUAAAUAAAACACACUGAGGGCCUGUUAGUAAUGGGGGUGGGGGGAUAGAUUCUUUACUUCCAGUUUCUUCAAAUUUACAAGGAUUUCAAACCUACAAGGUGAGAGCUAGUUUCGUUGCUGCCUCCUGCAGGAGAAAGUGGGGCUGAGGGACAGAGCUUGUGGCUUGAGUAGGAAAUCACAACAUGCAUUUUCCUCUAUCUGUUAGUCUCGACCCUGCUCUCAACUGACUGGAGGCAUGCAAUGUUGCUUAUAUCUAACACUUAUUUCAUCAUCCUCUUUACUCAAAAUGUUAUUCAUCACCAGCAAUCUGUAAACUAUGAUUCCAGAAGCUCAAGAAUAGGGGAGGGGUGUCUGUCAGGUCAGGGACUGAAAGCAACCGUCCAGGCCUCUCUGCUUAGCCUCUUCUGCCUUGCUCUAGGCCAAGCUUCCUCAACCUCAGCCCUCCAGAUGUUUUGAGACUACAAUUCCCAUCUUCCCUGACCACUGGUGCUGCUAGCUUGGGAUCAUGGGAGUUGUAGGCCAAAAACAUCUGGAGGGCUGAGGUUGAGGAAGCCUGCUCUAGACCACUCUCCCCCAGGCCACACUGCCCACUGCCUCUUUUCCACACCCUCCUCAGGUGUCCUCAAACUGUGAUCAUGCCUAUUGCUUGGUUGGAUGAAGGAUGGAGAAAGCGGGAGCUUUUUUCCGUGAAAACCCCUGGCACAGAACUUUCAACCCAGAAUGAGAAUGUGGGAACAGGGAGUGCUAAAGUCCUCUACCACGCUGUACCAAGGUUCCAGUUGGACGCAACCCCAGCCCACCACUGGCAAUUUGUGGAAGAAAAAGGCCUGCAUUCAAGGACAAAUGAUAUGAUUUGUGUCAUGAAUAGUUUGGCCCUAAAUGCUGUGAUAGGCUCUCAUGUCCUUCUCUGUAACCUUUGCAGAUGAUCAUGAUUAUGAUGAUGAUUUAGGUACCCCCCCCCAUCUGACUGGGUUGCCCCAGACACUCUGGGUGGCUUCCAACACAUAUAAAAACAUAACAAAACAUUAAAAAACCUUCCCUUGCACUGAACUUAUGACACACAUAUUGUGGGAGCCUUUUUUUGUGGAACCUGGUUCAGCUGCACCAUAUUGUCCAUGGUAAAUCCGGCAAUUAAAAAGUUCUUUGGUGCCCCCCUUACCUUCAUGCCCUAAGUGUGUGCUUAUUUUGCUUAAUGGUUAAUCCAGCCUUGGGUAAUCAUAUAUAAGGCUGCAGCCUAAAUAUAAAUCCUCAAAUGAAGUAUAGUGUAACUAAACCAGACUAUUUUAGGAGCAAUGUAGAGCAUCAUGCUUUGUAGUAUAGUUGAAGAAAAUGAAGAGCAUAUCCUACAUCUGCAGUACAGUGGUACCUCCUGUUAUGAACUUAAUUCGUUCCAGAGGUCCUUUCUUAAGCCAAAAGUGUUCUUAACAUGAGGUGCGCUUUCACUAAUGGGGCCUCCUGUUGCUGCUGUGCCGCCGGCGCUUGACUGCUGCUCACAUCCCGGGGCAAAGUUCGUAACUAGGGGCAUCUAUUUCUGGGUUAGCGGAGCUCGUUACCCGAAGCAUUCGUAAGGAGGACAGUAUGUAACCCGAGGUUCCACUGUAGUAAUGAAAUACUUUAUGAUGUAUUAUUUUCAUAGUUUAGUGCUUUCAGAUCACAGAAGUCAUAAAAUGUUUUGAUAUUGAAGGAUGUGAUUCAGGGAAGUUCAUGAAUAGCUUUGGAUGCAUCUGAAAUGCUGCUUGUAGGGUGAAACAUUUUUAAUAGCACACAAAUUCUAACCAUCGUGCUAGCAUAUCCACCAUAAAUAUCAUUUCCAACUGAAAUCUAUAAGCAAUCGAAAUAGGAUAUAUUGUAUAUCAUAUUGAAUAACAGGAAUAUAAAAUUGCCAAAAUAUUUUGGAGGUGCAAAAUAUGUAUUUGUGCAGCUUUUCUUGUUUCUCCUAGCAAGGGCAGUGAUCGCUUUCUAGUCGAAAUUGAACCUGGCGUGCAUAACCCCCCAUAGCAACAUCUUUAGUUAUUAAAAGGAAUGGUUAAAAAUUACAAUUCUAAAACAUCUAACUUUCUGAGGGACUGAAAUGUCUCAGUGCCAUAAGGGGACAAAUUAAAGACUGGAACUUUCCAAAGCAUCUUGAAUUUACUCUGCAGAUACUGCAUUUUACGUUCUGUUUAUGUUUUCUUGUCACAUAUCUGGUUAAUGUAAGCAUUUAAUCUUGCAGGCCUGUGACUUUUUUUUUAUUAGUUCUUUUUCUUACAGUUCAAAGUGUUGGGGGCUUACAACUAACUGAUAGUUUACCUGGAGGCAAGAACAGAAAUUGAAGUCCAUUGUUUCCCCCUGUAAGCACUUGAACUCUAUAUGAGCAUGAAAAUUACCGAAUAGUUUGCGAGGUUUUGACAGAUUGUCAUGCUUCACAAAAAGAGUGUUUGAGUUCUUCCAUUAGUGAACUCUUUCUAAUAUGCUAAGGGGAGAAAUAGCACUCCUUCAAAUUCCAGCUAAAUAUGGUGAGCGUCUAUUCUUUAAACUGCAUUGAAGAGAUAAUUACUUCAGCUUCCUUUUUCAUGUGAUACUUUCACAAUGAUGCCUUAAGAAAAUGACUUUAUAUAUAACAAUGAAGCCUUCACUCUGGAAGCCAUCACAUAACUAAUAAAAAUACUUAGCAUUUAUAUAGUGCAUUUCAAGAGUAGAAAGUACUUCAUAUGUCCUGUGAUGUAUUUAGGUAGUAGGAUAAUGAGAGUACCUCUAAACAUUUUUUUUAAGAAAAAAGCACUGCAUACGGGUGGUAAUGUGGCUUACUAAUGGCGGCAGUGCCAAACCAAGCAUGGAAUUUCCUUAAAUAUGUCAAACUACUUCGUGCCUGGUCUGUUAUGACUUGAUUAGUUAGAGGUUAGGAAGAAUAGAAAUAUAUCUGCAUUUUCUGGAGGGCUCUUCCUGGUAUUAAGAGUUUUGCAUUGAUCAUUCAGGGUCAAACUACAGCAUUACCCUUGGUGGUCUUGCGCCUCUGCGUGGAUAUACCAACUGCAGGUAGCAUGGGGAUUCUCUGGGGCCAAGGUGUUAGGGGGCAUACUUAAAAUGACAGUGAGGCUGAGCCUCUCAGUAACACUCUGCAGACGUGUUUGUGCUUCAUCUUUGUUCUUCCAUGGCAAUAGCAGGUGAGAUCUGUACUUGGCUACAGACAGGUAUAUAAAUAAAUGUGCUUAGAAUUUGAGGCACUCCACUAAGGCUGUUAUUAAUACUGAAACACAAAAGACCUUCAUUACUCCUAUAUUGUAAAAGGAAAGAAAUACCUGAAUUGUGAGCAGAAAAGAAAGAGAAUAAAAUUACCUGCAACUAGACACUUUUUUUUGUAAUUAAAAUGUCAAUCAACAUUUAAACCAGAACGUUAGAUGGUGACAGGUCUGCCAGGCUUAUCAGAAGUUACUGCCUUGGAUUAAUAAAACACGUCUAGAUCUGUAUCUGUAUCUCAAUUAUUAUUUCCUUUACAGAAGACUAAUGCCUUCUUUUUCAGGAUUAACAGAAAAAGAAGCAACAUCACACCUUGCCCCAAAAGAUCUGUAUUAUCUAGUUUGAAUAAGAGAUGAAAUACAUCAAGCCCUUUAAAUUAUUGCUUAACAAAGAACAGUGACAGUCCUUGUAAAAGAAAUAGGAGAUUUCAAUUUGAUUAUGUUUUAAGAAACAUUGCUAUCAUUUUAUCCUGCAAGCUGUUUUCAUAAGGCCUGGGUGGGGGGAGUCUUUGAAAGUUGGACUUGGAUCUCAGCAAAAAGUUAUAUGGGUGUUUUUUUCCUCCCAAAGACAGAGCACCUCUGAGUUUUAUUCUGCUUUGCUUGUUUGUUAUUGACAGGGGCAAGAAAGCUGGACAUGAUGUAGACUUUUUGAUCACAGUUCCAGGAUCAAGUCAGGAGGAUGAAUUGUUACACCUAGUGAUUGACUUUUGGAAAAAGCAGGUAGGACAAAUUGUCGUAAGAUCACUGUGUUCAGCACUCUCAGCUUGAUGAAUGUAGGUAGAUGUUGAACACUUUAUCUGCUCCGAUCAACACCCCAGAAGUUAUUUUCAAUCACACUUAUUGGCUUGUGCUAAUUUGUGAGGGGUGCUAAAUAGAAAAGGGUACUAAUUGCAUUCUGCUCAUCUUGCUGUUUCUUGACCAGAGAUACUUAAUUGCUCAUUUGCUUGCCAGAAUGACCAGCAGAAUCUCUGGGUUGAUACAUGACUACAUUCUUUCUCUGAAGUUUAUUUUCUAAGUAAAAUCCAGUUGUACAACACUAUACCUCUGACUCAGAUUGCAGUGACAUCACUAAAAUGCCUCAGGUCACUGAAUGGGGAGCAAUGAUAUGGCUUAUAAGCCUUAUGGUCUAUAUCAGUUACAUGCAUUUUUAUUAAAAGAAAAAGGAUGAGUUAUUGAAAAUAAAAGGCAAAGUAGGAAUUGAGCAAUAGUGGCAUCAGAAGGAGGUGGGAUAAACACAGGGGAUGGUCUGAAAUGGCACAUGAUGCAGCAAAACAAAGACAAAUUCGGCUGAAGACAAAUCAGAGUUUGGUCAGUGUCUGGAUUAUGAUUUUCUAUGAGUUUCAUAAUACCAUGAAUUCAAUAUAAGCGUACCUUAAUGCAAUUAAAAACAAAACAAAACAGUCAUUGUUAGACAAUAAUACAAAAUAGCAUACUUCUAAAUUGUCCAGAUUUUGUUUAUUUAUUUUUUAAUGCCUUUUAAAUGUGUUGCUGGGAAGGGGAGGUUAUUGGGUUUCUUGGUUUUAUUAUGUAUUUUGUGUUCUCAUUUUGUAUUUUUAUGUUGUGAGCUGCCCUGUGAUCUUCAGAUGAAGGGUGGUAUACAAAUUCAAUAAAUAAUAAAUAAUAACAAAUGAUGUAACUAUCAGAUACAGUGGUACCUUGGGUUACAUACGCUUUAGGUUACAUACGCUUCAGGUUACAGACUCCGCUAACCCAGAAAUAUUACCUCAGGUUAAGAACUUUGCUUCAGGAUGAGAACAGAAAUCGUGCUCCGGCGGUGCAGCGGGAGGCCCCAUUAGCUAAAGUGGUGCUUCAGGUUAAGAACAGUUUCAGGUUAAGAACAGAUCUCCAGAACGAACUAAGUUCUUAACCCGAGGUACCACUGUACUAGGAGAAAGUUUUGUUUUGAUUUGCUGUGGAGGCAGCUGCAGCUGGGGAGGGAGGACAUAAUUAAACCUCCCCUCCCUGUGUGAGCCUCAUCUAGAUUUGCCCUUUUGCACUUCUGUUUGAGUUUAAGAGAAAAAGCACAUGCAUAGCUGCAGGCUUGUAGUUUGAUACACAGUCACCAUUUUAAAGGCAUGUCACUUUUGGAGAGUGGCUAAAGGAAAUUUCUCAAGGACAGUAGCUUCCGAAUUUUUUAUAUUCUUCUUGCCUUUUGUAACACUGCAUUUCUCAUCAGAGUGCUCAUAAAUUUUAUUCCUGUAUUUCUUGGAUGGCUUACCGAGAUGAGACUCCUUUCUGCUAGCUAUUCUGUUUGCAUUGCAUUAUGAAUAGCCAAGGGUGGGAUCUCCUCUAUAUCUAUUAUCUCUCCUAACCAGGAGAGAAUGAAUAUCACUACUGUAAUUCUUCGUUCUCUCUUCCCUCUGGAUAUCCCCUUUGAAGUGAAAGUUGCUGUGCUUUUUGUUAGAGUCAAGCUGCCCCAUUCUGUUGGUCUCUACUGAGACUUAGUGCAUCUCUCUGAAACUGAAAACUCGUCUCAGGAGCUGAAUCUGCCACUUUAGCUCUGGGUCUCUGAUUUUAUCAUCACAUUCCCUGAUUUGAGUCUGUAAUGGAUCUGCUCUCUCUGCUAAUUUAGCCCUCAGGUCUACUUUACAGCUUCUCAGUAAGUUGCUUGGGGCUGCUAUAUAUUUUCUUAUCAGGAUUGUCAUUACUCAAAUCAUUACUUCCUCUUUGAACUCACCUGAACCUUCCACCAUCUCAAUAAUUUUCAACAGAUUUCCCAACUGCUCUGUCUGUUAAGUGCUCACCAUUUCAGUAUUACAAGACUGAACACCAAGUACCUUUCAAAGGUCCUACUGUGUGCUAAAGUUUUUCUCUAAUUUCAGAGAUCCCCUAUUUAUUUGAGUUGGGCUCUCUCUGUUUUAGCCUAAGGAAUUUCUGGUGCUGCUUCUCCAACAGUGGCAGAGGCAACAGGGCAAGUGGGUUGACCACAGGAAUGUAGCAUCAAUUAUGUGGUGGGAAUGUGAAAAAAUCAGAGAGUUCUGGGACAUUGUAUAUAAUGAAUUAAAAAAGAUACUCAAAUUCCCAUUCACAAAAAGACCAGAGGCCUUCUUAUUAGGGAUAAUGUCAACUGAAAUCAAGAAAGAAGUAAGACCACUCUUUAUUUAUGCAACAUCUGCAGCCAGGAUUCUGGUCACAAUGAAUUUGAAGAGUGAAAUUACACCUACAAAGUCAGAAUGGCAGGUAAAAAUGACGGAAUACAUCCAAGUGGCAAUAAUGACGGGGAGAGUUAGAGGGUACUCCAUGCAGAGGGUGAAUAAAGAAUGGAUAGUAUUUAAAGAAUAUUUGAAAAACUACUAUGAUAGCAAAAAUCUCCUGGCAGACCUUGAAUGAUUCUUGUAAUAAACUAAAUAAUUUUUCUCUGAAGGAAAUUAAGGAAACAAAGUACAAUAACAUGAUGCUGUGUAAAAAAUAACAAAUGAGAUUCAUUUUUUUUGAGAACAAUCAGAAGUUUAUUUUAUCUUUCUUAUCUUUAGUCUUUAUUUUCUUUCCCCCUAUUUUUCGAUACAUUUUUCCUUUUUCUGUGUAGUGUACAUGCAUAAAUUUUAGCACGGUAAAUUGUUGUGUAAAUAUGUGUUGAAUGUUUAAUAAAGAUUUUUUUUUUAAAAAAGGAAUGUUGUAUCAGCAACUUCUACCACCCGAGGCGGCUGCUUCUCCAUGCCACAUUAUAGGGCCAGUCCUGUAUAGACCUCAUUUUAAACUGACUGUAAUUUUCAAAGCAGAGACAGAUGGGUGCCAACAACCAUUGUAGAAAGAAUGUGCUUUCAGCACUUUCAGCACAGACUUAGAGAUGCAUGAAUGAAGAUUUGAGCUGAGAAUGAAAUAUCCAAGCCAAGGACAGUAAGGCAGAAUAUGUGAUAACAUAGUGAUCUGUCAAUUGGGAAAGUUGAAAUCAAUUAUUCUUCUUGGAAUUUCCAUGGUUUGUAAAGCAUGAACCUGCUGCCUUGCUGCCCAUUCUUUCAGCUGAUUGCAACCCUGUUUCAGUCCUCUUAAGCCCUUUCCCUACCAUCAGGGCUGAAGGAAUUGGCUGUCAACAAAUAUCAAAAUGCAAAAAAAAAGACAAAAAGACCUAUACUCCCCCUGCCUUUUCUGAAAAGCAUCUUUGAUUGCUAUGCAAAUGGAAAGCAUGCUUUUAUACUUGUGACAGCAAGCCUGUCUCUGUAUUCACUCCUUUCCUGCUUUCGUGCAACAACUUCAAAGCCCAAAAUGCAUCAAAAAGAAAGCCACUAAGGUCACAGUGCCGACUUUCUUUCAGCUGUUUUCUUGUGAAAGAAUUCUGCAGCAUUUAACUUGUAAACAAUGAAUAAAUCUACCCCUCCCAUCAGUUCAGUAGUUUGGGAGCAUUGCUUUUCCUCAGCUGAAAGUUUAACAUUGUCACAUCCUCUUAAAGGCAGUUGAAAACAAAUGGGGUAAGUCAGGCCUAUGAUGCUUUUUGAUGUGGCAUCAUUGGGGAUAAGCGAGUCUAGGAACAGAGGCUAAAAAGGGACCUCUCAACUUAAAAGGGUAACAAUAAAACAGAAAAGCUGCAUUGCAAUUGAUGGAUUAUCUUUUACAAUAAUGUUUUUAUAAACAUGCCACACGGGCAUUAUAAAAUGACUUUGCUGUGGGCUGCCAUCUGGAAUGCUAUAGACCAGUCAUUAGUAUAUAUUGAUGCACUUUAAAGCAAAUGUUCUUCCACCCAAUGAUCUGGGAGUUGCCAGGAACUAAGACGGUUGGAUGGCGUCAUGUACGCCUCCUUCCGGCAACUCUGCAGCCAAGCUGGUGCUAAACGUAUUGCUCUGCUUUCCUUUGGACCACAUCAGAGAGGCUGAGAGUGGGGGUCUUGUCAUAUGAGUGGACCUCCGUAGUACUGUCCAGGCUUGCACCCCAGAGAGGUCAUUUCAGUGCCGGUAUCACAGCAGAAACAACGUGGGAGGCAGCAGUAACGAAUUACUGGUCUCUGCAGCCGCAGCAGGCACUGUGAUUCUCCAGUGGUUUCACUUCACCCCUGGAGGCACACUCCAUUGUCUCUCAAGACAGACAGAUGCCAACAACAAAAGCAAAGUUGAUAGAGCCUUCAUAUUUGGUGUUAUAUUUCAGUGCAUAGCUUGGGAUAAUAACAUAGAGGCCUCUAGGAGUUGUUGUCACAGUCAGAAUACCCCUCUCGAGGAGGCCUGGAGUAGGAGAAUUAUAUGUCUUUAGUAAAGGGUGGUAGAGAAAUGAGAGAUAAAAGAUCAUGGCCCUGUCCAAUCUUAGCCCCGACUCUACCCAUAGUCGUCAUGACCCUCUGAUAGGAAGGACCCCCUUGAAAGAAUACAGACCUCAAGAGCAAAAAUGUUGCCUCUCUACUCCCACUGUCUAGCCAUGCUCUCUCUUGUCCUGCUUUUAUGAUCUGUACUACCAGGCUCCAUCGCUCGAAGGAGACAUUGAUCUGCCUCUCCCCCACUGCAUGCUACAUAUAAUGUGCUUCCUCAGAACGGAAAUAUGAAGCAUAAUAUCCAAAGUAAUCACCAUUGAAAGUCAAUGGUAGUCUUGCAUCUGGAUAAUGUCUUUUGUUUUGUAAGCAUAGCCCUUGGCUUCAAAUCAAUAUCUUGAGUCCUAUUGGAAAUCUAUAGGCUUUUAGCUAUUGUCUUCAGAGUACUCUGAAAACAACUUCAAUUAAAUGUGUGUCCAUGGAGCUCUUUGAGCUUCAGCGUUGUGGGUUUCCACGUGUCAAAACUGCUGUAUGCCCUUCUAAAAUCACUAAAGUUAUUUCUAUGCCACUGGUGUAAUAUCACCAGGGCUACCUAUAUUCAGGGCUGAAAUAAUAUUUGUCACCAAGGAAAACUGAAUUCAUUUAUCCACUUUGGGUAAAUUUGUAUAAUUUCUCUUAUUUUACAUAGUCAGCAAUGGUAUAUUUUGUGUUUUACCUGCUUUUUUAUGUUUCUCAUAUUGUAUUUUAUUAUUUUAUUGUAGUAGUAGCAGCAUUGAUUUGGGCUACCUUGAGAUCCAUUUUGUGGAAAAGCAGGAUACAAAUAUACAUGGGUUCUUGGAAUUUUAUCCUAUAAUUGUUUAACUAUUGUGAUUAAAAAGAAAUGCCUGGAUUAGCAUGGUUUUAUCCUUAGUUUUUUUCAUCUGUGUGUAAAUUGCCCUGUCUUAAAUUAGAACAGGUUUUUAAUUGCAAACCUCCUUGGGGUGAAUGGGUGGGAGGAGAAAGGUCUUCAUACCUAACUGAAUGGCUGGUCUGAAAAUCCAGUGAUGCUAAAAACUCUUUUUCAAUCAUCUUAAUAGUUUUGCUAGCACAGACUGAAGGCAAUAUUUUUUUCCUGCAGCACAAUCAAUUUUGGAUAAAGCUGUAACUUGGUCACUGAAAACAAACUCUUAAAUGAUAGUUUGGGAUUUGCACAUUAGAUGGACCCUAAAAUUAUGCAGUUUGUAAUUUUUUCCAGCCUAAUAAUUUUCUCCUGUUCUUGUUGCUAGAACAGUGGUUUCCUGCUACGUGAAACAAUUACAGUCUCACUCAUGCCGACUGAUUUAGCAGCUGUCUAAAGAUGGAUGCAUUUGUGCUUGUCAAGCUAUGCUAGAAAGAGAGUCUAGGUCAAAUCCUCAGCUGGUCUGACUUGGCACAACGUCUCUGGGAGCCAAUGGAACGUUGCCAUUUUACACUCGCUGAGGCCUGGCAUGCUCUAAGAUGUUGUGAUGAUGAACGAUGCCUCUCUAGGCUUUUUUCUUUUAGUGUAAACUCUGCUGGGUGAGGGCUUACAAAGCAGGGCCAGUAGUAUAUCAACUGCUAAUAAUUUAUCAUGUCUUGGAUGGUUAAUACACCUGCAUUUGCUGCAGCAAUUGAAAUGAAGAGACAAACACAAGGCUCUGGGAUGAGAAAGCCACAACUUUAUUGAGUAUGAUUUGUAAGGCAUUCAGGUCAAGAUAGCCAGUACAGGGAAGAAACUAGCUUGCUCCAGCUAAACCACUAAGUUUCCAACUCAGGCUCACCACAUGGGGUCUGCCUUCAUAGUUUGUUCCAUUUAAUACACAUUUCCUUUAAGAGAUAAGUGAGCAUGGGUUUUCUCAGGAGCGUACCUUAGGGUUGGGUAGGUUGGCCCCUGCCAAGGGUGCAGGCUCAGUGUGUGUGUGUGCAUGCAAAAACCAAGCCUCUCCACUCUGUCUCAGAGUGGCUGGGACCUCUGCUUCUCUGGGUGGCCAGGUGAGUCAUGCAGGCUCCUCUGGGUGCCUUGGUGGAACUCUGUACCAAGGCCACAAGAGAUAGUGUCCCCCCUCCCAUACAGCUCCUUUCCAAGGGCACAAGGGACCCUAGGAUCGACCCUGAAGUUCCAGCUUCACUGCUACCUUGGAGCUUGCUGGAUGGCAGUGGCAGAAGGUGGACCUGAGUCCCAGAUUUGUCUGUCCACUGGAAUAACAAAUACUGCUCUUCAUUUGUCAUGUUUUGGGAGUCUACAUCAACUCCAACCUUCUGGCUGCUUUCUGCCAUUUCUUUAUAGCAUCCUAAUUGCGACUCCGACUUUCCCUACACUUUGAGUUCUCUCUACCCAAUGUCAUUUGCUAGUUUUACAUUAUCUCAACUCCACUUCCCACCCUUUUACUCAAUCCAAAGGGGAGUACAGACCUGGUUAAGUUUACAUUUUACAAAAUUUGUUAUGUUUCUGUGUCUUCUAGUAUUUAGGAUUCAUUCUCUUCCCUUAAGUUUCUGUUUCAGUGGUUCUCUUGAACUUGUGAAUAUUCCACCCCCUUGCAUACAGCAGCCCAUAUCUAAAAGAACCACAUUUCUAUUAAUUAAAUCUGUAUGUCACCUAAACUGAAGCUUCUAAGUGAGUCACAGCAAACAAAAUAGGAAUGCAAUUUGGAAUCCAUAAAUACGAUCACAUAAUAACAUCAGUAUGCCAUCUGUCCAUUAUACAACACUUUAUGAAAUGGUUUUCCCAUCCCAAACCUUAAAAAUAGACCACAAAACCCUAAAAACAUAAUACAAAAUGGCUGAAACAAUUUAAAGUCUUCACAAAGGCUGUAAGGUGACUUGACAUAUUCUGAAUGGCACCCUAUUAGUCUAGAUAAUAAGCUAACCUUGCAGUAGCUUCCAGAAUUUUAUUCCUCAAAAAAUGAGGAACCUUUUCAAUGUUUAAACUAGUGCAAUUGACACAAAACUGGCAAUUUUGACAAACAGUUGGUUCAUAUAAGAAAAAACUUUUCAUUUUUUAAUGUUAAAAAGUCUAUCCAAAGGCCAGAAAUACUGCCUUGUAUUAACACUGAGCAGAACAAUUGAACUCCACGUUAAAAUGGUCUGUAUGAUAACCUUCAGCUAAAAUUUAAAUCUGGCAUAUAGUCCUUUGCAAGUGCAGGAAUAUUAAAAUGGGAGUGGGAGUAGAGAGAGAUGCUUGAGGAACUGACAUAAGAGUGUUGCUUAUUUCAUAUUCUGUAGACUACAAUGCUCAGAUUACAGCAUUUUAAGAUUUUCACGGCUAGCUGCCUUCACAAAAGGCCCCAUUUGUAACCUAGAGAAGUGCUGCUUCAGCUGUGUUAUGUGAAACAAGGGUAUUGUCCGGUGCCUCGUCAAAUUAAGUUAAUCAGAAACAUUGUCUCAGUGGAUAUAUCCUAGGCCUUGAUUACUGUUUAGAAGUUGCAUUCUGACUUUGAGUCAGAUUUCAAUUGCUUGCUGAAGUCAGCAUCCGUGUAACUGUUGCCUAAUUGCAUUUUAAAAAAGAAAAGAAAAAGAAAAAGAAAAGCAAUGAUAUGGUUAUUUGCAGGUUUCUAGCCUUUGUGUGUUCUUACUUACUUCUACAAAUUGCUAAGCCAUUUAAUGAUAGGGAGGCAGUAAAGAAUAACUUAGAGGCAUUCAUUCUCAAAAUGCCUUUCUCAUCAUAUUUGCCACACAGCACCAUCCGCAGAUUCUGAAACCGUAUCCACUUGAGUUUAUAUUAUUAAAUCAGCAAGGGAGAAAGAAUGUUUCAUACCUAUGUUUUAUUGCUAACUUAUUUAAUGGCCUAUAAUUGCCUGGAUUAAGGGAGUGAAGUGCUCUCUGGAAGGGUCCAAGCCACAAAACUGGAAGUGAAGAUUCCUGUAAUGAAUGAAUCAUUUCAGGGGUUUCUCUUGGUAUCUGCAAAAAUGUGGUUAAAAUUUAAAAUCACAGUGAUGGGAUUUUGCACCUGGAACAAGUGGGAAGACUCAGAUUUGUGGGAUCUGCUUUGUUUUUUUACUGUCCAGAGUCAAACCAAAGUACAAUGGUACCUUGGUUUGCAACCGUUUUGGAUUACAACGACGUCAAAACUGGAAGUGUGUGUCCCUUUUUGGGGGGGAUUACAACCAAUUUUUGGGGGGAGGAGGCCCCAUUGGCGAAAGCACGCCUUGGGUUACAACCUUUUUUGGUUUACAACCAGACCUCUGGAACGGCUUAUGGUUGUAAACCAAGGUACCACUGUAGUGGGUUGGGACAGAACCAGGUGCUACUUCAGGGGAUGGCGCUACUUACAUAUUGCAUUCCAUGAGCAUAAGAUUGGAAUGAUCUGCAUAUAUAAAAUUAUGAACCAUCACCUACAGAUUUGAAAUCUAAUUUAAAGAGGGAAGGGGUGGAGCGGGGAAGAGCCGUUUGUUGGCAGGAACAUAGGAAACAGCCUUAUGCCAUUUGCCCAUCAAGCACAACGUUGACUCUUCCAACUCCCCUGGCAGCAGCUUUGCAGGAACACAGCAGCUUUGCAGAAACACAAGCAGAAGAGAGAUUGCCCAUCUGAGGCAUCAGAAUGCACUGCAACAUGUCACAGGAACGAGAUUCAGAAAACAAAAUUCAAAAGCAACAGCAACAUUGUAGCAGAUGACAAAAAUGGGUAGAAAUGGCUCAAUAAAGGUUCUCUUGAAAACCCCACACUUAGAGCACAACUUGCAUCCUGCUAGUAGAAUAGUGGUGGUUGCCAAUAUGCAGGUGAUUGGCAUGGAUGUAUUGUUCUCUCUUUUGUAAACUCAAAUGUGAGAAAUAACAAAGUGACAUUCGAUAAGUUAAAGGGCUGUAAAAAUAAGAAAUGCAUAUUUUUAUUCCCCCCCCUCUUUUCCACCACCACCUGGAAAACUCCCCACGGCUCCAAAAUUUCCAGAAAAGUUGUGUCUCUAGGUCAGCGGUUCUCAACCUGUGGGUCCCCAGAUGUUGUUGGACAACAACUCCCAUCAUCCCUGAGCUCUGGCCUUGCUAGCUAGGGGUGAUGGGAGUUGUAGUUCAACGACAUUUGGGGAUCCACAGGUUGAGAAAGGCUGCUCUAGGUGGUGUUUGAAGAAGGGAAAGGCCCCUCCAUCUGGUGGGAACUAAAUGGUGGUCUAGACUGUUGUUCUGCUUUCCCUCUACCCAUCCACUCAGAGCGAGAUGGUCCUUAUGGUGAUGGUUGGAGGAGGAAGUGACCAUCUCAGCUGGAACAAUGGAAAGCUGGAUGGAGAGGCACCUCAUUAGGCUGUUAUGUCUUCUCUUUCUCCUUCUUUUGGGGCAAGAUGACUCUUAGAUAGUCGUAUGGUGGUCCUAAGACUUGCUGUCCAUCGAGCAUUAACCUACAUUGCUAGUCUUCUGAUUUCAGCUAUUAAUUAAUUAUCUGAAUUGUGUGUUCUUUCUAGGGAUUGAUCUUAUACUAUGAUCUCAUUGAAUCUACAUUUGAGAAGAAAAAGCUGCCGAGCAAAAAAGUUGAUGGUUUAGACAAUUUUCAGAAGUGCUUUAUAAUUUUAAAAUUACCCAAGGGAAAAGUGGACUUUGGCAACUCUGUUAUAUCAGUUGCUUCUGCUGAGGAAGGAAAGAAGGACUGGAAAGCAAUUCGCGUGGAUCUUGUUGUAAGCCCCUUUGAACAAUAUGCAUUUGCACUCUUAGGAUGGAGUGGAUCUAGGGUAAGUAAGCUCCUUUCCUUAAUUUGAAACCUGAGCCGAAAUUCUGAUAUUUGCAGCAUAAUAGGAAGAUCCAUAUAUCUGAACAAUAUUUCAUUUUCUAAUUGUUUCCCAUUGUCCACAGUGGGGGUUAUUUAUUUUUAAAUGUGUAUCUCAUUCUUCUACCAAAGAGUUGAGAGUGCUCUUUUAUUUUCUGAGUAGUCUGAGAAAUAGUGACCUGACCAAGUUUUGUCAUUGAGCUUUUCAGUUUAUUGGGGAUUUGAACCCAGAUCACCCCGGUGCAGGUUCAGUUCUCUGUCCUUUACACAGUACUGGUUCCAUACUAGGUUGUGCUAGGUGUUAAGAAAUUGCUUAUAUUUUUAGAAAAUGCAGUUGUUAAAAAAUCAGUCCUAAUUUUAAAGUUAAUCACGAAUCUUUGGCACAUUGGGGAUUUGUGGAAUUUGAAAUAUUUCAGCAAAUGAUGAGCCAACUGGGACCAUUCUCUAGACAUUUCUUUUCCCUGAGAUUGUAGCUAACAUUUCCCAAACAUUCUCAAACAACCAUGAGAACUACAAAUGUACUUCUUUGAAAAGACAGCUGAGUAUUGUUAUCCUUUUAAAAAUGGAAUUUCUAGUUUCUAAGACCCCUUAAUGAAAGCACCAGAACUGGAAAACCCUAAUGUCUCCCUUUCCAUAUUGCAUAGUAUUCAUGCUUGUGACAGAGAACCUGAUAUGCCCCGUUACUGCUCCUUUCAAGAAAUAACAGAUAUUAAUGAGCCCCAUCAAACUCUAUGGGACUUAUUUCUGAACAGACAUGCACUGGAAUGCUAUAUAAGCCUGAAAACAAUGCUAUGUUCAGUGUGUUCCUUUGGCAGCAGCGUGAAUGCCUUUAGGCAGAUAGCUGCAGCCAAGCACUUUGCAAACUUCUGUGCUCACUGGAAAAGUGCAAACACUUAAGCUUUUUAGACUCAGACAAAUUGUGUGAGUCACAAGCAAAUGGAGUCCAGUAUGUGUUUAAAUUAAACUAUCUCUUCUUAUAAAACUAUAACAAUCGGCAAGGCAGUUAGUAUCAGACAAAGCUAAUGUGAUGUAGUAUUACAUGUCAAAAGACAGUCCCUCUGGGUGAGCAUCCAUUAUGGAGCUCGCAUGAACUGCAGGCUACAUUCAUUACAGAGAAGAGGGUAAUGUAUGAUCGCAAUUUCAUAUUUCUUAAUGUUAUCUGUACAGUAAUGGGAUCCUGACAGACUUCCUUGUAGACGGCGACUUUGCCUUCCCCAUUCUUUUAAUGCCGGCUCUAAAGGAUCAGUCUUACUCCAGUAUUUCAAAGUAGCCGAAAUUGAUGGAGAUCUGUUGAAUGCAUCAAUUUCAAGUCAGGGAAGUGUGUUGCAACACAAGCCUUUGGUAAAUCGUAUGCUGUGAAUGCAUUUCCCCCCCUUUACUGAAAUCGGAAAACACCAUUUCUUCUUAAAAGGUGUCAUUUCAGCGAGUUUGAAUUUGGAGAUUCAUUUUGGCUUAUUAUCAUAUCGUUGCGACUUUUCUGUCUGUGUAGCAAUUUGAACGUGACCUGCGGAGAUAUGCUACCCACGAAAAGAAAAUGAUGCUGGAUAAUCACGCGUUAUAUGAUAAAACCAAGGUAUUGUCUAUCUCUCUCCCCCCCCAUUUCAAAUGGCAUUGUUGAAUUCAUAAAGCUUCCCUUAUGUUGUGUGCUGUCUGUCUUGGCUCAACCCAGUCGUAUCAAACAGUGGCAUCCAAUUCUUUCAGUAAGAAUGUUAACUUCCAGAAAACUCUAAUGGCUGCCAAUAGACCUCUUAUUGCUAGGUUAAUUAAAGGUCAGUAAGCAAUUACUGUGAAAUAUUUCACAAGAGCAGCAGUAUGCAAAAAGUGCAAAUAAACUAUAUAUUUUUAUUUAUGUUUGCUGAUGCAAUGGCCACACUUCAGUGAUUUCGCAGCGUAAUAAACUGAGAUAUGAAUAAACCUCCUGCAUCCACAUGCAGAUGAUUCACUCAUCCCUUAGCCAAAGAGGGAAACAAGUCAGAAAGCUGCAGUUAACUAUAGUCUCCUGCUAUACCGAAACUUGGAAAUUAUGGAUAAUGGCUUCCAAAUAAACCAGGAUAUGAAGCCAUGGUUUAAAGUUGGCUGGAUAGCCUGGCUUGUUUGGAAGCCAUUAAGUGUUGUUCCCAGUUUUGGAUGCAAUGGGAAACCAUAGUUAACUAGAGUUUUCUGGCUUGUUUCACUGCUUCUACAAAGGGAGGGGCAACACAGCUAUGUGUGGGUACACAAAAAUCCUUCAUAUCUUGGCUACCUCUGAUGAAGUCUGAUCAUCCAAAUGAAACCAGCGACUGAUAGCUUUCUUUCUUUCAAAAGUUGGACCCGUGUCUGUUUUGCCACCCACUUCUAAAGCAUCAGUUUGAUUUCAUGUUGGGGAGUGAAGCUCCCCAUCAGGAAGUAAUCAUAGUUUGGAAAGUGAUUGCUUUGCCCAUCACGGAUAAAUUUCACUUAGCCAACCUAUGGAAACAUUUUCAUCUGAUUUAGCUAAAUGGAUUUGAAAACCAAAGCCUUGCCACUCAAACAUGUAGUUAGAUAAUAAUAGCUUUUGAAUAGAAGCUGGAGCCUGAGAGAAGAAAAGGCCCCCAUUCUCAUUUUCCUAGUUUCUUUAAUCCUCAAGAGAAUAUAUUAUAUGAGCUUACAUUGUUCUUGCAAACAGAGACUUAAGUAAUUAUACAAACCUCACACAAAGAAGGGAGAUGUACUCUCAUAAAAAUAGAGCAAAGCCUAGAGAAUAUUCUUGAAAGGCCAAUAGUGCAGUUUGGCUGUUGAAACACAGCUAGUCUGAGAACCAGAGGUAACAUGCUCUGAGGAAGAACAGAGCAUAACAGAACUUUCCUCUAUAACCAGACCUUUGGCCUUUAACUAUCUAUGACCAUUUAGAAGUUGGCAGGAUGUUUUUAAUGUGUUUCUUUUUCCUCUUGGUUUUAAUGUAUCUAUGUGAGGUCUUUUUGGUCUGGUUGGUUGGUUGGUUGUAAGUCACUUUGGAUUUCCCUGGGCAAAGUAAAAUGACUAACAAAUUCAGUGAAUAAUAGUGAUGGCAAUGAUGUUUUCUAUAAAGAUUCUAUAAAUGUUUACUUCAGAAGUCAGUCUCUCAUGAUAUUUACUCAUAGGAAAGUGUGCAUAGGGUUGCAGCCUUUCUCUAAUAUUAAUGAAAGUAGGCCACAUCUCACUUAAAACUUGAAAGAAGCUUGUAAGAGGUACAGUGGUACCUUGGUUUUCAAAUGUCAUCCGUUCUGGAAGACCAUUCGAGUUCUGAAAUGUUUGAAAACCGAAAACUCAAUAGCCAGCAGCUAGGUCACAGGAUCUUGCAUUCAGCGGAAGCCGCGUGGCAUGUUCAACUUCUGAGGUGUGUUCGAAAACCAAAGCAUUUACUUGCGGUUUUACAGCGUUCAAAAACCAAAAUAUUCGUCAACGGAGACGUUCGAAAACCGAGGUACCACUGUACUCAUUUGGGUUGCUCAUAACUUUAGAAGACAGGAUGUGUUUUGCAUCACAAUCUAACCUAGUAUCCUUUCAGGCCUCAUCUUGGCCCACAUUUUACGGAUGAAUCAGAGCAAAUGACAACCUAUGGAAAAUCCUAUUGCCAUUUGCUCCAAUUUAGCAGUAAAACGCAAGUUUUCCCAGGAAAAGAGCUGGGACAAAGGAAAACAAAAACCCACUCUUCAGACAUGGAGCUUUAAAGCUUGCACUGAUGCCUAGAAGGAAGUCUGGAUGAGCCCUCUAUAACAUCGACCAGGUAGAUUUUUCUGGGUUCAUGAGUAUGAAGGACAAGUAAUAGCUGACUAAACUGGAUGUCUAGCAGUGAGACAUUUAGGGAGAGCACUGUUCUUAUGUCUUCACAUAGAGAUUAUACCCUCCAUGCGCUGCCUCCAGAUACUGUAAAAUGUUUAUUUCCAUUCACAGUGCAAAAUUGUAUACUCUAAUUCCUUCUCUCUGUGAAGGGAGGUCGUUUGUUCCACUGCUGCUGCUAUCCAGUGUAACAUUUGUUUGCACCAGAUUACCAGUAGUUUCAUAGCUUUGGGGGCGGGGAGCAUUUACUUUCAACACUGUAGGACCCAAGGUUCUCCCCCCCCCCCAGUUAAAAGAAUCAUAGGUAGCAGAACUAGGACCUUGGGGAGUUGCUGGCUUCUUCUGUGUAAGAUAGAUUCAUAUAUGCCAUCUGAAACUGGUCCUCUGGCUUGUAACGUAUGAAUAUGGCCUGUAACUCUCCAAAAGGCUCUUUGGGUUCCAGGAGGUGUUUAUAUUGCUUAUCUACUAUGAAUAAAUAAAUAAAUAAACAAACAAAUACCCCUGCAUUUUUUAAAGGCAGUUGCCUUUUCGUAGAAACACAGAACAUUUUGUUUCAUACUUGCUUUUAUUACAAAGAAACUCUAGAAGUGGAUUUGCUUGCCAAGUUAAAGAGGGGCUUUUAAUGGUUCUUUGCAAAACUGGAUGCUCUAGUCUAGAGUUUGGCAGAUGCUCAGCUAAAAUUAUUUGGUGAUAACAGAGAGGCAGUCAGUCUUGAGAGAACAUCUUGAUGAAUUAUACAUGGUACAUCUGCAGUGUUUGCUUUAGAUGUCUGCAGUAAUGACUGGAUUAGCCAUAAAGUAAACAUAAAGAUUCCAAAUUUAUAAUAUUGAUUUCCAAUGUGAUUGGUGUUGUUCACAUAGUCAUUACUACAAUUAAACACUGAGUCAUUGUAAACAGAUGCACAUUCUUUCACUUACUAAGUGCUUCCCCAGCUUUUAUCUCUCUGGGCAGAAGAGCAAUUUUGCAUUCAACUCUGGGAAUUUGUUUUUCUCUGCACCUGGCCUGCUUUAGAAAUCAAGUGCUCAGAUAAUCUCAGCUCUUCCUCCCCAAAAAAGAAAAAAAAAAGAAUGACCAUGCAUUGUUUUGCAUAUUAAAGCUUUCUGCACAGCAAUCCAGUUGGUAACUUUAAUUGCUAGAGAUUCAUAAUUGAUAGGUCACUUUUACAUGGGCAAUGUACAAAUCCACUUAAAUCUGAAACUAAUUAAAUUACUUUGCACACAGAAUUCUUAGCUGUAGUGUUUUCGCUUAGGAUAAAAACAUAGAAAUCCCAUGUUCAGCACAAAAGGUUGUGAUAGAAGCACCUGUGAAACUGUGAAAAUGUUAACAACACAAAUCUAGAUAGAUAGAUAGAUAAAUUUUAUUGUCAUUGUCCGUAUAUACACAGUAUACACAACAACGAAAAUCAGACACCCACCCAAAGACCGGGUUCACAUACACAUUUGCACGUAUCUCCAACACUCUCAUCCUAUUCAGACAUAAUCUAUAAAAACAUGUCAUACUCCAGAAUGUAACAUAACCUAUUAAAGGCAUAACAUAACCUAAAAACCUGUCUCAUUCCUUCCUACUCCCUGCUUGCUAUUUCUUGCAACUGGCCCUGAGAUCAUUAUUUAGUGCAAUCAGAGCUCUUGGAUAGAAACUAUUCAGAAGGCGUGUGGUUCGUGUUUUCAUUGUCCUAUAUCUUCUGCCCGAAGGCAACAGUUCAAAGAAGUUGUGAGCAGGAUGGGUGGGAUCUCUCAGGAUAUUGUGUGACUUCUUCAAAGUGCGAGACAGUGAAGAUCUCAUCCAGGGUUGGUAGUUGGAGCCCAAUAACGUUCUGGGCAAUUUUAAUUAUUCUCUGUAAAGCUUUUUUAUCCGUUUCAGAGCUGCUCCCAUACCACGAUAAUAUACUAUAGGUUAAGACACUCUCGAUGGUACUGUGGGGUGCAAUCAAAUGUGUACAGGGAAUAGAGAAAGGGACUUAGCACACAUCCCUGAGGGGCUCCUGUGCUUAAUACUAGAGUAGAAGAAUAGUAAGGGCCCAUUCUCACUGUCUGCGGCCUAUCAGUCAGGAAAUUCCUUACCCACAGACAGAUCUUCUGAUGUAUACCCAAAUUGGUCAUUUUAAGAAAUAACCUGUCUGGCAGAAUUGUAUUGUGAAAUAAAACACAAAUCACUGAAUACCGGUCUUCGGAGUGCCGAGCCGCUGCAAGUGCUUGCGCCGCCAUCUUGGUGUUAUUGCCAACCUGUUAGCUGACAAAUCCACCAAUGUGGUGGGCAGUAUAACUUCUUAUAAGAGCCUCUGCUUCUGUUUUGUCUACUUGCCAUGUUUUCACUCCAGCCAAGUGAUUCUUUAACGCCAAUAAAACCAAAUCAGUUCACCUGGGGCUUGCAACAGGCUUUCACAUGUCACAGUGAGCCUUCAUUCCCUUUACAAGUCAGCCAGCUAUGACUGCCAUGGCUCAGAUAUUAUGGUGUUUGUGAUAUCAUUGAACCAUGGGGACACACAACUGACUGUAUUGGGGCAAUGGAUUGUGUGUUCUGAGGUCCACGAGCAACUUUUGUAUAAUUAAAGUUUGCUGCUGCGUGUUGAUACCAAGGGGAUUCUGAUAAAGAUUGGUUUAAAGAGCCUCAGAGCCUUUUGCUGUAAAGGGACAGACUUCUCUAAGCUGCUUAUAAAGUAGAAUAGCUAACUAAAACACUGCUUCAGAGUUACAGAAAAACAGUAGCUCUCAUAUGAAUACUGUAUCUUAAAAUGUUUUACCUAUGCUUUCCUUUAUCUACGUGCUAUGAAGCUCUGAGGUGCUAAUACUCUUGUCACAGUUGGCAUUUUGGGGUAAUUUAUCUGAAAGUACAUCUGAAAAAUGGUUAGAUAAUUUCAUCAUGAUCAUGGGCACAAUCCAGUGCAGUAUUUUGUACCCUUCUGAGUUCAACAGAAUUUAAGUGCAUAUAAAUGUCCACGGUUAGUAUCCCAUGAGUAUGACUGUGUCCUAUACCACAGACAUGUUGCCAUUGGUUUGCAGAGAAAGACAGCAACCGUCUUUAUCUUUGGUCCAUUUUUUGUCAAUUUGUUUACUUGUUUAUUGAUUUGUACAUGACCCUGGAAUCUACUAGGGUAAAAAGCAGUGCAUAAAUAUUUUGAAUAAACACAUCUUAAACUUUUCAUUCCUUCUCAUAGAACAGCCUUCUAUGUGGCAUCUACUGAUCCUACACUAGGGCUUCAUCUUUAAGAAAUAGCUAAAAACAUGCCCAUCAGAUGUUUGGUGAAGAAGCAGGAGCUGAAGCCAUGUGCUUUCCCUUCCAUUGGAAUUCCAGCAUUCUUUGAACAAUUGAAUAUGCACAACCCUGGCUUAUUGGCCUAGAAAGAGGAAAUGCAUGUCUGAUAUCUGUUUACAUGCACAAUUGUGUAUUGGUCUGGGAUAUGAUUGUGCAUGCCCUUGGAGCCUAGCUGGACUGGGCCAUGGAUUUUACACACAACUUUUACCAGACUUAGGAAAAGGUGACUCUCAUCAGAUAUAUUAGUUUAUAUGGGAUUUGGGGCACUAUUCUUCCCUGCAUAAACUCACAUGCAGAAGGAUACCUGUAUGCUUAUUUCUUCUCCCUCCAACUUUGCACAUGCGCAGUCAGCUGACCAGAGUUGCCUGGGGGAAUGAGAGGCCUACACAUACUCCCCAUAUUCCCAUUCAGUCAUCCACCUCUUCUAAACCAAGUUUCUCAUAACCAUCUGCUGCACUCUAUGUGCUGAGAGGGAGGAGCAAGGAGCUCUAUUGCAUUCUAUGGGAAUUCCUCUGCAGGCACCACAUCCUCCCAUAGGGAAAUACUAUGCCCAUGGGAUUAUAUAACAAUAUAAUAUAAAUAUGGUGAGCAUAUAAUCAUUCCAAAGGAACAGGGGAAUAAACCUGAUGUGCUUGCAAUAUUUUUUGCCAAGCAAUUUGUAAAUACUUGUUAUUUCCAACAUUUGCUUGAUAAAUUAGUUUUAUCUAAUAAGCACAUUAGAGGUGAUUUUAUUUCAUAGGAUAGAUAUCACAAAAAAAUCAUUUAUAGAAACAUAUAGGGCUUCAUUAAUUUAUGAUUCUAAAACUUGUCAAUGAUCAAAUGAAACUAGGGUACAUAAUUCUGGUUCAUAUUUGCUUCAAAGUGUAUUCAUGCUUAGACUGCUUAGAAUAAAUUCCACUGCAUAUUUUAAUACUGUUCCUCAUGAUUUUUCUCAAGGGCUUUGAGUCAGUGGCUUAUGUUCGGAAAACUCCUUGUUCAAUCAGAGUUUGUUAUAAUGUCAUUUCAAAGAGUGAUGGUUUUCCAUCUAAUUUAUUUGUCGUUAUAUUUGUAGCUGGAUUAAGGAUAGAUUAGAUCUUUAAAGCAUGCACUGUAAUGCGAAUAUUUCUACAACAAAAUGCCAGUUAAAUGUGGAAUUUACAUUCGUUGUAUAAUAUAAGGCCUAAGGCAUGUCAAAUUGUUUACCCCUGGAGUCUGUUUUAUCAAAGUGAACAUAUAUAAAUAUCUCAUGUACAAUACAGUGCAAAAUUGCCUCUUCUCUUCUCCCGUCCAACACAAAUUUCAUGCCGUUAUCUCAUUUGCCCUUUCAGACUUGACCCAGUUUGCACAUAACAAUAAGCCAAAUUUUAGCAAGUGUGCUGCUGCAUGGUGAGAAUAUUUUUGCCAUUUUGUUCUUCCUCUGGUCUUGGUCUGCUGCACUAUGGUUUGGCUCAGCAUUACAUCAGAACGUGGAUUUGUAGUUUGUCUUCCUCCAAACAAACCACAAGCUGUAACCAAGGUUUGUUCUUGGCUCACCAAAGUGGCUGAGGUUUUCUCACUGUACACCAGCACACUUGCUUGUUCACACUAAGCCACAGUUCAUGCUAAGCAGACUCAUUUUUUUCAACACGUUAAUCAUUUUGAAGAUCAGGAACUUAGUCCUAAAUCUGUCACAUCAUCCACUUAGCAAAUAAGCUUCAAUAAUUGGGUACAAUUUUUGCGCACACCAGCAGCCGGUAUAACUUCUGGGCAAAUAGCUAUGAAAUAGACGAAGGUAUGUAUGCUUUAAGAUGUCUUCUGAACAGGAAUCUUUUACUUUCUUCAUUAGUAAGUUAUUCAUACUGAUGUCAUUUAAUAAAUGAGUAUCAGUAAAGAUAAAUUUGAUAAAAAGUGAUACUGCAAUCCUCUUGGGAAGAAACGUAUUUCCUGGUUUUCUGUAUGGCACCAUGCACAUUGAUGUUAUGACCUCAUCAUUAUCAUUAUCAUCAUCAUCAUCAUCAUCAUCAUCAUCAUCUCAGGUACAGCAGCAACAAUAGUGUUUAGAGUUGCUACUCAAAUAUUUGUAUUCCAUCUAGCAUUAAAGAAGUUGGGUAGAGCUUUCUGCAAUCUGAUUUACAAACUUGCAUUAUGUUUAACUCAGCAUUGCAUCCAUUAAUUCACAUCCCAAGGUAUUAGUAAUGCCUUUGUGGUCUGAAUUUCUCGUUGUUGUUUUUUUAUGAUGUUCAGACUUCUAGAGGAAGAAGGUGCUGUUCUUCACAAAGCAGGGAGAUUUGCUUAAAAACUCUAGCUCUGUAUUAUUUCUGGUUUUCUGACACAAUUUUCAUGUAGUUCUCAGUUACAGAUUGCCAAUGGAAACCUUUAAAAUAUCUGUUUUUUUAAAAAGGGCUUGCUAAUCUAAAAGGCAUAAAAUAAAUGAUACAAGACAAAGCUAGCUUUUCAGCUAGAAUGUAUAAAGCAAGCAAGGGAUAGAGGUGGGAGAAGAGAAUAGGCAAGUUCCAUAAUAAGUGGUAAUCAAAUGAGUAGUCCUGAGCAGUAGCCAGACCAAUAUAUAUGACAUGGGGAUCCAAUCAAAUUAUGUUCCCACUCAGUUUUAUAGACAGAAGCACUAGAUCUGUCUUACUGGAUGUUGCAGCUGUUUAAUCUGUGUUGUAUCCUCUGCAAUUGAAUAAAAUGCGUAAUAAUUGGGGAAGUCUGUAGUUCCGCCUGAUAUUUCAAUUGAAGACUAAGUAUUGAUGUUGAUAUUUGUGCAGUGAAAUAUCUGAGAAGAACAUUUUCAUCUUGUUGGCUUAUGCUGUUGGGCCAACAUACCUUUGAGUCCAUGCCUAAUUUUUCACCCAUGAUAUUGCCUUGUCUAGAGAAUUCUCCCUCCCCCAACCCAGUGUGUCUCUGCCUCCUCAGUAGGAUAUUCCAUUCUGUGCUUUUAUUUAGGAUUAUUCAAUCCUGAGCGCUUUAGGAAGAUGCUGCCAAGUGCUGCAGACUCAUGGGAUUGGGGGACGUGUAAUUGAAAUCGAUAGGAACAAGAAAAUAAUCACUUAGAAGUGCUAUUUUGGGAUUUGUAGAAACGUGAAUGUCAAUAAGAUGAGCAUCCAGUUAUUUGUGCUGUAGUGUUUGUUUUGCUGACAUUUGAUCACUUAGUCCAUUCAAACUCAUUUCUGAUUUACCCAUCUUUGGGGGGAGUCAAAAGUGUAUGAACCAAACACAUCCCAUUUGAUUAAUUACUAAUUUUCUUUGGACAGCAAUAAAAGACUGCAUGUAACUCCUGAAAUAUCUCAAUGUUAAGAAUGGGGGAAACCUUCAAGAGUGUUUGGUGUUGGGGAGAUGUUUGGUGUUGCCUUUGCUGUUAAUUUAAUCUGCUCAAGGCUUCCCUAUCUUGCAUGAUAUAAUGUGGAACGGAAUCUCCCUUUACAGCAGAGUGGAUAGACAAAGGGGAUGAUUGAUAAUUGGUUAUGCCUCCUCCUCCUCCUCCCCCUUGUGAUGGAAAUGACAUUGGUUGGGAUCUCAAACGCAGGGGAGACCCCAGUUAGCAGUGGAAACAGUUUUGUGGCACAGUGCCAUGCUGUCUCGCCAAAUGCUAGCUCCAGCUACAGAGAAGCCAGUAGGAAAACACUUCAAUCUCCCAGGACAUUCAAUACAAGAUCUCAAAGCAACUGUUUUAUCACAAAAGAAUUUCAGAAACAGACUUGAAAGUUGCUGAAUUACAACUUAUCACUAAAUAGAAAACUAUGGAGAGACCUGGUCUUAAUAGAGAUAUUGGAUUCCUGUCUCGUUACAUAUGCUAAUCAUCUGCAUACUAUCCCUUGCUUUUUCCUGCAGUCGUUAACAGUCAGUCGUCAACAGGUUUACCAUACCCAUUGAGUCAAUCACCCAUCUCCUACCACCCUCCUGAGAAAAACCCCACCCCACCCUCCCACUAUAUAUAAGGGUCUGGUGACUUCUGUUUUGGUGUAUCUGAAGAAGUGUGCAUGCACACGAAAGCUUAUACCAAGAACAAACUUAGUUGGUCUCUAAGGUGCUACUGGACAAUUUUUAAAUUUUUUAAAAAUAUAUUUUGACUGCGUCAGAUCAACACGGUUACCUACCUGAAUCCAGAUACCUUGUAAUCAAUAACAUUGUGGCCUGGUUUAAGCCCCACAUACAUUUCAGCCUUAUUGUUACCCAACCUUUGACUCUGGAGCAGGUUAAUGUGCCCACCCCACAACUCUCAUAGUCCCUGACCAUUGGCCAUGCUACCUGGAAUCCAAAACAUCUGUGGAGCACCACUGGCUCCCCCUGCUCUAGGCACACACAACCACCCAUUCUUAUUAUAGAACUUCAGCUGAAAUCUUAUAUUCACUUACCUGGCAGUGAGCCCCAUUGAACUCAGUGGGACUUCUACUUUAAACUAAGCUUAGGGCUAUGAUGCAGGACAUGGGCUACAGAAUGGCAUUUGUCAACUUGGCUAUCUUUCUGAAGGCUUGUUUGCCAAGGUUGACUAAUUGGCCACACAGCUGAGGGGUUUAAUGAAAAAAAAAAACAGCUAUAAAAUUUACUUUUAAUACCAAAUUAUCUUUUAAUUCUUUGAGAUAAAUCCAGUGCUAUGGUGCUUUUCCAUUUUGCUAAAUGUUUGGAACUCUGCAAGUUCAUAAACCCAGGAAUAUUAAAUUCCAAAUGCAAUGUGUGUGUAUGGUUUUUUUUUUUAAUCAGUUCUAGUUUUGGGUAGAUGUUUCCUUUGUGAUGGCCUUUCCUGCCUGAACUUCCCUUUUUGGUGUGUGUGCGCCAUUUUUCAAUAUAUGUCUCUUCUGCUGUGUAAGAUUAAAUGCAUAAAAUAAUCUGUACUCUUUUCCGCAUCUGGCAUUGCUCAGAACUUCACUUAAGGACAUCAUUGUUUCAGGCUCAGCAUUCAAUUGGCAUUUGUAUUUUAAGGCUAUAUAUACCUGAAUCACACCUGCAUGUAUAUAUAUUCUGAGCCUGAGAAUGUAUUUAUUGAUUACAUUUCCCAUUCAAGGCAUUCUUUCAGAAGAAAAGAUUAGGAAUAUGAUCAGCCAAAAUUGAACAUUUUUAAUUUCAAUGGGUUUCAAAGUUUGACUGCAACUUUUUGAAGAGUUAAGUGCAUGUGAUCUUGGUUGGAUCAUGUUCCUAUCUUCAUUCUCUUACACUUCCCCCAUUAACUGUGACUCAUUAAACUAGUAAUUAAAGUAUAACAUAUAUACUUCUUAUAAUUUGCACACUAUCAUUAAUAAGUCUGUUGAAAGUGAAAUUAUAAUCCACAUAUAUAUGGGUCUAGUAAGGGGUGAUAGAGUUGUCUAACAUUUUCCAUGGAAGAAAUAAUUUGUGCUUUAUUGGAAUGUUUUAAAUAUUAUUGUUCACUCAUGGAAAAUUCUCCAAAAGGUGGGCUAUACUUUUAUUUAUUUAUUUGUUUAAAAGUCAAAAGGACUAUGCAGAUUCCUAAUGAGUAAGAAUAUAUGCCACUGCAUUUAUAUGAAUCACUGCUGUAAGGCUGAAUUUUCUCUGAGGCCCAAAAGCUACACUCAGUGGAAUUUUAGCUCAUAGGAACUAAGGCACCAGGUAAAUACAUCUUUCCAGACCGGAUUCCACCCCCACUGGAUUUUAUCCAGAUGUUGUUCAACAAUGUAGGAAACGCUAAGGAUGAUAGCCAUUGUAAGUGAAUGUACUGAAAUCAAUAGACUUCCUGUGGGAAUGACUUACCUGGAGAUGGUUGCUGAAUCCUUGAUUCCUUGGUAUCCUAAAAGAACGAGCAUGAAAGAAGCCUGAGUGGAGGCUGAUGCCAGUAGUGUAAGAGAAACCCUCCUGGAUCUGACCAAAAGCCCAUCUAGUCCAGCACCCUGUUUUCUCCUCUUCUUCACCCUGUGUCCUUUUUUUGUGUGCUUCAGAAUUUCAAGCCUGCUCUGCUCUGCUUGGUUUCACAGCCCAGGUGAUUAUUCUGUUUUCCUGGGCUCAUUUCCUCCAACCUUGGAUGCCUGCCUUGUUGGCUCUCUGGAUCCAAACCAUUCUGAGAGCUAAUUAACAAGCAUUGAGUUUAUUGCAUCUGACUAGUGACUUAAGCCUUGUUCUGAUACUACAUUGUACAUGUGGUUCUCCUGUUUUGGGAUAAUGCAGAUGUCAAUGGCUUUUUGCAUUUCCCCACAUAAAUUAGGAAGUGUCCACAGUUCUGCAUCGGAAUGACUUGAUAUGAAUGAAUCAGAAGUUUGGAUGGAGAACAUCAGAAAACGCAGAUGGAUUGGUGUUAAUGCUGCAAUACAUGCUGCCAAUUUUCAUGGUGCUAGGACUAAAAAAAAAAGCUCCUUUGAGAGUGUCUCUCAUUAUCGGGCACUUCAUCUACAUAAAACUGAAGUUCUUGUCUCAGAUAGAAAAUCCAUCCUAGCAAUUUCCAGCAAUGAACUGAUCGUGAUAAUUGCAUUUGUAACUUGAGAAAUGUGCAGUCUGAAUAUUGACUUUAAGACAAAUGCACAGUGGUUUGUAGCUUGAGGAAUAUGUGCAGCUUUAGGUGGCAAAAUAUGAAUCUGUACCACCCAACAGCAUGUAGAAUUUCAAAAGAAAAAUAUUUUAUAUUGAAAUGGACAAGAGGGCAGUUUGACUGCUCUGUGUGAAACUUUUCAUCUGUCUUUUGGUUAAUUUAGUUGAAAGUUCUUUUUCUGUCCCCAUCCUUUCUGAUUCUGCCCAUCUUUGCUGCCCACAGUACAUGUAAGCUCAGAGUAGGGUCUACUUGAAAUACAAUCAAUAAAAAAGGGACCCAAGUUGAACCCUGAAAAAGAGUGUUCCUUGUUCCACAGGCUUUUUGGGAUAACAAAAAAAUGGCUUUCAGUUACACGUAUUUCAUGUAAUAACUGUUGGCCUGUCAAGAAAAACCUCUAUGGACUGUGGCGAUGUUUCUGGGAUUGGCUGCACAAGUGUACUGAUACAUUCAAUAAAUAUCAGUGGGCUCUUGACUUUAUAGAACCUUUUGAGCUCUGGUACAUCUAUCUCCUUACAAGUGUAAAACUUUCUCUGGUGCCUGCCUUAUGAUGGCAUAUUUAACAUGGGCUAUUCCCCCACCUCUUAGACUGCUAUGAAUUUUGAGCAAAUGUAUCCAUUCAUGUGAUUUCAACCACAUAUCAUUGUUGGAAGCAGCAACAUUUCUUCGUGGGUUUGAUCAUAUUCUUGCUCCCCUGAUCCAAUUUAGGACCUGAUCAGACCCUUUGAAGAGGCCAUGGAGAUUUAGGGCCAAGCUGGAUCUGGGCUCCGAACCAAAUCAGGGGUUGGGAACAGUCUUUAGUUAGGCUUGAAAACCCUGGUUAAACAUGUGGUUGAGGGUGCAUGCAUGCAUCUCCCCCCUACCUCUUGCUCCCAGACAUAGCCCUCUCUUUGGCAGCCCUGGAUUGCUCCAGGUGUUCCUGAUCUGAUCCAGGGCCACCUCAGCCUGCUCCAGCCUAAUCCAAGCUCAACCAAAAUCACCUCAGUUUGGAUCAGGAUUUUCUUGUGCACAAAUCACUCAACUUGCUGGUUUUGCUUUAUGUUCUGCAAGCCGUUUGGGGGUCGCUUGUUACAUAAAAGUGGGGUACAAAUUAAUGUUCAUCCAUAACAAUAACAAGUUCCUAGCAGAGGCAAGAGUCAAACCAGAGACUUCCCAGUUUGUAGCUUGCUCUCUUAGACCCAUGCUGUGUCCUCUGAGAUGGUAACAAUAAUAUAUGGGCUCUAGGAGAGGGAGAGAGGAGAAACUGCAGGACCUCUCCCUCAGCUCUGCUGAAAGACCAGCAGCUUGAGGCUCCUCAUCUCCAUGGAAAUCUUUCCAUUUCAGCUGGCCAUGACAAGAACUCAGCAACUAAGAAAUAGCGCCUGAGUUUGCUUUGUUCCUCCUCUCCCAACCUCCCUUCCUUUUGUGUCAUGCCUUUAAGAUUUUAAGCCAGAGAGUGGGGGAGUCUUAUCUUAACAUUUGUAAGCCCCCCCUUUUUUUUGCCCGAGGAGCGUGAGAAAAAUGUUUAUGUUGUGUAUGUAAUAAAGACAACAAGCAUGAAGAUUUUUUUAAAAAUGGAUCAGGAUCUGGGAUUUGGCCCAAACAACCAUAGCAAGUACUCAUUGUUAUGAUGGGGGGAAGAUAGGAAGAGGAAGAUGAGGUCAGAACCAAGCUUGUCUGGCUUUUUCCUAGGCCUGUGAGGUAGUGCCUCUUUGUGUGCUCCACAGAGAAAGAGGCCUUAGACUCUCCUUUUAGCAGAAUUGGCUGUGUUUGGGGCAAGAGAAAUAUCCUUCCUCUUCUAGAACUGCCUCUACUGUCACUGCUGUCUUGCUCUUAGGGAGGCAAGCUAGCGGUAAUGGGAGAUGAAGACCAAACUCAACUGUAUGAAAGGGAGGCCUUCCUUUUCUUGGUGUGCACUUGCAUACCUCUUCCUGGCUGAUUUUUGCCCGGGAAGGCAAAUCCAGUGGUGAAGUUCCUUUGUGCAUAAAGUGUCUCUGUGCCUUCUACAAACAGAAUACCUUUUCCCAUUAUUAUCUGAACUACUCAUGGCUAUUGACUUUGCAAGACCCAGCCUUCAGAGCACAAUAGGCAGAUGAAACCACUUUGUUCCUUCAUCUUUAUUGUGAUUGACCCACCUGCAUGAAUCUUGAAGUGCUUUCAGGAAGAAAUGGUUUCAUUAUUGCCCUUUGUGCAGAGCCCUAUUGAAAAGGAAAUCAUAGAAUUCUAUGAUUUCCUUUUCAAUAAGGCUGUGCACAAAGGGCAAUAUUUGGGUUCAGAUUUGUAACAUUAGUGCUAGGAAGGAUCCCCGUGCUCUGCUCCAGCUGUCACCUCUCCCUCUCCCAUUGAGAUCCCAGUUUCUGCUGUCACCUUAUCACUUUCUGUAUUCAAAGUGGCACCACUUAAACUUGUGAGUGAGGAGGGCUUGGGUGAGAAAAGCAGGUGGAGACAAGGGGGAGGAAGUUGGGACAACAGGUGAGGGACAGAGAGGGGGUGAGAGAUUGGACUGAAUGUGCACAUUUUCUAAUUUCAAUCUUUCUUAAAGCUGUGCACAGCACUUAACGUUUAACUUACAGAGCCAGAUUGUUCAGGGCAAUUUAAUUUUAUGGAGUACCUUCUAGGAGCCAUUUACAAGAAGCUCAAAGACUUGUUUAGAGAUGCAGAAGAAUGGAAUGUCCAUCAAAACAUUUUAUAUCUCAGAGUGAAAUCACAGCACAAGGUCGUGUAAGCCAUGCCUAAAUGUUGAUGCGCAUUUCACGAGACGUCAAACACGUGAAGCGUGUUAUCAGGUCAUCCUUUGCUUCGGGGCUCCCAGGUUGCAUGUUGGAGAGACACCUUUUCCCUUUAAAACUUCUACUUCAUUGGGAGACUUGGGCACAUUCUCAAUCCUGCAUUCUGUUCUCCUCCUCGAUCCUAUGUAAUGCAACUGUCCCGAUAUAUUAUGGUUGGGGUAGGUAAUAGGUAUGGGUAGGAGAAUUUGUGGCUGCCUUAUGUCUCAAUUUAGCAGUGAUUUAAAGCUCCUGGUCGAAAGAGCACUGGAUGUUAUAUUUAGAUUAUAUGGAAAAAAAUAUAAUAACAAGAAAAUUAUCAUAACUGGAUGAACAAAUACUCAGCAGUAUAUGCUACAACAUGAGACAAUGUAAGCUAAUGAGAAUAAUGUAGAAGAACAAGAAAACACAGUUAAAACCAUAGUAGAUAGGAAACCAAGGAAAGAGUGGAAGGGAAGUAAAAGUAAAGAUAUAUAGGAUUUAAGCAGCUUGGAGGAAUAUAUAUAUGUUACUAUUAUUAUUACAUGUUUAUGUUAUAUAUUUAUGUUAUCGUGCUUCUUUUCGGUUUGUGCAUGAAUGUAACAGAGUAUGUGUUGAUGGCGAGAUAUAACAGAAAAGCAAAUAAAAAAUAUUUGGGGGAUGGUUCUGGUAGAAUAGCAAGAUCAGAACCAGUGGGAACAAAAAGUAGAAAUCCUACAGCUCUGGGUUAUAAAUGUAUUUAACUGAAUAUAUUUAUAGCUCACCUUCCCAGCCAGUAUGCCAUUCAUUCACAACCUAGUUAAUGAAGGGCACUUUGGAAAAAGUGCUCAGCAAAGAUAAUUUGUGAAUUUAAGAUUUCUCUUGUAUGUCAAAUCAUUUUGGAAAAGCUACAUUUGCAAUAUUAAUAGAACAAAGCCAAAACAAGUUAUGAGUUAAAAGGUGGUUUUGAAAUCUGAUCCUGGUGCACUAACAAAGAUUCAUUGAUUAAAAUGUUAACGAAGAUCAUUCACUUCACGCUUCACAUGUCUUAUUGAUAAUUGAAACCAGAAUGAGAAAUACAGCAUUGCAAUUCAUAGACAGAAGUCAUUUGCAAAACAGCCAUUUUGUAUUAAGUGUAGUUAAUGGUCAUGUUAGCAACCAUAAAUGUCAUAUUUAUAUUCAUUGAAAUAAUUGCUCAGUUAAGAUAGGGAGUGAGUUCCUGCAGACACAAAUAAUUGAUCCUGAGUUACAAAAAUAUCAUUACAAGCAUAAAGAAAAGCGAAGCCUCUGUAUUUUUGCGUUUCCGCACACUCUAUGAAAAGUUAGUUCAUUUGUCGGUCCAGAAAAGGAUAGCCCUUCAUUAAGAACAUGAUGAUGAAUUUUCUGGUUCUUUCUGAUGAGAUCAAGAUCAGUAGUAUCUCUGUGAUUCUCUACCCAGUUCCUUGGGAAUCACUGCACUGAAUUUGAUGGGAUUUACUUCUGAGUAAGGGACACGGGUGGCGCUGUGGGUUAAACCACAGAGCCUAGGAUUUGCCGAUCAGAAGGUUGGCGGUUUGAAUCCCCACGACGGGGUGAGCUGCCCACCUAGCAGUUCGAAAGCAUGUCAAAGUGCAAGUAGAUAAAUAGGUACCGCUCUGGCAGGAAGGUAAACGGUGUUUCCGUGCACUGCUCUGGUUCACCAGAAGCAGCUUAGUCAUGCUGGCCACGGAAGCUGUAUGCCGGCUCCCUCGGCCAAUAAAGCAAGAUGAGUGCCGCAACCCCAGAGUCGGCCACGACUGGACCUAACAGUCAGGGGUCCCUUUACCUUUACUUACUUCUGAGUAGACAUUUUAUAGGGUUGGAUUAUAAAAUGGCUAAGAAUGUUAUUUCAAAUAGAAUUGUGUGUUUUUUGUUUUCAAAAAUUAUUACCUUCCCAAGGCUUAUGCUGCUCUCUUUUUCAUUUUUACAGAAAAUUUUCCUGAAAGCUGCAAGUGAGGAAGAAAUUUUUGCACAUCUUGGUUUGGAUUACAUUGAACCAUGGGAAAGAAACGCAUAG
Podarcis lilfordi (Lilford's wall lizard) is the source of this 93428-nucleotide messenger RNA. Lineage: Eukaryota; Metazoa; Chordata; Lepidosauria; Squamata; Lacertidae. The record is from the annotation of a GenBank genome assembly.